AUCCCACAUUUGAACUUGCAGCCAAAGGGGCUCAGUGGUUCUUCUUUCACAAGGACUCAAUACAGACACACGCUGGAGAGAGGUCUGGGAUCAGGUGCCAUUGUACAACCUGGAAACUUAGAGUGAUAACAGCUUGCCAAGAGAAGGCACCCAAAGCAUCCACUGACCUGGGGAUAUACAGCUUCACCAUCACCCAGCAACACUGGAAUAGAUCAAUUUACUAGAGUGGAUUUCAUGCAGGAGAAACACUGAUAGGUCACCUUUCAAGGUAAUCCAUUGUAUUCCAUAUUCUGCCUGUCUAGUGAGAACUGUCCUUCUUAACACAGGUAACCACAACAAAAUAUAGAAUCAAAUUAUACUCACUGAUAUAGGAAAAAAAAUGUGUUUUAAUUGUUUUUUUCAUGAACCAGGGAAUUUUUUGGGCAUGUGGAUUGCAUUAUUAGUGUUUUCUCAACUUUCUGAAUGUGACGCUUUGUUAUCUAACAGAUAGGUUUACAUAGCAAUGAAUGGAGCAUUAUUACACACUGCUUUCAUAGAAUGUAAGAGGGGUCUGGAGUGAUGCUGACAUGUUACAGUUCUAUUACUGUCUCUUAACAUGUUCCUGGAAAGCUGUAUUCUGCAGAGCUGCAGAGGCAAAGCUUUUGUCUAAGGCUGAAAAAAAAAAAAAAAAAAAAAGAUCCACAAAGGCUUUUUAGUUUUUAGCCACCCCCUUAAAAAAAAAUAAAAAAUAAAAUACACACACAAAAAAAAAACCUUAAGAUGAUUAGGGACCAGGUUUCUUAUAGCAGAAACACACAGGGGGUAAUUUGUUAGAACUAUGAAAGAACCCCCAUCAAAAAAAUAAUUAAUAUAGAUAUUUGUUUUGCUCUCAGUUAAGACAAAGGGGAACAUGGAACUAAACUGCACCCCUUUGUCCUUUUUUAGUUUUUUUUUUUUGUUUCCCACACACCAAAAAUGUGAUUUAAAAAAAAUAAUAAUUCUAUUUGUUUCACAUAUAUUACAUCAAACAUUUGUUUUCAUUCAAUUUUGUUAAACGUGUUUAAAAAAAACCCCCCAAAAAAUAAAUGAAUAAAUAAAAUGAAUGAAUGUAACAACUAAUUUUUAACAAACAAAUAAUUUUUAUUAGAACAUCGUUCAUAUAUUAAAUGGUUGGGAUGGAUACAUUGUUAGAUGCAGUAAGUACUAGCUAAUGUAAUACACGCAGAGACAAAGCUACAUGUUAACUAUAUUUCCAUGCACAGAGAAUGUUACCAGAGUUUGGAACUCACAUGAAAAGGGUUUGCAACACAAUCCUUAACUUCCCAAGUUAAAGACAUGUAAUUCACACCAAAUUCUACAUAUUGACUCCUACAAGUUAAUGAGUUAAAUAAGGCAUUAGAUCUCCCAGGACUGUGUACAUUGUCAAAAGCAAUAUUUACCCUCCAGAUGUUACUCAGCUUUUUUGGGAUUCCCAAGCAUCUAUGUAAACUAUUGCAAUUCAAUCCUGGAGUGUUCUUAAAUACACAGCGUGGCUUUAUGUGUUCUAAGGCUUAGCUGCUGCAGAGAACCAGGAGGGGAAAAAAAAAAUACACUUUUCUAACAAAGAAAGUCCCAACCUCUGCAUGUCACAAUAAUUUAUCGCAGUGGCCGCUGUAUAUUAACCUGCUGUGGUAAUGCUCUGGCUAAUCAUCGAUAGAUGGAUGAAUGAUGUGGUUUGAGAGUCGCAGAACCGAUAUAUUGUAUUGUUCGUCCGUUCAGUUAGCUUUUCAUAGGAUGUCUAGGAAUGUACUAUGCGGAGUUUGAGGGUACAACAGCGACAUCUGCUGGAGGAAAAGAUAACUACACAUAUACGUCUUUGACUACUGCAAAAGCCAACACGAGGUCUGCUACACACCCCCUUUUGUGUCAUAUCUCUUGCUCACACCAUUUAGUCCUCACAUCUACUAAAAAGAAUCCUAAAAGAUACAAAUGAUAUAGGGAAACGGGGACCCUGUUUGAUUAAAACACACUGUCUGCCGGGGAUUCUUCUAUUUUCUUCCCCUAAUCUAGAGUAUUUUGUAGUCCCUUAUUAUUGUUUUAUUUUUCAUUGUUUAUUUGAAGACAAAACACUGAAUUUUAAACAAAGCAAAAAAUAAAAAGCAGGUUGGCAGAUUUUGCUGCGUAUGAAAUUGCCUUAAAACAAGGGGGGGGGGAGAUCUAAUGGGGGAAAUUUAUCCCAUCCACUAGACAGAACAUAGGCUGUUACACAUUGCAGAUUUGUUCACCAUACAUGGAUACAUGGCUUGCUGUUCGCCAUGGGCGGGGUUACCUGUCACUGGUACUGAAAGGGUUAAUUAUCAAUGUACCUAACGUUCUAGAGCUGUUUAUGUGGGCCUGUGUGCUAGUUAAAGGGUUAAUGACUUACUGUAUCUGAUUAGCAGCUUUUAAUAAAAGGCUUAAACUGUUUAACCCUUUACCUGGGUUAUAUCCCUUAACACUUCAGGGGUUUCUGGCAGUCAUGUAGUUAAAUAGAAAAAGGAGAGAAAAAGCAUCUAGCAGGCAAGCACUCAUCUUGGCAAAUAAGACAGUUCUGCAAAGAGGGAAGGGAUGGUGGGAUCAUAAAAGAUAAUGUCCUAUUCAGAGCCCCCUUUAGAUCUUUAAUCCUAUUGAGUGUGACUGGGUGAAUUGCAAAGUAAGCAAAUUGUAGAACUGGGAGACUGAGCAGUGGUGUCCAGUGAAUGGAGAUGCUGGGGGUUUGGGGAUCUCAUUUCUGCUCUAAGAUGAUGCAGUCCUGGAUCAUAUUCUCUUAACAAAAGCCAGCUGUCUCCAUGAACCACAGCUGGGGCGGUGACUGCAAAGAGAGGAGGAAGGGAGGCUGCAGAGUACAAAACGGACAAGGUCCAAGAAAGAUCCCAAUUAUUAAUCGCCACGUGGACCGUAGCAAUAUACAGGGAGAGGGCAGACAAUAUAAACAGAGAAAGCACGGUCAGGUCCAUUAAGAAAGCCCCCUACUAAUUGAUUAAAUUAAUAAAGUGUUCUGCGCCCUCCCGCACAGUUAUUUGUAACCUUUGGAGUAUAUUGCAAGGCAGAUACAAAAUCUCACGUGGAUAGAAUACACAGUUUGUAAUGGUAUACAUAUGGACUUGGUUUAUGUCAUGCACAUCAAUCUUACAACACAGCACUUUCUCUUCUAAAUCAGGAAUAUUAACUGUGAGAAUACUUCCAUUAUUUUAAACAAUAGUGUCUUGUGGUGGCACACAUUGUGUGGUUCAGUAAGCAGUCUAACACAGUGUAUUGUAGCUGAUGACUGAGGCUGAUGAUAAUUGCAGUCCAUGGCAGCUGUAAUGACAAUUCUCCAGUUACACCUUUAUGUCAAUGAGCUGUUAGAAAAUAAUGACUUACUGGAGACCACCAGGGCUGGUGAGAUACUUUGCACUCAAGGGAAGUAAUGACACCCACCCAAUUCUCCUCUAACAUUAAUAAAUCGUAUAUUCAGAAUACCUGAAUAAAAUAAAUUAAUCAAUGUAUUUCUGAGCCUAUCACAUCACCACCCAGCAAGAGGCAAUGGCAGAGACUGACAACUGGUUAUUGUUAAAGACCACCAGUUAUAGUGGGGAGGGGGAGGAGGGGAGGUGAACGUGUAAACUCCUGCAGAAGAAGUUGCCAAGUAGAAAAAAGAAAUUAUUGCAGGCCUUCCCCUACAAACUGUGUGGAAUAGAUUGAAACUGAGGUAGCAGUUUUAAGGGUGGGCAGGACACUAACACAAUGAAAUAAUUGAUGAUGUUAGUUGUCAGUGAUGGUAUCCAGUUACAAGACACAGUGGAUGAGUUCUAUGCAUAGAUAUAAUGUGUACUCAGAACCAAUGAUUUUAGUGGAUUGGCAGAUGGAUAAUGAAUUUUAAAACUUGUAUUAACUGCAACUUAUUUAAAGGCUUAUUCCACAAGAACAGAUGUUAUUACAUAAAUGUAAUACUACGAUGUACUAUAUAUAUAUGUCAUUUUGUAAAAAAAAUAUUUUAAUCAUCUUUCCAGUUGUACUAAGGCAAUAAAAAUGCUUUUAAAAAAGUAUCUUUAAUUCCAUGCAAAGAUAAAAUCUGUCAUGUGAAGUAGAUGUGAUAAAAGUUAACCAAUGUUCCAGUUAUUGGCAUUUUUUUCAACAUCUGGCAUUUCUGAGAAUGCAGAUUCCCAAAACGCCACUUUAUUUCAGGCUGUAUGCCCAUAUAAUUGCUGCAAUCAGGCAUCUAUAUUAAAUAAAUAAUUGGAGCCUCAGAGUGUGCAAUAUGUUUUCACUUUGCUAAUAUCCAUGGCUGCUAUUCACCAGCACUGUACUUUGUAGCCUUGUGAAUUCAAGUAAAGUGAAGGAGAGGGCAGUAUUUUACAUUAUACUCAGUGAAAAAGAACUGAAUUAGUUUUCUUCACUGGAGUGUGGAGGAAGGAGACUGAAUGUUUAUUAAAAAGAGUAGGAAAACCAAAAUGCAAACCUAUAUGAACACAUGGCUGGGAGUGAAGAGCUUAAAGGGACACUCCAGACCCCUAAAGUAGUUUAGCUUGCUGAAAUGCUUUAUGUGUGAAAAGUGCGUCCUCUUUCAUUUUCAUUUUACAAAAAGUGCAAAUUUCAGUAGAAAUUGGCACUUUUAUAAAGUAAUCUUGUUACACCCACCUGACUGUCAAUCAGAAAACAGAAUCUGUUACUUCCUGGUUUGUUUAGCUCAGUGGCUCUAAACCCAAUUGCCAAAGGGCACCUGCAAAACUUCUCCUUGAGCAGUAUUAGAAGGUCUGUGAUUGGAUAGUCACAGAAAACCUGGGCUGGGGAAAAAGGGGAGGGGUUUUGCAAAGGCUCCAGACAAUCAAACUGCAGCAUUUGCAAGCUGUUUCUAGAUAUACCCCCAAAUUAAAUCCAUGCAAGUUUUCAUUUGGGGUAUAUCUACUAAAUAGUAAUAUAUAUAUAUUUUUUACUUUGGACAGUGUAGCGUCCCUUUAAUGUAUUGAUGAUCCUUUGUAAAGGUAAAUAAAAGAAAGUACACAAUGGAUAGACAUAAAAAUUACUAGACAAGAAGAGGAAUGAUAUCCUCCAACAAUGUGAACUGCAACUCCCAGUAUGCUCAAUUAACUACAGGCUGCAAUCCACAGCAGUGACAAGUGUUUUCUACCUUUACAUGCAAUUGAGAAUAUUAGUCGAUGGUUAAUGGAAGUGAAAUAAAACCACUUUUCCUGUAAUCUGAAUGCACAAAGUGUUUUAAAUAAUCACUGUUUUCAAUAUUCACAAGGUGACGUCCUGUCCAUUUAUAUGAGUAAUAACUGCCUUUGGCCAUUUCAGACAUUUGUGAAGUAUGUUUAGGCUUCACAGCAUUAUGGGGACUGUAGUGCACACACAUCUGGGUGCCAGUGUUAGCAGUCACUAAUAUGUUUCAUCACAUAUUUAGGCAUAUUUAUUUUUUAAUUAUUAUGCUGGUGAAAGGCGCACACAGUACAUUCUUUACUUUGCAUUCGGCUGGUUUUGGACUGUGGUCUGUGUUUUGUAUUAAAAUGAGAGUCUUAUAUUUCUUCCCAUCUGUAUCCCUGCCACUGAACAAAACAAGAGGUUCCCAGGAUUUUCCUAUUAGCAAGUUUUUUUUGUCACUGUGGGGAUAGGGCCAAGGGUGGAGUAAGGCACUGACUGAUAUUUUGUAAUAAUAAAAUCCGCCCGGAAACCAGUUCAGUUAUAUCAAAAUUAUACUGAAGUUUGUUUACUACAUAUUGAGAUGUGGUGAUCUGAAACCCAUAACGGAUCUGGUUCCACCAGCACCACUUUGAACACCCUCUAACUCACUACACAGAAAGCAGGGGAAGAAUUGGGGGUGGCAGUUAACAUUUUAACCCAGGUCCUAUCACACAUGGUAUGUAGGAAAAGGGGAGCUCAAUCACCAACCAUGCCACUCUUGGUUAGUUGAGUUUCUAAGAUCACCUUUUUUCAUAAAUCCCAAUAUUGCUGUGUAUAAUGUGAGGGAUAUAAAAACUGCUUUUUGGCUGCCUCUGUUUUGCAAGGGAUCUUACUUUUAAUUUUAUUUAUCGUUUUAUUUGUUAAAGAUGGCACUGGACAUUUUCAUUGGAUAGUUGUUCAUAUUGGGACAUCAAGGCUAGGGGUGUUCAAAAGACAUAUCACCAGAUGUUUUAAAACUACAGCUUCCAUGAUGCUUUGUCAUACUAAAGACAUUUUAAAGACAUGUCAAGCAUUAUUAGAGUUGUAGUUUCACAACAUCUGGGCAACAAAAGUUAUGUUGAUGACUAGAGUGUCCCUUUGAGUAACUUCUGAAAUCAAGUCAGUGUGGGAUCAAGAGUAUUUGACCUGAACACCCAUACUGACUUAAUUUCAGAAGUCACUUAAAGGGAUACUAUAGUCAUCAAAAUAACUUUUGUUUAAUUAUGCAGUUUUAGUGUAUAGAUAAGGCCCUUGCAGUCUCACUGCUCAAUUCUCUGCCGUUUAGGAGUUAAAUUAUUUUGUUAAUGCAGUCUUAGUCACACCUCCCUGUGUGUUAGGUGCACAGCCUUCCUAACCACUUAUUGAAAAGAGACAUCUAAUGUUUACACCUUCUUUAUUGCACAGUCUGUUAAAUUUAGAAUUUCUUAUCUCCUGUACUGUAGUUAAAGGGUGUCUCCAGUACAAUUACUGAGCAUUUCAUAAAGAUAACAUUUACAUACUUAUACUUAUUUUGACUUAUAUUGACUGUAUUGGAAUUUCAUUGACAUUCCAACACAAUAUAAAAGAUAUCAUAGGACAAAGUACUUUGUCUUAAUCAUAAAGUCAAGUCUGAACUUGUAAAAACUUGGCAAACCGUUUUCACCAUCAAGUCUUGCUAUUUUAAUCACGCAUCACAAAAUUGGUCUAUGGAGGAUGGUGCACAAGCGUGAUCCUCCCUAGACCUCUGUGCAGUACUCUCGCACAUGUGCAAGAGUAUCGCAGUGAUGUGGGCCAGAGGAGGUCUGAAAACCAGGAACCAAAGAAAGAAAACAGUGGUAUCCGCGUGGGAGCGUUUGAGGUAAGAAUAACUCUCAUUUGCUUCAACGUGUACCCUGUUAGAUGUAAAUGCUUAAUUGUCAUUGUAUGUUUCUAAUACUGAUACAAUGUUCAACACUCAUCUUCUGUCUUUUAGGUCAAGAUGCUGUUAGACGUCAAAUAUAUCUUUUGGAUAUGCACAACCUUCUAUGUUACAAAUGCAUUCCGUGCAGGUAAGGUUAUCCCCAGAAAAUGGUUUUAAUGCUUUAUUUUGGUGCAAUAAUGAUUUUCCUGGAUAAUGUCAAACAAGAUCCUGUACAAUGUGUAAUGCGUUAUGCGCUCAUGCUGUAAUUAGUAAAUUAUUAAUAGUUAUUAAUGGUGAUAGAGAUGAUCUAGAAUCAGAAGGAAAAAUUAGCGCCAUCUGCUGUUCAUAAUAAUUUAUAGUAUGCGGCCAUAUACAAUAUAUUCUGAUUUAGAUCUGUGAAUAUUUUUCAUAGAAUUUCCAUUGUGCCGAGCAGUAUCACAGAUAUUGCUUUGUAUUUCAAUUUGAAAGUACAUUAUUCAUGUAAAAUGAAGGUUAUUCACUCAAGUGAGAAUUCAGAGUGAAUUUAAAUUGAAUUUCAAAUUAAAGGACAAAAUAGCUGAAUUAGAAAAAUUCUCUAUGUCAGCUAUGUUUUCAGCUCACCUAUUUUAGCAUAAAAAGUGAAAUUCUCAUUGAGUUAUUUACUUGUGCAUCACAUAGUGUACACAGUGUCCAUACCUUAACUAUGAGAAAUCCAAAGAUUUUGCCACUCUCUGUGCUUUGAACACUUUUGGGGAUUUUGCUCACAAUAGCCAUGUCUUUUACAUGAAAAGUGCAUGGAUUUUGCUCAGAAAGAAAUAUAGCACAUAGAUCAGCUUUAUCAUUAUGAAUGUUAGUAUGUGUAAAUAGCUCAUCCUCAAUGUCACCCAUGAUGUCUGUAAUAGUUUCUACAUCCCUUCUGCCUAAUAGAUGUGCUCUGGUGAAAAUCAUCAUGUCGCUUAGAGCAGUAGGAAUGUAUUUUCUAUCUACAGUGGCUUGAAAAAAGAGACAAAUUGUGUUUUAUUUUUUAAUAAGGCAAACAUUCACAUCAUUCCUUCCAUCACCCAGAAUGCCUUGCUCUUUCAAAAUGGCUGGCAAUAAUGUAGAGCAGGGCUGUCCAACCUGCUGCCCCCCAGAUGUUACUGAACUACAACUCCUAUGAUUCUUUCAAUGAAACAGAUAGCGAGAGAAUCAUGGGAGUUGUAGUUCAGCAACAUCUGGGGUGCCGCAGGUUGGACAGCUCUGAUGUAGAGCAUGGAUAGGCAACUUUUAGCACUCCAGAUGUUGUGAACUGCAUCUCCCACAAUACUUUGCCAGCAUUAUAACUGUAAAAGCAUUAUCGGAGAUGUAGUCCACAACAUCUGGAGUGCUGAAGGUUGCUUACCCCUGAUAUAGAGUCUCACCUGGAACAUUAUUGUGCAACCUUAAACUAGGAUCAUUAUUCAUGGCUUGAAACACUGCAAUUAUUCUUUUUGUCCUCCUUUAGAAAGUGCUAGCCAGGAAAAAUACUGAGGUUAUGUAGUAGUUGAAAAAAGAAAUUGUCUGAGAUGAAAGUGGCAGACUCAUUAAUUUGAAUCUUAUAACUUUAAUAGUUUUUCUCCUCUCAUUACGCACUCAGCAGGUCAUAGUUAUUUGACUUGGCUCCAUGUGUUGGGCAGAAGGAUGGAGAUGUGGAAGCGGAAAUAAUGUAAUAUUUUAUGAAUUGAGAUGCAAUUUGCACAAAAUAGUCAAAAUAGCUCAUGAUAAUUAUUUAGUAUGAAUCAGAUUCUUUUUAAUACUUUACAAUAUGGCACACAAGAGAAAUUAUAUUGUAAUUCGGUAUUGUUCAGAGGUCUUGUUAAAAAGGCUUAAAAUAACACUUAACCACAACCACCAAAUGCAUUACAGUACAUGGACUGUGAACGCAAUUCCAUUAAAAAAAAAAAUUAUAAUAAAUAAAAUUUCCACUUGAGAAUUAAACAAUAACAGUGAGAAAGGGAAAAAAACUGCAAAACACAUCCUGUUCCCAGAUGAGAGUCACAUACCGGCCAUUCAAAAAUAGUGUCAAGAAAAAUUAUAAAAUAGUACUUAGAGUUGUGUAGAAAGCUGAAAAAAAACUCAAGUGAAAAAAUAUCUCACUUAUCUGCCAGACAGACUGCCGUCUCAAAUUCUCACAAAAAAUAAAUAAAAUGAUGCUUAAAGUUUUUGGUACAAUUAAUUUGUCUUGUUCACAAUCAAUCAAAUACCAUGGUGAAUUAUUGCAUUCACUAAACUGAGUGUUAACUGAGGACUGAGUUGAAAAAUUAAAGCAUUAUGACAGAGUUGGAUUCUUUUACUUAUGAAUCAUCAACUUUUUUGCCCUUUGUUAAUUGGUUAAUUAACAUCAGGUCGGGGGGUUAAAGAACAUACGGUAUAUAAUUCAACAAACUUGUACAAAAGGAAUAGACAUCCAUGCCUGUGAGCGUAAAGCCAAGUAUGUAUUUCACUUUUUCACAAAGUGCAGAUAGAGAUGACUCAAGAGCUUACAAUCUAAAGGAAAUCAUAGGGAGCAAGAAAACAAGGAUUAAAUAAAUUUAAAAGAUGUCAAAGGCAACAUCCACACAUUGCCACUAAACCACUGUAUCCAGCCAGCAACAAACUCCUGCCUUUGAAAUUGGUAAUAAGUCACUCAUUAGGUAAAUGUGUAUGCAAACAUUCUUCAUUUAAAUUUAAACUUGCAAACCUUGCAAUUAAAACACGUUUUGCCUAAAUGCAGGAAUAAAGCCUAGGCAAUCCAGGCACAUAAUUCUGAGGCCAAGUGUACAAUGUUCUGUCCAAAUCAGGAAGCAGAUUUAUCUCUAAAGUGAGAAUUUUGGGGAACUCAAAGAAAAUUUCAAAUUUAAGGCCACAGUAGUUGUAUUGGAUGCAUAGCUGAUUUUUUUUCCCCAGAAUUUUUUGACCUCAGCUUUUUUGGGAUUAAAUUUGAAAUUCACUUUGAAUCGACUUAAAAUUCCAGACAAUUCUUAUUUUAGUGAUUAACUUUCUCACUCUUCUCUGCCUCUUUGUUCAUUUCAACCCAUCACCCCUGUAUAUUCUAUCUAAGGAUCCGCUUCUCUUUUUAUAUAUCUGAGCUCACCCCAGCGUCCCCCAAUUUGCUUUUCCCUUACUUGUUGAAGUGUGAACAUUUUGUAUAACACCGAUACAUGAUUCACUUAAAAUGAAAAAAUUGUCUGCCGUAGAAUAACCAUUGAAUUGCCCCUAAGAGAAAUAUGAGAUUUUAUAAAGUAACGGAAACUUUUCCUUAACAAUGUGCAUUAUUUAACACGUAAGACUAUUGUUUUACUGAGUGCUAAUAUGGAACCUGACACAAUAAGCCAGAACCCAGUGUUUUCUGGAGCAGUUGGCCUAAAAAGUAAUUAAAAUAAAAUGCACAAAAAUACGCUGGUGGCCGAAGCUCACAGAGUUUUCAGUUUAAUUAAUUUAUAAGCUUAAUUUAUACCUGACACAAGAAAAAUAGUAAAGUAAACUUUGUUAAGAGAUAUCAUAUGACUCAGGUUUUGUGUUUCUGACACAUCAUUCUGACAUGUUGUGAUGAUUAAACAUUAAUCAUUAACUGUUUGAUUCCUCCCUCGUUCUACAUGCUUUAGCAGUACAUCCCUUCCUGUGGCGUUUUCACUCUAUCUGGUCUUGCUCAUUAGCAGGGAUUGUAAAACUUCAAGUGAAUAGAUGCUAAUGAGUUCUAAAUGCCACUCUUUAGUAGCCCCUUUGUGUUUGCUCUACUCUAUAUCCUCAUUGACAGUAGUAACUUAUCUCCCUUUUGACUUCACUUGCUAUCUUUUAUUUUUAAACAAUGAUUUGACUACUUGGCUGGGGAUUUCCUGGGUCACUUGAUUUGCAGCAGGUGUCAGCAGCUCAAAGGAUAGAUUUUAGCGGAAACUCUAUCCCUGCUAUUCCAAAUAACCUUUUGCAUUUAUGGUUAGAAUUUUUGUUUGUUUGUUUUUUAAGUAAAAUUCAGUUGGUGACUAUUUGCCACUUUGCGAUCACAGUGGACUGGUGGAAUUCGGAAAAAAGUCAAAGAGUUUCUAGUGAGUCAAGAAAUCAUUAAUUAUACAUAAGUGCAUAUUAAUUUUAAUUAACUUUAAUUCAAAUAAAAAAAUCAAUUAAAUGGCCACCUUUUAUAUUAGCUUUCAUUUAUUAUCUGAAAGUGUAUCAAGCAAUGAGUUCCUCGAUUUAUCAAUAUAUCAAUAACUAUUUAUUUCUAAGUUGACCAGUGUCAGACUGCUGUCCUUGACUUUUAAAUACACUUGGUUUUUAGGACAGGGUUUUAGAUUUUCCAUAUCCACCAUAUUACAUAUAGCACAUUUAUAUGCUUUUGUGUGCUAAUUAUAUAAUACAUUUUACAUGCCUAAUCCUAUAAUGUUAAAACCACCAUCUAGGCCCCCUGGCCUCCACUUGCCCCUCUAAAUAUAGAAAAAUCUUACCUUUACUCCAGUCUGCUGGCUCUUCCCCUGAUCUACCUGCUUGGCUGACAUCAUCAGAAGUGUUAUUUAAAGCCAAUCACAAUGCUUUCACAUAGGAAAGCAUUGGAUUGGCUGAGCUUGUCAAGGAGGCAGAUCAGGGGCAGAGCCAGCACAAGCCAAACACAAAGUUCAGUGUCUCCAUGCACACUGUGCAGCAAUGAACCAGGAAGCACCUCUAGAAAAAAUACAAUAAGCUGUAGUUGUUCUGGUGACUAUAGUGUCCCUUUAAGCAACCGUGUUAGUACCUGAGAACUGAUUAGUCACAAUUACCCACUCUUGCUAUAAAGAGUAGAUAUGAAAUAGCUAUCGUCAGCUGCAUUUGUUGCUUUCUAGAAAACAACAGGUAAUGAUGGGGGUUAUUGUGAUCUCAGACAAAAAGAUACCUGUAAUAUGGGAAACAGUUCACGCAGGAUCAUGUUUAGGAAUGAUCUUUAUAAUACCAGAUUAGAGAGUACAAAGUUCCAAUUUAGUAGUCUUGAAAUACCACUCCAAAUAUGGACUGGGUGACUGAAGAUGGUGAAAAAAGCUGUCCUAGUAAACUCUGGAAUGGAGGACCACAGCUUAGUCACCCUUAAACCAGUGAGUUCACAAAAACUGCAUGGUGGGUUAUCCCUGUGGUCAACAUGUAUCGAUAUGCAUCUUUGUAGGACUAGCUAAUGUCUCUAAUGCAAAGAUGAAGGGCUCAGAUAGAAUUUCAAUUAGCCGAGUUUCCUAUGAUUUACAGAGUCUACAUCAAGUAAUUGAUCCCUUAGCUCCUAAUGCUCGCUUAACGUCCUUCUUCUAACCGUACAGCAACCUUUACCACAACCCAGCUGGUAAAAACACUAAGGCUUUUGUUCAGAUACAAUUUAUUACCUUAAAUGCCAAACCUCAGUAAUGUUCUUGUUGGAUGCCUUCUCUCCAUCACUCUCAAACAGCAUUUGACAAAUUGUUAAAUUCUGAAGUGUGAAAAUUCAAUUUCCAAUUAUUUUGAAAUAGUGAACUGUUGUAUGUUGGGUUGAGCUUUCAUAUUGAACACAUGGCUGGCGUCUUUUCUGUUUUUGCUGAACAGUAAAUAUGUGUGGGAAUUUAAUUUUAUAUCUUAACAGAACCUGUUUUAGCUGAACAUCGUUAUGCCAACACUUUAAACAAAUCCUAGCAUUAUGACUAAUUCUAUUAGGUCUGUAGUUGUUGUUAAAAUUUUUUAGUAUUUUAGGUGUUAUUAUUUUAACUUAGCUAUAAAACAUUUUAAAGAAAAUAAUCAUAGCACUCUAGUUACGUACUAAUAUUGCAGCUAUAAUUUGUGAAUAGAACAAUGAAUGUGCAUGCCAAAACUUUGAUUCUGCUAAAUUAUAUAGUGUUUCCCAAAUUAUUCUGCCAAUUGUCCCCAGGGAGCCGAGGCACUAAAGGGAAAACUCGUUUUUGAAAAAUUGCAAUUUGGUCGAAUUGGUGAUUAGAAGGUCCCAUAUUUCGGCAUUUUAUAGCCACCCCAUUAUAUUCUUUAACCCCUCCCAUCUCUUCCUGUGCAGGAGAUUGGAUUGAUAUAUAGAAACUCCAGUUUUAGUUGCCUCUCAUCAACAAUUCCUUGCAACUGUUCUUACAUUCAUAAUGCUGACAAAGCAUUAGGGGAGAUGUAGUCCAAAACAUCUGGAGUACCAAAGGUUGCCUAUCCCUGCUCUAUAACUUUAGGAAAAAGGUGGCAGAAAUGUCAACAGGCACCUUUGAAGACUUAAUUGUUUGGCUGCACAUAUUAAAUUGAAAUUAUUUAUUACUUUACAAAUGGAACCCUUACUAAUAUGCCACCGGUCAGACCCAUGGAAGCAUUGUUUCAAAAAGUAAGAAGUUGACUUUAAAGUCUGUUAAUUAUUGCAAAGUGAUCUUUCCCUGACUCCCAAAUACUACAGUUUAUUCAUUACUAUUGUUUCUAUGACCCGUAGUUUAAGUGUGACUUAACUUGGCAUUUGUACAGCAGACUCUUUUGUAUGGUAUUCUCCCAGUGUCGACUCAGAAACGGCGGGAGUUCAACAUAGGUUAGAUAAAUGUUUGAAAUGCACUGUUUAUGAUAUAUCAUGUUCGAUAUGCUUGUUUGGAAACGUUACAUUUAAUGGCAUGCAUUUCUUUUCCAUCUUUUUACAUAGAUGUAAAACAGGAAAAAUUUUAUAGUAAUUGCGUUUAGAUUCACUUUUAAAUUAUGUUUACGCUGAUAAAACACCAGAGAUUUCAUGGCAUGUAAUUUUUACUCAUUUAGGUGGUAAUACCCUUUUAGUGCACCAACAUGGCCGAAUGUAGCAACUAUGUAGAAAGGGAGAAAUUCCGAUCCACACAUUCCCAUGCUGUAAUAUGUGAGCAGGUGGGAAAACAUUGCUUAUCUGGUGAUUUAAAGAGCAAAUGCCCAUGUUUGUGCUACACAUUUUCCAUCGACUUUCUUCUUCAGUUUUUCUUUAAAUAAAAAAAAGUGACAGACAGGACCUUAAAUAGCUGCGAAAACACUAGAGCUUAUGUAGAGAACACCUGUGAUCCAAAUACCCCAAGUUGAUGUGUCUUGGUGACAUCUAUGUCGACAGUACAGUGACACCUGCAGCAUGAUUGGAGACUCUAUAUGUAUCAGACAGAAUGUUUAAGUUUAUGUAAUUGGUGACAGACUAGUUUUGUAAUGCGUAAUUACAUUCGGUUUGUUUCUGGCAAAAGAACAAGCUUUUUUCAAACCAUUAGAUGGGAUAAAAUAACUCGAGAUCAAUCCAGGGCCUCAUACAAUCAUAAAACAAACCAGUUGGGGUUAUUAAUUAAAUCUAGAAUCUAUAACUCAAGAUCAAUCCAGGUCCUCAUACAAUCAUAAAACAAACCAGUUGGAGUUAUUAAUUAAAUCUAGAAUCUUGAGGAAUUGAAAAAGAAUUUCACAUUUAAGGCCAAAAUAGCCAUAUUGGAAAAUGCUGCUAUGAAAGUAAGCUAUUUUCUAACUUGGCUACUUUUGCCCAAAAUUCAAAUUUUCCUUGUCAACUUUCCACACUUACCAGUUCAUUUACUAACAAGCACAACUUUAGGAAAUAUUUGAUAGUAUAAUAUAUUAUAAUACUCAUUAACCCCUAUUUAGGUGAGUUGUCCACAACUAGGAUCGAGUUGCUAAUUUUUUCUUUAAAAAAACCCAAAACCACAUGUUCUGACAGUCACAAUACAUACAAUAAGUUUGCAAAAUUUUUUUGGUGGUUUUUCUCUUUGAUCUGGGAGAUUUGUAAUAACCUAUAUUAUACUGUGCUAUUUUACAUAUUCACGAUUGUCGGGACGUAACUAUGAAUUCAGCUUUUUUUUCCCCUUAGAUUUUUCUCCAAAGCAUUAGAGUUACAUGUCAUUGUUCUUGAAAGUAUUAUGUAUUGUUUGUGGAUCUGCUCCAUUAAACAUGCUAUGAACUUAAUUCACUUCUCAUCGAUAUCAUAGUCACAAAUUUGACUUUUUAUGGCAGUAACAGUGUAUUUCCCCAGUCCAUACCAGCAUUGUUUGCUGUCUCCUGGGAAGUCCAAUUAAGGCAUCCAUUGCCAGUGAAUGCCUCUAAUGCCUGGGAAUUGUAAGGAGACAACUGUGACUAAAAAUUGAUUUACAAGCUGGGUUUGUUACAAAAAAAUGCAACCCUCUCAUUUAAAAAGAAUUUAGUGUUUCGUCAGCUUUAUCUAACAAUAGCAGAGUUUUUAUGCCAAAUUCCUUUAAAUUAUUAAAAAGAGACCUCAGCCUAGAUCACUGUAUAAAACAUGUUUCAUUUUGUUUAAAAAUUCUGUGGAUAGUAAAAUUACAGGGGAUGGCUUUGCAGAUCACCCUAAUGAUAAUAACAGUUUGAAACAAAUUCCCUUUUUUGUGGCUUUGUCUGUUGUACUGUAGAUUAUUUUGAAAGAGUAUACCGGUAUUUCAUCCUCGAGUUUGGUUCUAAAUCAUCCUAUAAAUAUGCAAAGCAUUAUUUUUUUAAGCCCCCUUUAGAUGAAAAGGUUACAUUAGGGCACAAGAUUCUCCACCAUUGUUACUGGUUAAGUACAUUGUUGACAGACUCCAUCAUCAGUGAUUAUGUGCAGAUUUUCUCGACUAUGUCAUUAUUGCCAAGUGAUGUGACUGAUAGGCUGGAAAUGGCUAUUUAAUUUUCUUGACACUUUUGCUCUGCGUUGGGGCAGGACAACUGGUUGCUCUGCAUCUCUUAUAGGAAUGCAACCUGAUAACCCAAAGCUUACCCCUCGCAGUUUUAGAACAUACAAUAUACUUGGAGAACUAACAGAUCUGCUGAAAACUUAAAUUUUAAAAAUAAAAUAAAUAUGUAUAGAUACAUUUAAAAUUUAAUGCCAAAAUACCUCAGCUGGAAAAAUAACGAAGUUUAAGAUUUUCAGCUAAUAUACAAUAAAUUUUAGAUUUUGUUUUCAGAUUGUCCAUGUUGACAUAGAAUUCACAUCCUGUUGUCAAAACUCCACACUUCCGGUUUGAAUGAAUAACCUCCUAAGUUUUAGCAGCUUGGUCGUGGCUGACACUGUGGUUUUACAAAGACCAGGCUACGCCAAGCCAGCUGCCAAGUUAACACAACUCAUAUAAGGUAAACUUAGCUGGAACUUGGCACGUUCAUAGCUGAUUCAGAUAAAUUUGUCAGCUCUCUCCUAAUGUAAACAUUGAUCUUAAUAGGAUCUGAGGUGAUAGAGGAUCAUAACAAGUCCACUUGGUGGGACCUGGACAACUUUAGUGAACAUCUAAGUUGUUGGAUUUGUAUGUAGCAGCAAUCCUCUUUUAGACUGAUUUUCCUCCAAAUUUGGAUUUAGUAAAUAGAUUCACUGCAUGAUAAGCCAGGUAAUGAUUGGUUUGACUUGCACACUGGGUACAUCAGAUUGAUAUUUAUCCCCGGAGACUGUGUAUUUUAUAUCUGAAAUAUCAGCUGUAAAAAAAUUAAGAAGAAAUAAGAAGGAACCUUUGUGAACGCAUUCACCCUUUGACAUGAUUAAUCUAAUGGGUGUACAUAAAUCUGCUAGAACAGCUAUGAUAAAUACAUUGACAACAUAUGCAGUUAAUUUGUACUAAAUCACGUUUUGCUUGUAGUACAUAUAUCUUGAUACAUGCUUAUUUUCAUUGAGAGCUGCUGGGUUUGGAAUCUGGAACCAAGAUUGCAAAACUCUAUAGUCAGAGGUGGUGGAGUGCCAUUUAAAUGGAUUCACUUAGUGAAGACCCCCCUUCAACAAAAUGGAAUCUUUGUCUAUUUUAAAGUGAAAAUUAACCUUUUUUUAUCAAGAUGUAUCCAUAAUUUGGAAUUAGUAAACCCCUUUCUCUUUGGACUGAAUUUUUUUGUCCUCAUGGGAAUAGAAUGAUUGCAAGACGUGGUAACAACUUCUGCCUGUUCUAACUCUUGUUCAACCAGACCAGGUUAGUCCUUUGAACAAAAUGGCUAUCAGGGAAUUAUGGGAAUUGAAUUUUAGCAACAACUGGAUAUAGUCAUUUACCUUCCAGUGUUAAGGCUGUUUAUUUGAUAAUUUUUUUUUUUUUUUUGUGAAAAAAGCACAACCUAUUAAAAUGAUUUAUUGCUUUCCUAACAAAUAAAGAAUAAACUGAGACAUUACAUACAUUAUGCUAAAGCUGUGUAAUAUUUGCUUUGGAAACAAUUCGGUUUCUCUUUUGAAAUUCCAGUUUCCCAGGACAUUAGUGAACGUGUAUGUAAUGUGAACAUAACAUUGUGGGUUUCUGCUUACGAAUCUCUGAUUUAUCCCAACAUUUUUCUAAGAUACUGCUUCAUUAAGUAUAUUGCUGAAUAAAAAACACAUGUUCUUUUUGGAUUAUUUGCCACACAGAUGUAACUACAGUCUGUGUGUCGAUCCUCUAGUACAUUAUGUCAGGACUUUGUAAAUGGCAUUUUGUCUGCCAGUUACAAAAUGUGGGUGUGUGGUGGUUAGGGAGGAUGGGAGGAGGGCAAAAUGGAAAAAAAUAAUAAAUGUGUAUACAUUGCUCAAAUGUUGAUUUCUAUCCAAAGCUAAAACUGGCAUACUGAACAUACAGAUAGGAAAUCAUCAAAUGAUAAAAUAACAUCUUCGUCUGUCACGCCAUUAUACCUUUACUAAAGGCACCUUUUAAUAUCCCAGGCCAAAUCAUUUUAGGAGUCCUUAGUUGAAAACUAAAACUGUGAGCGCUAAUGCUAUUGGACAGAAUUCCACUAAAAUACAAUACCACAAAUAUAUCAUUUUUGUUUUGGUUUAUGAAAAAGAAAAACAUUUAGUAAUAUUUGCUAAAUUCAAAUAACAUUAAUGAAGAACAUAAUCAUACUAUAGAAAAAAAAAUUGGAAUUCAUAGAAUGAAAAACAGCAACAAUUUGAAGAAAAGGAGAGAAAUUAAAACAUAAAUACAUUUCAAAGGGUAAUUCCAAAAAAUAAGACUGUAUGGGUCCAUGUUAUGGUCUGCAUGAAGAAGAGUUUGUAAUUCUAGGCAAACCUAAAUGUUUGCCCAAUGUGCAUUAUCCUACGUGACUAAAUAUAGUAGACUACUUUGUGAUCCCAAGUAGAGAUGUCGCGAACCGUCCGCGAACUUCUCGCGAACGGUUCGCCACAAACCAUUCGUGGCGAACUCCGGUCAGCUGACACAUCCCGGCCAAUCUCCGGCAGACCCUCCCUCCCAGACCCUCCUACUUCCUGGACAGCAUCCAUGUUGAAGGCAGGGAGGGUCUGCUGGAGAUUGGCCGGGAUGUGUCAGCUGACCGGAGUUCGCCGCAUACGGUUUGUGGCGAACCGUUCGCGAGAAGUUCGCGGACGGUUCGCGACAUCUCUAAUCCCAAGGUGCCUAAAACUACCUUACACUCAACAGAAGAAAUUCAAGUAAAUCACUAAAAUUAAUUUCUAUCAAGUUAUACAAAGAUCUUUGACAUUCAUUGAUUUAAAUCCAGUCAUAUCUGGAAUAUAUUUCUGGAGAUUUUUUUCAAUUGCGUUGUUUGUUAAAGCAAAGUAUCGUAACCUAUUAUUUUGGUUAUGAACUUUUAUAUUGCAUUUAUAUAGCGUCAACAUAUUCCUAAACACUUUAUGCAACAAAUUUGAAAUGUGAUAUAAUUUGAAUUUCCAUAGCAUACUUACUCUGCAGCAUAGCAACCACUAACAAAAUCAUAUUCUGAAAGAGAUCAGUUUCAAGCUAAUAUCAUACUAUGGUGGAAAUGUACUUUAUAAAGUAUGGAAAAUGUGUAUGAAUCAUAUAUAGAGUGCACCUAAGGAUAUGAGAAUAGUUUCCAAUUAACUGCUUGCAGCUGGCUAAAUCUGCAGACUGAUAAAAGCCUUGUUAAUACAAGUUUUAGUUGGACGAGGAGAGCAAGUGUGCUUGAAGUAUUUGUAGGUCCAUUGUUCUCUUUAAAGACUACUCUACACCCCGAGGCUACAAAGGAAAUCAUUUCAACAAAGGUAUGGAUAGACAACAAUAAGGAUUAUUGUUUAACUUACUUGCACAGUGAAGGGUAAUCAAAUCAUUACCCAAAUGACUUGGCACUCAAAGGCUUUUUUCCUUACUUUGGACACAACAUCACAUACCGUGCUAAAUCAAUUGCACUACAACAGCAAUUAAGCAAGAACGUUGAUUACUUCUCUUUAGGUUGCUUUUCAUUUAUAUAUAUAUAUUUUUUGAGAAUGUUCUUAUGUAGUGCUUAUAUUCACCUUUAACAAGGUUGUGAUGAAAUAUUUAGGACGAACAACAUUAGUAAAUAUUUAUAGCAGAUCUCUUCCCUACGCUGAAUUGAGUCCAGUUUCGUCAUUUGACAUGCUACAAUAAAGACACAUUUCAUUAACUUCAUUAAGAAAAGGAAAUAAAGUAACAGUAAACUCAUGAUCUCUGUAGCCACUGUACAUGUGUUGAAGUAUUUGUGAGACCGUGACUUCUAACCGGGCUGAUGGUACGCAGAUGUUCAUAUGGAGACAAGUGCAGAUGUUUCAUGCUAAAACGAACCUUUGUAUCAAAAAUAGAAUAGAUAAAAUAAUAUCAGUUCCAGGAUAUAUCUAUACAGCUUCCCCUUGUUUUUCUGGAAUCAGGAAAGUGUAGGCUGAUGAAUAGCCUGUUUUUUUUUCCUUUUUUUUUUUCUUUUUUAUACUGCAGUUCUGAAAUAUAUGUUCAAUGCAGUUAUGAAGGUAUUUCCAAACAGGCAUACUGGGGGAUAUUUAUCAAGUUUUAUGAAAGGUGGAGGUUAAAUUCCAUCAUUAUUUAUUAAUCGUAUUUAUUAAAGUGAUCUAAAAUGUGACAAUUUUCUCGAUAGUAAAUUUCUCCAGUGUUUGCAGAAAUUUCCAUUUCAGAAGACCAGUAAAUUUACAGUGGUGGUAAAAUUCAUAUAUCUGUUGGACUGGAAAUAAAAAAAAUUAUAGUUACAUUGUUACAUAGACUAAAAAAAGACUUGCAUCCAUCAUGUUCAGCCUUUUUCACAAAACGUGAUCCAAAAGAAGGCAAAUAACCCAGAUUGAAACACUUCCCAAUUUUGCAACAAACUAGGAAAACAGUUCAUUCUCGACCCCAAAAUGGCAGUCAGAUCUCUCACUAUAUCAAGAAGUUAUUACUCCACAUAUUAAAAAUUAUAUACCUAAAUAUUAUGUUUUUCGUAAGUAUUCAGUUGAUGUUUAAACAUCUGUAUAAACUCUGAUAAAACCACCCAUACAGGCAAAGAAUUCCACAUCCUUAUUGUUUUUACUUUAAAGAACCCUUUCCAUUGACAAACUUAGACAAAAUUAUCACUAUUGAAAUUCUUUCAUUUUUCUCAUUUGCAUUUACAUUGUCACAAGAAAAUUUGAGUACAUGUAUAUCAUAUCUCUAAACACUUUUCUGAUCUAGCAGUUCAACACUUUUCAGAUCUAGCACUUCAUGUUUCUGCUAAGGAUUCAGUGAGCUUAUGGUAGAUAUAAAUUGACAUGUGAACUAUACAUUAGAAAUACAAUACAUCCACAAGUGUCUGUAUCAAUUGGAUAUAUAAGAAAUGAUUGACCUGUUUUUUCCCCCCUAUAUAUCUUCCAUUUAUAUGGCAGCCUUUUAAUUUGUAUGACAACAAUAUCUCAAAAUAAUUAGCAUUUCUGUUUUUCUUCCACAGUUACAGUACAAAAAAGUCCUCCUGUGAAGGGUUCACUAUCUGGAAGAGUAACUCUGCCAUGCUUUUUCUCAACAAUGCCUACGUUACCACCAAGCUAUAAUAUAACAAGUGAAAUUCUGCGAAUUAAGUGGACAAAAAUUGAACAAAGUAGAGAUGGAAAGGAUCCAAAGGAAACAACCGUUCUAGUUGCCCAAAGUGGAGGUAUUAAAAUAGGCCAACAUUACAGAGGGAGAGUAUCUGUACCAAGUCAUCCUGAAGAUAUUGGAGAUGCCUCCUUAACCAUGGUUAAAUUACGGGCCAGCGAUGCAGGAGUUUAUCGUUGUGAGGUCCUGUUUGGAAUUGAAGAUACUCAGGAUACCAUUUCCUUGGAUGUAUCUGGUAAGGUUUGUAGUAUGUAUUUUAUGUUCUAAUAAGGAAAAUAAUCUUUUUCAGCUCUCGUUGAUUUGCCAUCUUUGUUGUAUUGAAGACAGGUUCUAAUAUAGGUGACCUAUUUUCAGACAAUGCUAAAAAAGUGUUGUCCACAAUGACUUUUUUCUUGUGAACUUUUGAUGUUUAAACCAUUUGGUAACUGACUCUAUGCAAUCUGCCUAGCUUCUAAUAAUAAUAAUUUACAUCUGUUAUUCAUAACAGUAAUUAGUGGCAGUCAAAGCAACAUAACCACUGCAGCUUCCUUAGCCUACCACUGCUAUCCAGGUUUGGAAGGAUUGAUAUUUUAUAUUAUGGAAGUAUAAAUUCUGCAUAAGUUGUCUAAAGUGGAUGGGAACUCUGGGUUUUGUCACACUACUGCCAAAUGACUACAUGAAAUUUCAGGGGGUUAGUACCCUACAUUACAGCAAAACCAAUAGCAGUGAAUAUAAUUACUUGGUUACCAAGGAUAUAACAAGCAGGCCUAUUACUACAUCCAAGAUUCUAAUGCUUUGAUAAUUGUGGAAAAGAAUCCCAUAAUUACUAAAAUGGGUUUUCAUGCAUGUGAUUUUUACUGGAUUCAACAGUUUGAUGCUGCCCAUGUGGUGAGCAUCUGAGUUCAAAGUAACGUAAAAGAAAUUUGGAAAUGUCAAAGUGAAAGUUCUAACUUAAUCUAGAUGAACACCUUAGCCAGUAAGGUUAAAGGGGAUCUGAAGGAAAAAUACUUAAUAUAAAGGACCUAGAAGGCCUAAUUGGUUAUUACCUGCCAUCCCAGUUUAUGGUUUUCUGGGUACAACUGCAUACAUUAUCUAGGACUACUUUUUCAAACUGCAAUGCUGUGAGCUGUCAUAGUAAACAUGAUGGCACAAUGUUCUAAUUUUAUAACUAGAACAUGGGUUUAUAGAAAAGAUCUCCAGAGAGAAAAACAUAUAUAUAUACAUAUAUAUACAUAUAUAUAUAUAUACAUAUAUAUAUAUAUAUAUAUAUAUAGACACAACCAAAUUAAAAGUGUUUUUAAUAGAACUGUAUUAAACCCAGAAUUACAUAAUGUGUAAUUCAUAAUUAAUAAUUGUUUCAAGAGAAUCAAGUGCUUUAUAUGCUCAUACAGUAGUUAUAUGAGUAUUUUCUCCAAACAAAGCUGAUAUCUUGUAAUUCUGAGAUGUAUAACAGUGCCGACACAGAAAAUCCAAUUCAAUAUGCUUAAAGUGUGGUAGCACUCGCUAAAAUUUCCAUCCGUAGUGCCCCAAGACCAGGGUGGACCAUUCCCAAUGUAUCAAUAAACAUCAGUUUUAUUGUGCAGCUUUCCUAAUAAUAACUGUUUCUAGUAGGUAUUUUACCUUUCUAAAUCAACAUAUAGAAAUAUGAUGAGAGCAGAGCACAAACAUUUUAUGUGAUUGAAAUAUAUUCUCUGUGCCUUAAAGGGUUACUCUGAGCAACAUGACCACUUCAAUAAUUUGAUUUGAUUUGAAAUGGUCAAGGUGCUUGGAGUCUGUGUGUGCAGGAUUUCCUUCCAUCCUUCCUUCCUUCCUUUCCCUCUCUCUCUGUCUCUCUCUCUCUCUCGCUUCUCUUUCUUUCUUUCUUUCUUUCUUUCUUUCUUUAUUUCUUUCAUUCUUUCUCAUACCAGAAAGGUUUGAUAAACCAAAAACAAUGUUUUCAUAAACCAUGUCAUCUGUGAAGAGCUGAUGAAACCAUUCUCGCACUGGGACUCAUUCAGUGAAGGUUAUCUAUUUCCUAGAAGUGGUAAAUCUUUCCAAUAUUUACCUAAUGACAUUUACAGACAGAAAACCCACUUUGAACCAUGUGUUACCCACCUCUUUUAUUAGUCAGUACAACAUUAAACAAUCCAGGUUUAAAAGGUUAGGGAUGUACUGCAGUCACCUUGGUACUGGAUGGAUUGAGGAUAUUUCAUUUUCAACAUUGGUGAAUCACUCAAAUAUUUUCUUAAUGACAAUCACAAACUGUGAACCCCUACUGAACCCAGGAUUACACACUAUUCACAUUAAUCAGCAAAGUAUGAGUAAUUCAUGUUUAAAAGUACAAAACAAAGAUUGAAUUCACGUUGUACCACACACAGUACCUGAUGGUCUAUGAGUCUAAGUAAGAAUUUAAAGUGAAUUCAAAGUGAAAUUCAAAUUUAAGGCUACAAUAUGUGAUCUGAAAACAGAAUAUUUUUGCAAUUCAGCUAUAUUGACCUUACAUUUGAAAUUUACUUUGAAUUCUCACCUUAGUAACUAACUCUGUGUAAGCUAGCUCAGGACUCAGACCUUUACAAAUGAACUCCCAGACGAUGUCUGUAAAAUAGAUUUCCUUUGACUCUUGAGUGUUGAAAUGUGCCAUAUACUUUCUUUUUCCUGUAAAUGUUGUAAAAGAAAUGUAUGACCACUUAACCUCUGCUUGUUAGUGCAUGUCUCUGACUUGAUAAGGGCAGACAAUGUGCACAGUAAUAAAAGUUUAAUCUCUGAAAAGAAAAAAGAUAAAUUUUAGGUGUUAAUAAUAAGUUGUUGUUUUUUUUUUUUUUUAGAGAAAUCUGUUCUUUUGCAUAUUUAGUCUUAUACUGGAUUUUAUAAAUCUAUCACAUUUCUUCUAUAUUCUUCUGAGUAAAUGAUAAAAUAGUUAUGGGAUUAGAUGUGUUGUCUUUUCUAUUUUGGUGUCCCUCUUAGCUAUAAGAACAGAAAGUUUGAUAGCUAAGAUCCAUAGCAAUGCUAGCAUUAAAGAAUGUAUAAACUGCUGUAAUUGUGUGUAAAAAUGUAUGUAAUAUCAGUAUAUGGAAUUAACCUAACCACAGUAUGUAAGUGCUGUUUUUAACAGGGUGUUUUUGAUUUUAUAGGUGUUGUGUUUCACUACCGCGCAUCUACUGACAAGUACUCCUUGAAUUUUGAGGGUGCUCAGAAAGCUUGUUUGGACAAUGGUGCCAAGAUUGCGACUCCGGGACAACUGAGAGCUGCAUAUGAAGACGGAUUUGAACAAUGUGAUGCUGGCUGGUUGGCUGAUCAAACUGUUAGGUACAUUUUGUUGAAACUGUGAAUGCUACAAACAUUUUAUGGUAUUAAUGGAAGCUCAAAUUAAUUUCUCCAUUGGCUAACCCUUCCAAUGACUCAUUCCAUUCAGCAAGAUAGGUUUUCAAAUAAAAAUAUAUACUUUAUCACCUUUUUUUUAUGCUGCUAUACAAAGGCUGUCCAUCUCUCAGAGAUAUAUAGUCCAUCAUAUGCCAAGAACUAAAGCCUCUCAGAUAUUUUUAGGAAAUAUUGUCAUGAAGCUGAAGGGCUGUAUAUUUGUCUAUGUAUCAGUGAUGACAUGAGAUGUAACACAAACUGUAUGUUUUGAUAGAUAUCCAAUCCGGAACCCAAGAGCUAACUGCUUUGGUGAUAAAAAGGGUAAAGAAGGGAUUCGGACCUACGGACUACGCCCUACAGACGAGAAAUAUGAUGUAUACUGUUUUAUGGAUGAUAUACUUGGUAAGUUUCUAACAUUGAGUGCCUUGUUUCUGGAAUAUAGCAAAGAGUCAGGAAGACAGUACUUUUCAGUGCAAUAAUUUAAUGUUGUACGAAAAACCAAACCUAUAUUUAUGUGGUAACAUAGGUCUCAAUUCAAUCUGAAUGUGGAGGCAGUUGGAUUUGGAUAGGAUAUUCGGAUUUAGUGUUUUAUAUAGCUUUAGCAGCUCACACAGAUUAGAUGACCCUCACUAGAAACACAAUGGCGGACAUUAGGUUAAGCUUAAAUAUGUUAGUGUGAAGUUAGCACAUAAUUAAACAGCACUUAUUGGCACCCAUGGGAUUAGUGCUCUGAUUAAUUGCCCUGGAAGAACACUGUGUCUAAAAAUACGUUUUAAAACAAAAGCAUGAGGUUAAGUAAGGUUUUAUAGCUGAAAAUCAAAUAAAACUCAUAAUGGCAAUAACAAAGGAUUUAGAAACACGGGAUUUUAGAGGCAGAGUUUACGUUACUGCUGACAGCUCACAAAAGGACUUUGUAUCAGAUUAAACUUACGAAGGAGGGGCAAUAAACCUCCAAUUUCAAGUUAUUAGUGUGCUAACAUACACAUUAGCCCUGUAAUGACAUAAGGUGUAAUAGAUCCUUCGUUGCAUUUGUACGGGAGAAUAGGGGAGGGUGGAUGAUAAACUGGUGGCUACUCUUUCAUUAUUGAUAAUAUUUACAGUAUUUGCUGCCAGGAUGGAUAAGGUGAGGUUUUGUCACAUCCAGGCUUGUAAUCUAUUCUAAACACAGGCAAUCGAUAAUCUUAUGCCUUUCUAUCAAAUUAAAGUGAACCUGUAAUGAAAAAUGAAUUUAUCUAAAAUUGCUCCCAUAUACAUUGAAUACACCAUACAUCACAAAGAUACAUGGCGUAUUCAGUGUAAAAUACAGAUAUUUACUUGUCUUUCCUCAAUUACAGCGCCACUUAGUGGGUGUUACUCUUGUAACAACUUCAGGACUGUUGUCUGCUCUUCCUCCGUUCUGUCUGCAGUCUUCUUCGAUUUGCCUGCUUUUGGUGCAUUCCCAUGCAGGGCAAAUAUCCUCAGUGAUGUCAGCACCCUGGCUUUGUCACGUUACUGCAUUUCUAUACUCCCUAGCCAGUGCUAGAAGAGCCAUUUAGGGAGUUUCCAUAUUCCAUACCGGCCACAGCUUAUGCACUGUGGAUGCUAUGGGUGGAGAGCUGAGGGACCUUCUGUCUUUUCUGUUCUCCCUUGUCAGUCUAUGCCUCGACACGCUGAGGCAUUAACGGACAGUGUUAGAAAAACACAUUUUUAAAUAGGUCUCUCUCCUAAUCUAUACAUUUGCUAGCAAAACUGUGUAGAUUAAAUCUUAUGCUCAGUUUAAUGAGCAAACGUUGAAAUGUUGUUUGGGGCAUGACUGGUCCCCUUCAAUUUAAAGCCUUGACCUAAAAGUGCCUCUAGAGGACUCUAGUGGCUCUCCACUUGAGGUGGAGUUAACCACCUCAAGGUUUCUAAAUAACUGCAAUAAUUACAAUUGCAGGAUUAAGGGGACAGGGGCACUAUUGUUUUUGUAUGUUGUUUCUUACGUGCCUAUAUAUCAGAUGCAUCAGACCCUACCUGAAAACUUAAAAGAAAGAGGACCCUCUUUUAACUUAAAUAUAUCUAUAAAGCACAAACAAAUAAAUAAUAAUAAAAAAAAUGCUUUAGCCAGUUUUCUAGAUUUCGGUGAAUUACAGUCUGCAUAAAAAAAAAAAAAAUCAUUUUUUUUGUUACUAGCAAUGCAUUUCCAUUUCAAAUAAAUCCUAUGAUAAAGUUGUUUAUUUUUUUUUUAAGCCAAAAAAAUGUGUUACUGAAGGGGUUAACAAAUUUUUACGAUACAACACAGGCACGUGAAUUAUGAAAUAAAGAAAGAAUUAAGUGGCAUAAAAGGGAUGAUAUUAAUAACGUAAGAUUAAAGUUUCGUUUUACAGGCUUUUCAAGAACACGCUAAUAAGACAGUGUCUAGAGUUUUCCGAAAAGAUGAUUUUAAAACAGUCUUUUGUCUGGAACCAAAAGUCUGGCUCAUAAGUCUAGUCUGUGGUAUUUAACAGCCAUAAAAAAGAAACCUUAAAUAGUCAGGUGUUUUUCUUUCUGUUCUGAUGCACGUGAACAGGAAAAUCCUAGCAAUUCUUUGGGCCCUUCUUACUGCUGACUUUAACUUGCUUUUGGUUAAAAAAGGCUGCCAAUGGUAACACACACUUCUUUAUUGUAUGUAACAUAAACACUGUCAUGGUUUACAUUUAAAGACUCGCAAUGACAGAGUUACAACGUGAGGUUCCUUACAAUGUGUGCUCCAAACUUUAUUGUGCCUCAAUGAUUUUGCUCGGUAACCUCUCAAUGUAGCUCCAGCUAUGAAAACAUUGGGAUAAGCUUAUAGAGCCCCCCCCUUCACCCCCUCUUUUUCAUAACCCCUUUCCUUCGUUUUAAUAUAUUGAUGUGCAGUGCGUAGCAAUCUUUUUCCAACUUGCUCAAUGAAAAAACGUAAACCUGAAAGGAAACUUGCACUUUGCAUUUAAAUAUGCUCUUUUUAAUAUCCUUAACGCUUGGCCAACAUGCGCAAAAAGAAAACGGGGGAUAAGUAAUCAGAAAACUAGUGUAAAGUGUCAUCGAUAAAAAUAAUCUACUGAUUGAUCUGUAUCUACAGACUGGGCCAUGGUAAUUUUCGACACUUUAGUAAACACUAGGCUUUAUAUAUCUCUACACAAUAUCUAUUAUUAUUAUUUUAUUAUUUAUAUAGCGCCAUCAGAUUCCGUAGCGCUGUACAAUGGGUGGACUAACAGACAUGUAAUUGUAACCAGACAACUGGCCUUACAGGAACAUAGAGGUGGAGGGCAUAAGAACCAUUCGGCCCAUCUAGUCCGCCCAAUCUUCUCUCAUUAGUCCCUGGUCUUAUCUGAUAGCUAGGAUAGCCUUAUGCUUAUCCCACACAUAAACUCCUUCACUGUGUUAACCUCUACCACUUCAGAUGGAAGGCUAUUCCAUGCAUCCACUACCCUCUCAGUAAAGUAAUGCUUCCUGAUAUUAUUUUUAAACCUCUGCCCCUCUUAUGACUAUGUCCUCUUGUUGUGGUAGUUUUUCUUUUCUUUAAUCUAGUCUCCUCCUUUACUGUGUUGAUUCCCUUUAUGUAUUUAGAUGUUUCUAUCAUAUCCCCCCUGUCUCGUCUUUCCUCCAAGCUAUACAUGUUAAGAUCCUUUAACCUUUCCUGAUAUGUUUUAUCCCGCAAUCCAUGAACCAGUUUAGUAGCCCUUCUCUGAACUCUCUCUAAGGUAUCAAUAUCCUUCUGAAGAUACAGUCUCCAGUACUGUGUACAAUACUCAAAGUAAGGGCUCACUAUUUAAUAAACUAAAAAUAAAUAAAACAUAACACUCACAUUACAUGCACACUAAUCAGCUACAGUGUUACAAUGCUCUUUAGAUCCUCGGGGGAGGGGAGAUUUUCUAUUCUUCUGACUUUGUGUUUGCUUUUAGAUAAAUCAGUUAUUUAAGUCAGGGGAGCUCUGUCUAAUCAGUUUAUUUUAUUUACGUAAAGACUUAAUUGAAGAAAUAUUCCCCCUGAAUUACCCUCUAAGUGUGUUUGUGACUGAUAAACAAUACAUUGCUUACACGUACAGUCUAAAGAAAGGGAGGACAUAUUUAAAAUUACAAUAUUUGAAAAUCAGUAAAAUAAUUCAAACAUUUACACCAUAUCCCUUUAAUAACAUUUCUAGUCCAGAUGCAUUUCCAUUAAUUCACAACGGGCUGCUUUCAUUUAAACUUUUGGAAAACCCGUCCAUGUCUCUGCUUUGUCAAUUGUUUCCAGAGUCUGUCAUGCACCGAUGCUACUGACUUGAGUUAAGCCAUUAAAAGCUGGACUUUACAGAGGAAAUUUGUUAUUUUUACAGAAACAUCCCAAUGCUAUUUAGUUCUUUUGAAAUUUCAAAAAGAGGGCUGCUUCUACUUAUAUUGCCUUGUUGUCAUCGCCCAAAUCUCUUUGUUAGACUAUUUAUUUUUUGAGAUUAAGGUGCAACCUAGAAUUUACACAUGGGGGCCCUGGUCAUAACAACUGGCAGCUAGCUGAGAGAAUUCUUCAGAGUCUAAACAUUGUUGGUGUUUGGGUGGUGAGAGCUGUGAUUUCACUACUGUCUAAAAGCAUUGGUUUAUCAAGAGAUGUGAGAGCUGUGAUUUCACUACUGUCUAAAAGCAUUGGUUUAUCAAGAGACUAAAUGAUAUGGUUGAGGCAGUGGAUAAAAAAAAUAAAAAAGACUAUAUGUAGAAAAUGUACAUUAGAAAAAUGUAAUAGAACCUACAUGGGGUGGUCCAAGAUAACAUUUAAUUUUUUUAAAGAAAAAAAUUAAAUUUUAUCUUUACGUUAGUAUAGAUAGAUAGAUAGAUACAUAGAUAGCAGAGGAUCAUAUAGAUAGUAGAAGGAAAUAUAAUUAACCACAAUAUUAAUUCAAGUAGAAUGAUUAAAGCUUAACAGUUUGAGAAAAAGAAAUACAUCUUUAUAAUAUUAAACAGUAAACACACAUGUAAUAUAUUAUUUUCCAGGUGACUUGUUCCAUGUUCCAAAAAAACUGACAUUUGAAGAGGCUAAAGCUGAAUGUAAGAAUAGAGACGCAGUUCUUGCUACAGUCGGAGAUCUCUAUGCAGCAUGGAGGAGAGGUUUUGACCAGUGUGACUAUGGUUGGCUUGCUGAUGGAAGUGUUCGUUAUCCUGUGUCUGUGGCUAGACCCCAGUGUGGAGGUGGUUUGCUUGGGGUGAGGACCAAAUACCGCUUCAGUAACCAGACAUUCUUUCCACAACCACAAAACAAAUUUAAUGUCUACUGCGUUCAAGGUAAGUUAAACAUAUAAAAAAUAUUUUUUUAAAAACAAAAUCGAGACAGAUGAGCUAGACCCCAUUCAUAAGCGGGGGGUUAUCCCAAAAAACUCAACUGAAAAAGAAAAGGUUAUUAAUGUUAAAAGUGAUUGUUGUUUUAAUAAUUAGAACUUUUAUUAGAAUAUUUAUGAAAACCAACAUACUAAGCCAAAACCUGUCUCCCGUUACCUAUUUACACGAUAAAAUAACCUUAGAUGGUCAUAUCAUGCUUAGCCUAUGCCACAGCUAGUUAAAAAUAUUCCAAUAUGCUGUUACAUUGUUACUUAACUUUGCUGCUAUGAACUGUAAAUCCCCUAAACUAUUUUUACCAAACUUACAUUAUUACAUUUUGAGCUACUGCAUCAUUGUAAUCUCAAACCUUAGUGGCCUAGAGUGGGGAGCAGAUAGAACUAAUUUUUCUUGCUCUUGUUCGAUGCAUACGCUGGUAGCUGGUUGGUUCACAUGAUAAAGGCUAUAAAAAUAUCAGCUGAUUGUCUGCAAUAAGCAAGCCUGAUUUCAAAACUAUCAAGCCCCAAUACUGCUGUAAGAAAGUCAGUGCUCCAUCAGCUGAUCAGCUGCAAUACGCAAGGUAGCCUUCUGGAAGACCACACUAAGACUCUAUUCUGCACAAUAUAAUUUAUUUAAUUUAACCACCCUGUACAUUUAUUUUAUUUUAUAUAUCCUGUGUGCAUUGUAUAUUUUCUUGCCUUUAUAUCUUGUCUGUCAUGCUAAAGUGUAGUUUUGCUAGCCCUGUAUGUAAUUGUUUUAUUUACCUAUAUGCAUUCCUCUAUUUCCCCUCUGAUUUUUGACUGACCUCUGAUCCCUCCUUUCUUUUACUGAUAUGUUUGGUUUUAUUUGAAUAACCAUCCCUUCAUCUCUGUGCCUAGAUACAUAUCCCCUCAGCAAGCCUAUCUAACCCUUACAUAUCUUUAUUCAACAGCCUGAUUUCAAAACUCAAGCCCCAGUACUGCUGUAAGAAAGCCUGAUACCUGCCCUCUCCUCCCCUUCCCCCAUUAUUACAUUUAUAGCUUGCCAAAUUUUAGAUAAGUAAAAAUAACAGGUGUACACACUGCCUCUUUUUAGUACACGCCUGCACUUUCUUAAUCCAUAUAACUUAAUAUUUACUCUACCUUCACCUGCUCUUGAUAUUCCAAUUAUUUCCAAUUGACAUUUUCCCUUUUUAGCAAUGAUCUGUCUUCUCCUCCUCUUUAUUUUCUCCUUCUCCCUCACCCAACCACUUUUACAUAUGCCCCUCUCUGCUACACUCCUCCCUUAUCUCAUCUCACGACCUGCACUAAUUUUUCUCUUUCACUCCUACCCACAAUCGAUCUCAUCCUAGACCCCAUGCAUAUAAAACCCGUUCACACCUCCUGUCACUUUCUCUCCUCCUGCUUCUGGCAGCUGGAGAUGUCUCUCCCAAUCCAGGGCCCUUCAUCUUCCCUACACACACUAAGAAAACCAGAAACCCCACAAACAUCAUCACAAUACCCUGGCCUUUACCCUCACUUACCAACAUUCAGUGUGCACUCUGGAAUGCCUGCUCCUUCUGCAGUAAUUUAAAAUCAACAGCCAUACAUGACUUUUUCAUCUCAAACUCACUCACACUACUUGCACUUACAGAGACCUGGCUGUCCCCCUCUGAUAGUGCUACUCCUGCCUCUUUAUAUUUUGGUGGGCUACAAUUCUCUCACACUCCCAGACUCAACUGUAAAGGAGGUGGUGUAGACAUCCUUCUCUCCCCUCAACGUACCUCUCAACCAAUCAUAACUGCAUCUGUCCUAUCCUUUUCUUCUUUUGAAGUUCACACUGUCUGCCUAUUUAAACCUACUCCUUGAAGAAGAGAUUGACAGACUUCCUCGAGUCCAACUCUCUGCUAGACCCGCUUCAGUCUGGUUUCCGUGCUAAGCACUCUGUGGAAAUGGUACUGACCAAAGUAUUCAAUGAUCUACUCGCUGCAAAAUCUCAUGGUCACUACUCUAUCCUAAUUCUCAUUGACCUUUCUGCUUUUGAUCAUCAACAGCUUCUUCUCAUCCUCCGCAAUAUCGGUCUACAAGAUAUUGCUCUCUCCUGGUGCUCCUCCGACCUCUCCCAGUGCUCUUUCAGUUUUUCUUUCUCUGGCUUUGCUUAUUCUCCCCAACUCCUCUCCGUUGGUGUCCCCUAUGGUUCAGUCCUUGGUCCCCUACUGUUCUCCAUCUAUACUGCCUCCCUUGGUAAACUCAUUAGCUCCUUUGGCAUCUAAUAUCAUUUCUAUGCUGAUGACAUGGAAAUCUAUCGGUCUUCUCCUGAUCUCUCCCCGUUCCUCUUGACUAGUGUCUCUGACUGCCUCUCUGCUAUUUCUAACUGGAUGGCUGCCCACUUCCUUAAACUCAACUUGACCAAAACAAAAAUUCUGGUCUUUCUUCCCUCAAGUGUUGCUACUCCUGUGUCUUUCUCCAUCCAAGUUAACGGUGCUAUCAUCAGCUCAACCACGCAGGCUCGCUGCCUAGGUGUUCUCUUUGACUCCGAACUCUCCUUCACACCUCAUGUUCAGUCUAUCACCAAAUCCUGCUGCUUUCAUCUCAAAAACAUUGCACGCAUCCGACCCUACUUAACGCCAGAUGCGACUAAGAUUUUGGUCCAUUCCACUGUCCUUUCUCGCCUUGACUACUGUAAUCCGCUUCUCAGUGGUCUUACAUGCUCCCAACUUGCGCCGUUACAGUUCAUAAUGAAUACGGCAGUGAGGCUCCUCUUCCUGUCCGCCCGCACCUCCCACUCCUCAUCCUUCUGUCAGUCCCUACAUUGGCUUUCUGUAAGAUAUAGGGCUCAAUUUAAAAUUCUGGUUCUUGCUUUCAAAUCUCUACAUAAUGCUGCUCUCACUAUCCUCUCUAUCCUCCCAAAUACACAAGUAUGUCCCGUCUAGGCCUUUAUGCUCUGCUGAAGACUUACGUUUAUCUUCUGUCCAUACUUCCACCUGUGAUGCUCGCCUUCAAGAUUUCUCUAGGGCUGCACCGUUCCUGUGGAACUCACUUCCCUCCUCCGUUAGAUGCUCACCCAGUCCCUACUCCUUCAAAAAAUCAUUAAAAACCCACUUAAAAGCGUAUCAAUUAAACUGUUAAUAGCUCCUGACUGAUUCCUCUUCUGCAACUGUCAUUAGUCUAAUACUAUCCUUACCUUUUUGUGUCACUAUACCCCACUCCCUCUAGCAUGUAAGCUCAUUGAGCAGGGCCCUCAACCACUCUGUUCCUGUGUGUCCAACUUGUCUGGUUACAACUACAUGUCUGUUCGUCCAACCACUGUAAAGCGCUGCGGAAUUUGUUGGCGUUAUAUAAAUAAUAACUUAAUAAUAAUAAUAAUAAUAUGAAAAUACAGAUAUUGACCUUUGAAAUGUGUAGGCUAGGGAAAUAAAAUGCAGAUAAUUGUAAGUAAAAUAUACCCCUAAUUUGACUCAAGAGAAAUCUUAUUGCCAUGACUGCAUUUAUAUUGCAAUAGGAGCUCUGUUGGAACUACUUCUAGGUGAUCACCAGACUGCCUUGGACUUAAAGAUCCCCAAGUACUUAGAGACACUCAAUGAGAGACCAUACAAAGGAGCUUAUUUGGAAAAUGCCAGCUGUUUAUUAAACUUAGCAUAACUUAAAUAAUAACACACAAUAAAGGGGAGUCUAGUGGGAGUACAACAAUAUUGUUAUAACUGUAAAUUAACAGCUUUAAAUAACAGCAUGCUAUAAAUGUGCAGCCAUUCAUAGAUCCUAAACAGUGUGCAAAGUUAGCUUUGCAUUAACAAUUUUAUAGUCAGACAGUUCACACAAGUACUAUAGAGCAAAACAUGAAGAGUAGUUUAAAAAAAAAAAAAAAAAUAUUUAACAAUGGGCCUAUUCCAUACAUGGGCAUGAGCCUGGAGCUUUAGCUCCACUAGCCCCUUAGAGUUUGUUGUCUAAAUGUAACCCUUUAAAACUUUUAAAAAACUUUUUUCUUUUUUUUUUAGCAUGCUAAUUUCUUCCCACAUAUGCAUAAGCUUACUUUAUUAUUUCACUUUCAAAUUAGAGCACACAUUUCAGUUCUCAAGACAAAUAUGAAAUAGCUAUCAAAUACUAAAAAGAAUUUUGGAAACUUUCGACUUUUUGGCAGCUUGUUCUGCUUGAGGUGAAGAAUGGCAAUUUUCUUUUUGGUUUAGUUUUUACUUACCCCUACUUUUAGGAUUUGUACCCUAAAAACACAACAUAUUCCAAUACAGACAGAAACAUUUAAGAAAACUAGUAAGUGGUACUCACAAUAAUCUUGUAGCCUGUGGGAAAAUUUGAGGGAGAAUCACAACAUAAUCCCAACAAAUAGUGAACAUAUUUCCGACAGCAGAACACAUGAUAAAAAGAUGCUCGAUCAAAGAUUUUAACCACAUUGCAUCCAUAUGCCACAAUGUAAAGUCUACAUCACCUCACAUCUUUUAAGAUUCUCUUUGAUCCUACUUCAUCGUAUGCAGAAAAUCUAUGCUUAUCAAAUGUUUGCCAUGACUAAGCUUACUGAUAUGUAUACAAUAUAUCCGCUUCAUUACAUGAUGGAUAUUGUGCGAAUCUUUGAUUUCCUUUUGGAAUAUAAACACAUAGAGUGCACACCCUUAAAAAAGUCACAGUAUUUUCUCGUAAUGUGGUAUUUGAAUAACUGAGGUCUGUGUAACAUAUGUUCACAACCUCAGAAAAAGCACAUCAUAUAUUAUAUCAAUAACCCCAAAGGAAAAAUUAUAUAAAUCUUCAACACAUGGAGACCUAAAAAAUUCCCAAACUUAUGGUAGUAGUUUCUUAAAUUCAAUUUGACUGACUUUCUAAAGACAAAUAUGGUAACAGUAUUCAUCAACCAUAUAAGUGCCUACAUAUUCAGUCAAUCUCGUCUAUACAGCUGGUAAGCAGAACAUAACACACCCAAUGGCCAUCUCACUUCUUGCUUGCUCCUAAACCAAUUCUGAAAAUUCGACUCCUCAUGGGACAUAAACAUUUGUUUUCUUCUUUAAAAUUUACAAAUAAGAAUCACCUCUCUUUGGUUAUAACUGUGGCAACAAAUCUCUAAUUUCUACAGAUCAGUUUAGUGUCUAUUUUGCAACGAGGCUACAGGUAUAGUUCUAUAUUUUUUGUCAAUUUGGGGUGGUUUGACAAAAAAAAAAAAAAAGGUGUUUUGUAGCUUGGGUUGUUCCCUUUGUCUUCUGAACUGAUACAUCUGCAAUUUCACAUUGCCAAUAUCAGUUCUACCCAACAUGGACAGUGAUAAUCAUCUUAAGGGCGUGAGAAUUUCCCACCUUCAUUUCUUCUGUAGAUACAUCAUGGCUUAGAGUAAUAAAAAAUGAACUGGGAAAUACUUGGAGCGGAAAGGGAAAAAUAAUAAUAAUAAUAACAAAGUAUUUAACCAGAAAAGGUACAUUCAAAUUCUCUGGUCUCCAACUACAUCCUGGGGAUGUUACCUUUGCCCAACAUCCAGGGAAUGAAAGAAUAGGUAUGAAGCAUCUAUGAAGUGAGCAGUUUGUAAACUAAAUUGUUGAAUUUUCAAAGCAUAGCAACUUAACUACAAACCUAUACAUGAUAUAAAAGAAGCUCCAUAAUUGGCAAUUGCAUCAGAAUGAUCUAUUGCAUUAAAAUUCCUGAAGUUUGAGACAUUUGCUCUUUAAAUUAUUUUGAGUGAAUCACUAUGUGCCUGAAUUGCAGCUGUUAUUUCAGUCUCUGGGAAAAGUCUGAAGGUAACAAAGCUGCAGAAUAUAUGUAUCUCCAAACAGAAACAUAUGUUGAAGAUGUUGCUUUGAAAAAAACCAAAAAACUUUUAACCAUAAAUAAAGGAUACAAAUCAAUUACCACACCCUUGAAUCGAACAUACCAUUUUUUUCCGUAAUACUUUAUUCUUUUUAUAUAGACACAAGGAAUUUGAAAAGAAUCAGAGAAAUAUUACUCAUUACAUCGCCUUUAGCUACCUCCACAUUCCUUGUACCAAUAACUGUGACUUUUUGAAGUGUUUCCUUUGUAACAGUUACAAACCCACUGUGCAAUGAAUAAUACAUUAAAGACACUACAUGAAAUUUGAAACAUCUGGAUUUCUGUCUGAAACUUUGGGUCCAGGGCAUACCGUCAAGCCAAAUGCACUUUUUUAUGAGUGUUUUUAUUUUUGAUGAUUUUCAAUGUUAGUAAUUAUUUUUGAAAAGCCAAACAAAAACAAAGCAAAACAUUUUGCACAGACUCUCACUUUUUAAAAAAGAUCUCAUUUGGUUGCUUUCAUAUUAAAUGGGUGGAAUCUUUUAGGUGACUCUGAAUACGCAAAUACUCAAAUAUUACAUGAAAAUCCAUUAUAGCAUUCCAUCUGCAUGAUAAUCUAAAAAGACAACAAUCCAAUGAGUAUAAAAACUUGUAUCUCUUGUGCUAUGGAGUUGCUUAGUAACUAAUAAUUGAGCCACAUUGGUGGCUUUAUCCCCAGUGGUCUAUGGUGGAGCUCAUUGUCUAUAUGGAUACCUAUAAUUCGUAUUCAUUUUUUCCUGGGCAUCUGAAUGAAGCAAAGUCCCAUUGAGCUUAAAGGACCACUAUAGGCACCCAGAUCACUUCAUAAAGUGGUCUUGAUGAAAGGUCCCCCUAGUUUUAACCCUGCAGCUGAAAACAUAGCAGUUUCAGAGAAACUGCUAUGUUUACAUUGAGGGUUAAUCCAGCCUCUAGUGGCUGUCUCACUGACAGCCGCUAGAGGCGUUUCCGCAAUUCUCACUGUGAAAAUCACAGGGUGAAGAUGCUGGAUGUCUAUAGGAAAGCAUUGAGAAAUGCUUUCCUAUGGGCGGACUGAAUGCGCGUGCGGCUCUUGCCGCGAAUGCGCAUUUGGCGCUGACGUCGGCAGGAGGAGGAGAGGUUACUAGCACUGAGAGUGCCCAGCACUGGAGAAAGGUAAGUGGCUGAAGGGGUUUUAACCCCUUCAGCCCAGCGGGAGGAUGGCCAUGAGGGUUGGGAGGGUGGCCAUGAGGGUGGGGGGGCCCCCCUCCUGCUGGGCUGAAUGGGUUAAAACCCCUUCAGCCACUUACCUUUCUCCAGAGUUUGUUUUGUUUUCCUGGCCCUAUAGUGGUCCUUUAAAGACCUAAAGCUUGUUACCAUGUCUUAUCAACAGUUACAUUAUGUCUAAGCCUGCACAUGGACUACACUGUUGUCAUUGCUUAUCUUAAUUUACAUAAAACAAGUCAAGAAGAACUUUCUGAGCUUUACGUGUGGCCCAAAGAUCUACAAAGAGAGCUGCAAAGUACCCUCUAGAACUGUCUUUCUAGUCAAACAUUAUUUGCCACCAUGCCCUGAAUUCUUUAGAAAUGCAUAAAUAUAUGCAUGAAAAACAAAUAAAGUACAAGUAUCAACUUUAAUCCUGGUCCAAGAAUGAAACAGGCUUAAUUUUUUUUUGUGAAGAACAUUAACACAAACCACCUGCCUUUUAAAGUCACUAACAGGCUGUAAAGUGGAAUAAUGAAAUAUUGCCAGUAUCUUUACUGAAAUUUUUUUCCCAAAUAUUCUUUAACCCAUUGUAUUUUACAAAAUCAUGUCUAAUUACUUUAACUUUAGUGGGAAAGGCUCCCAUAAAGGCACCUUCAAUGUAGGUUAUAGAGCUAUUUGUUGCAUAAUAAGAAACAUUUAUUUUGCAUUCUGCAGUAUAAAUUCAACAUUAUAAAAAAAGACUGAAUGUUGUGCUAUUUUAUAUAUUUUAUAACUGUAUGCAUGCCUUAACGGUGCCAUUCGUCUUUCUGCACAAAAUGUUUGUCACUUUUAUAAAGACUUAAUAAGUAAGGGAUACUGUAUAAUGAUAAAACACAUAACCAUCAGCAAAGGAUUGUUAAAUACCACGAACGAAUGCAUGUUUGGUAAAUUUAUCUAAUUUAUUUUUGGUAAAUGUAUUUAACUAAAAAUUAAUUUUUUAAAAUCAUUAUAUAUAUAUAUUAUAUGCUACAUUAACAGUAGCAUUCUAGUAUUGCACUGUCCAUAUUUAAUGCGCCAGCUAUGUCAACUAUAUUAAUAGCAUUACACAUUGCUUUUCAACAACACUAAACAAAGCAGUUUGAGAACUUUCCUAACUAUACUUAGAUGUGAAGUAUACGUCAAACUUUUAUUUUAUUUUCCAAUGUAGUUUGAAUGGUAUGGUAUGUAACCCUGGAAAUAUGCCAUUACUUUUAUUGUAUACCUAAUUUAAAGCAUGUUGCAAAGAGGGAAAAAAAACAAGUUUGAAGAUAAAAUGUAAUGUGCGCAUCCAAAGUUAUUUGCUACUCUCUAUUAGACAAUUUACAAGAACAGGAAAUUAAUGCUUGGUACCUAAUUUCUUAUUAUAAAGAAAACUAUUGAACAUUGAAUGUGCUAUUCUUAAUAGCUUGGCAGUGCUUUUUAAAAUUUACUGUAACAACAAAAUAAAAUUUUAAUUUUGUAUUACUUUUCAUGAAAAACAUUUUUGUUUUUAUUAAUCGUUGACUGGAAAAUAAUAUAAUAGAAAUGUCAUCUUGAAUAGAAUUAAUUUUUGUUCCCCAUUUUUAUUUCACAGAUAAAAAGAAUAUAACAGAAUCUGUGUCUGUUAGACUGAUACUACCAACAGAAGUUGCGACUCCAAGUGUCAUAAAGAAAUUGGAAAUCUUGCCUGUAAAACUUACACCAAAGCCUGUUUUACCCACCACUCCUCAGCCUGAAACACAAGCUGUUUCAAAGGAUAUAGAAGAAACUACAGCAGUGUUACCACACUUAUUAGUGCAAGAAGAAAGUACAGUAUCUGGUGUAACAACGUCAGAGCAAGAUGGAAUUCAGCAGUCGAUUGCUAUUACUUCAUUACCAAAAGAUAUUAUAGAGGAACUUUCACCAUCACAAACCCCAUUCAUAAGUAAAACUACCCCAGAUGAGGUUGCCAUACCUACUGAUCACCAAGCAGUGCCUUCUCAAGAGAUAGAAAAAGUAAGUGAAAGGACACCAGAAGUCUCAACCGAAUCCCCAGCAAAAAUACUACCAUCAGAACAAGAAUUACUUGAAACACAAAGUUCAAUUACUCUAAGAAAAGAGGAGUUGCAGCUAAGUUCUCAAUCACCAAGGGAAACGAUGGAAGCUAAAAGUGCAGAAAUUAUCCCCACAGUUAUAAUUUCACAAGACGUUACAAGUCCAAAAGAUGUUGUUGCCAUCACUUCAAUGGAUGGACUUACUAGUGAACCAGAAGUGCUCAUUCCAUCUGAAGAAAGUGUAACUGUUAAAGAAAUAUUGACACAAAAAGUCCCCGAGACAGUUUCUGAAUCUGUAAAAAUUGAAGUGGUCACAGUUUUUAAAACUCUGCUGGAUGCGAGCAGCGUGACUGGAUUUGAUUCACAAGAUAGCACAUCCAUGAUAUAUCAUACUGACACAGCUGUGGAUAAAAGUACAGAAAUUGCAGGUCUAGAAGUUGUUACCUCAUCAAAGCAACUCUUAGAUGAAAGCACUGUAACUGUAAAAUUACUCACAGCUGCAGUUUCAGGUCCAGCAGUGACUGACAUUUCAGCUAGUGAAGUCGGGUCAACCGUGGGCCAGCAAGAUAUAAGAGUUAUAGAAGACACAACACAGGAAGUGGAUGAGUCAACAGCAGCCACUAAACCAAUUACAUCGUCCAUAUCAGAUCAACCUGGAAUAUCAGAUGAUGGCAUUGAGAAAGUAUUGUCAUCCACCUCUGCCAUUCCUGCAAUAAUUUUGACACAAUCAUCAAUUACUGAAUCUAUUUAUCCAGCUGAUAAAACAGAGGGUUCUGGAAUGCUGACUGAGGAUAAAACAGAGAAAACUUUUACAUUACCGCCCAAAGAUUUUACAACACACGUAUCUUUUGACAAGACAUAUGGUGAUGCAACAGUGACUUCAGAAGGGAAAGAUGUACGUUUCGUACCAACUGAUAUACCAAGCACUGAGCAAUGGAGCAUUUCUGCAAAGGAAAUAGAAGAAGAGACAACUGAAACAGUGCCAACGCCUGGUACCGAUGAAGAUUCUGAACAAUUAUUAGAGGAAAUUGUAGAUAUCACUGUCAUGCCUACACCAUUGUCUACAGAUACCAAGCAGUUGAUUUUAACAUCUGAAGAGGACACACAGCCAAUGCCAGUUACAGAAGCCAGUUUUGUGGUUAGCACAGUAGUAGAUAAAGAAGCAGAUCUUGUUACUGAAGGAAGUGGCUUAGACCAAGAAGUGGAACUAAAGACAGUUGCUUCUGUUGCCCCAGAGAAACAUGAGGAAAGUUUAGUAUCAACAGAAAGCAAGCAGGAGACCACUUUGUCACCCACUGAAGGAAUCAUGCAACUAUCGUCUGAAACAACAAUUGCUCCUUUAAGUCAAGAGGAUGUAACGAGUUCUGAUGUUGAAAGUCCAGUUUUGUUCACAACAUCCACAAGUUCAGUAACUGAUGUGGAUACAGUUUACAUAAAAGAAGUAACCGGAAAAACUUUAACCACACUGCAAAGUAUCACAGAUGGGGAAACAUUGGAAACUGAAAAGAUUUCUACAGAAUUAGAGCCAGAAAGUGAGGGUUCUGCAGAUUUUGACUCAACAGAGACAACAAAAACUGAAGGAACUGUAGCCAGUGAGCAUUCUACAAGUGAAAUAUUACCAAGUGAACUGAAACCCACAGUCACAGAAUAUGUUCCAUUAUCUUCAUCUGAAAGUCCUGACACUCAUGUACCCACUGAGAGAGGGGAAACUGUUGCACUAAGUACUGAUGAUGCAAUAACCAUUUCCAAAGAGAUAGUAAAACAGCACACAACAGUAUCACCUCCUGUGAGAAAACCAGACUUAAUUGAUAUAGAGCGUGAAGAGGAACCAAGUCAAUCGACUAUUGUAAUUGAUGAAUCUAUUUCUCCUGUGAAAGUCACUACUGAACUUGACUUGACAAGCAAACCUGUAGAAGCAGAGAUUGAUUCUGAAUAUUUCACUAGUGGAACAUCUGAGGUACCACCAACAUCAUCCACCGAGUGUGAUGAUGCUAGUAAAAGUUAUGAACUAACAAAGGACUCAACUGAAGUAAGUGAAGGAGAACAUAGCCCAGAGAUUCCAUCACACAUUGACACCAUCAACCUAAUUGUUAUUGAGCUUAAUGAAAACGAAACAGGUAUGUUCUUCUGUCUUCUAUUUUUUUUUGAGGGGGUGGGGGGUGAUGGUGGGUUUAAUCUGUAUUUAUUCUAUUCUAUAAUCUGUAUUUUUGAUGAUUUAAGAAAUUGUGGUAAUUAAUAUUAAGCUACAAAUUCAGGUAGAUUUUUUCAGUGUUUGAGAUUUACUUGUGACAGUAGGCUAUGCAUUAUCAACCUAGCAGUGAGAUCAAAAGUGAUUAAAAACAUAUCACCUGUUUAUGCUUUUCUCUUAUUGAAAACCAAUGAAAAUGAAACAUAAAAAAAAAGUAAUUAAAAACUCUGCACUGAUUUAAGUGCUCUCCGAAAUAUACUAUUGUGCAUCACCUGCAUAUACCAAGGCAAACCAUAUAAAAGGUAUGCCUGAGAAAACCAUGUUUUCACAAUGCUAGACACUAGAUAUGUAAUAAGCAAACACAGAUUCACUUUUUCAGACUGCCCAUCACUUUGUGAUCUCAUGACAACCUUAAAGGACCACUAUAGUGCCAGGAAAACAUACUCGUAAUCCUGACCCUAUAGUGCCCUCAGGGUCCUCCUCCCGCCAGGCUGGAUGGCAAGGAAAGGGGUUAAACGUACCUUUUUUCCAGGAGCUGCGCGCACAUUCAGCCAGUCUCAUAGGAAAGCAGUCAUAAUGCUUUCCUAUGGACGCUGGCGUCUUCUCACUGUAAUUUUCACAGUGAGAAGCACGCAAACGCCUCUAGCGGCUGUCAAUGAGACAGCCACUAGAGGCUUUAGAGGCUCGAUUAACCCAUUUAUAAACAUAGAAGUUUCUCUGAAACUGCUAUCUUUAUAAAAAAAAGGGUUAAUCCAUUAAGAUGAAGUGGUCUGGGUGCCUAGAGUGGUCCUUUAAUAAUGCUAAGCCACAAACUGGACAGAUUUCCAUUAUCAGACCCAAACUGUGUAGGCCUGAAAAGUUCCAAAGUAUGAAACUGUGCUAUCAGUGAUUGAUGAUUCCAUUGAUGUAAAAUUUGGGUUUUAAAACAUGUCAUUGCUAAGGGUGCUUGCAGAAAUGAGGGAUGGACACAUGGAAAAUGUAAGCUUGUAUAAAGAUGUGAUUUUUCUUUAGACUUUUUUUAUGUUAUUUUAAUUAUUUUGCUGUUGGUAGAAAGACUUCCUCUCUUGGCUGGUUACAUUCAUGGCAUUUACCUAUAAACAUUCUAAGUGGUUCGAGAACGUUCAAGUUCAUUUACAUAGCUACAAAUAUACACACACAUGGUAAACUGGCUUCGCAUCUUUUCCUAAGUUGUUUUUCAAAGCUGUUGUAUACAGCAAACACAGACUCAAAGGAAUCCAUGUUUAAAAUGGAAUUGAGGCAAAAAUGUGAUUCUUUGUUGAACUAAUUUGCAUAUACCCACCCAGAAUCCUUUGCGGUAGUAACAUCACUGCAAAUUUGUGAAUUCUGUGGGAAAAGCAAGUCUUAUGGUUUGACUCGUGUGCAGAUUUUUGUUUAACAUUGUAUUAACUGUAUAUAUAUAUAUAUAAAAAGAGAAGUAGAGAGUAUAACAUGAAUAUGUGUGAUUGCGGGUAAGUUGUUAAAUAACUGGUUUACAGAAUGGGUUGUAGAUAUUUGGAAGAGGUUUCUAGCUGAAUUUCACAAAGUAAUAACCAUACCAAGUUCUAUCUUUCUCUACUGUAUCCCCAACACUGAAAUAUGUAGAAUCGUUAUAUCGGAAGAUAUCUAGCUGUCUUGGAAUCUGUCAAUUAAACAGUGUAUAGAAUAUCAACAAAGUAAUGUAAAAAAUAAAAAUGUUGCAAUUAUAUAUACACUGUGCUUUUUUAAAUUUAUACUUAAAAUUGGUGAAUUAUGGGUGUAAUUGACAUUAGUCAGAGACCACAUAGCAGGAAAGGGCUGGCAAUAGCGUCAAAGUUGGCUAUUGUCUUUUGGUAUAUGCAUGGUUUUUGCAUACCAGAUCUGUGUGGCUUUGUGUUUGGGCUGAUGCCCUGUGAGAUCACUGCUAUCCAUGCCUGGACUUGCCCCUUGGGAUAUUGCCCAGGACAGUGCCAUAUCGGGCUGACCAGAUUUGUAGACUAUGAUUAUUAUGGAAGUGUUUGCAAGUGGCCACAGGGUGAAAUGAGACUGAUUGCUCUAGACAUUCAGCUACAUGCUGGUUGCUACUGGUGACAAGUGAGUCAUGGGAUAAAAAAAGUCUGCAAAUCUUAGACAUGCACAGAUCAUUGUGCUCUGUCAAGCUACGAAGAUCUUACUGAUGGAUUUUGCUUGAAGCUUGAAUAUAUGAUGCUAUGUCUCAUGGCAACAUUAUUUGCCAAUAAUGUUCCAUGUCAAAUAACUUGACCCUCACAGUGCCAUUCACAAGGAGGGAAGGGCUUGUAUGAUAUUUCUCUGCAGAUGUCAGAGACAAUGUUGUAAUAAACAUAGAAGAUACAUGACAUUUCCCCUAAAUAAAGUAAUUUAUUUAUUGUCAUUUGAACUAUUAAAAGAUAUAUAUUAAAUAAAAAGGUACUUUUCCCUCACAAAAAAAGUCCAUUAUUUUUCAUCAUACACCUUUAUAGUCUUGCUAUAGCACCCUGACUGAGGCCGUGUACGCAGAUGAGAAUAUAAACAAAGCAAAAUAAAUGACACAACGUUUCCAGAGUGGCAGGAACAUGCUUAAUGCAGGUGUGCAAAUUAAUAAAAUAUAGUUAAAUGGGCAUAGUUAAAAAAAAAUUGCUGCCUUUCACAAAACUCCCUAAGUAUUGUAUAACAAGCUUGGCUAUGCAAAGAGUUUAAACUAUAAUUUUGCUAAUAAUUCUAAAAAGAGAAUAAAAAUCACAGCGGCAUAAAAACAUGGUUUAUGUUAGCAAUUGUUGCUGCAGUCUAUAGACUGGACUAUAUAUUGAAGCAUUGAAAAUACUACAGCAGGGAAUUAUUUGCUUGUAAAAUUUUUAUAAGCUACAAAUGUAGGGUUAAAAGAGGUUUCUGAAUAGCCACAGUCUGCUGUCUAGCCAACAGCAGUUUAUGCACCUGGCUUUGUGUGAAAUAGCUGUGCUUGUACAUUUAAUAUAGGGUUCUAAGCAAGCUUUCAAUAAGUAAAAAUAAAUAUGUUAUAAAGUAGCAAAAAUAAAGUAGCUUUAUUUCAUGUGAUAAUUUAUUUAUUUAUAAAAUAUUUUACCAGGAAGGAUACAUUGAGAUUUCUCUCGUUUUCAAGUAUGUCUUGGGUCCACAAAACAUUGCAUUGUUACAAUAGGAUACAAUGUUACAAAAAUACAAUAUACAAUAUAUAUAUAUACAUAUACACACAUAUAUAAAUGUAAUACAUAACAGGUAAUAACAGGUAAUAAAUAUAUUCAACCUUGACAGGUGCAUUCUGUAUUUAAGAUCUCUUGAAAGAUUUUAGAUUUAAUAAAGAUUUAACUGUGUCCUUGGGGUUAUUCCAUAAUUGCGGUGCUCUGUAGGAAAAGGAGGAUCGAGCCACUUUAUUUUUGUAGUGCAGUAUGCUAAAUAUCAAAGCGUACAAAGCGGCAAAAUGCAUUAUAUAACGUAUUAAUGAUAAGCUGGUGCUCGUUAUCAGCAAUGAUUAAUAGCAGUUAGAAGAACUAACAAGACAACUCCUUGUUAAUUUAAAUAGAAAGUAAAAAAGUACAACAAAAACACACACACAUGCACACACACGCACAAACUCCUUACCAUUUAAGAAAAUAGAUGCAAAGAAAUUUUACAUGGCAUAGGAUAGAGUUUGGAGACUGAAUCGCUUCAUAAAAUGGUGUAGUAAUAUAACCUACUUCUAAAGCUAUAGAGUAAGUGUCAUCUACUGACUACAACUAAUGAUUAAAAUUCAUUGGCCAUGUGGUGCUUGCUGUAGUUAAAGCAUGGUAAAAGAUUACUAUUUGUUUCUAAGACUAGUUUUCGAUCAAUUUCUCUUUUGUAUAUUAUUUGACAGUUUGGUGGAACCAGAGUCUUUGAAGCCUCUGCUAAUGUUUUUGUAGUGCUUUCUACCAUUCUAGUUCUGUAUGUUGGACUUCUAGGAGAGACUGUGUAUAGCUUACUUUCUCUAAACUAGUCUAUUCCGGCCUGAAUAUAUGCAAAUAUUAGCCCUUGUGCAUCUAUAUAUGUGAGUUAACUAGACCAUCCUUUAAUAUCAUAAGUGCCUAUUCUGUACUUUAGUACAUUGACAUAUGGAAACAUUUAUUAAAUAUUACUGUAACUAUUUUAGUCAUACGGGAAUAUCAAUUCACAUGCGAAUCACAGUUUGGAAUCCUGAUCUGGGUUUCCUCUCUAGUGACCCACUUAAUCAAUCUAGUCUCUCUAGUGACCCACUGAAUUAAUCUAGCCCUUUUUACCUUUUGCUCCCAUGACCAGACGUUAGCUAAUGUACUGUACAUAUGAGCUGAACAUAUGUAACAUUUAGACUAUUGGAGUCAUUUCAACUGCCACUGGGUCCCCACGCACUCCGCACACCACUCACUACUGCCCAUUAUCAUUUUAGAUAGGCAUAAAGUAACAUUUCAUGGACAUUCAUGCAUGUGUUAAAACAGAUUAUUUGGGUUGCUAGGGGCCAAAAAGCCAGCAUAUGUGUCAACCUUUGGCCUUUUAUAAUGAAAGAGGACAUUUUACAAGACUUACAAAUAAUUUUAUAGAGAUACUUGUAGUGUCUACGAAAAGUAUAUGGAAACCUGUCCGCAAUAGAUUUUAUGAACUUUCUAAGAACUGCCGUUCAAUGGUAGACUCUUAAAGAUUUGCAAUUCACAAAAAAAACAUCUUUAUAAUGGACUGAAUGGGCUAAAUUCUAUUCUCUGUGUUGUAGGAAUGUGAGAGUCUGACUAGCUGAAUCCUCUGUUACAAGACUGGCCAUAUCCAUUCACACAAUUUAAGGGUUUUAUUUAAAUGGUUCCCCACCUUCUAACAUCUUUUGUGGGCUUCCUUAGUUACAGGGAUGUGUUUUCAUCAUAUUACAUACAGUUCUAUGGAAACAUGUCCAGCAUUCUCUUCUGUCUUUUGUUUGUUGUCAAGGGAACACCACAGCGUUAAACAAAAAAAUUACACACUUGAAGUAUUCUUUAGUUCAUUGUAUAUUCAGCGCGCACAGAAAUGACUAUUACUUUAGAGUUUUCUGUUUCAGCAAAACUUCCUCUGCUAUCCAUUUGAGGCACUCCACUAAGAAAAGGGUGUUUAUGACAAAUCCGUGUCAGUCAGUGCAUUUAUAUGACAUUCUCAUUCUAAUCUCAAUGCCAGAAGUACCAGGGUAGUGCGGUAAAUUACAGUCAGGUAAGUGGGUAGAUUUACACAAUAACUUAGAAACAUGGUGCCCUUUGUCACAAACAGUAAAUAACAACACAAGUGGACCAGUCCAAUAAACCGCUAACAGAGAUCCACAGGGAUGGCAGACAGAUAUUUCUAAACAACCACACUUGCUAUACACAUGUGCGAGCUACCUUCUGGAUACUUGGCUUGCAAAGGUUAAUAGGUCUUGCAGUCAGCUGAAGUCCUGGUUCUUAAAUUCUCCUAAUACAGAAGCAUCUAGUCCUUAAAAUUAAUGUUACAUAAUUGACAUGAUCCCAUGUGGAAAUGCAAUUAAAAAAAACCUCUUGCUACAAUUCUCUAACUUAGAGUAAAACAGAUGCUUUCAUCCUGUGACAGAUUGCAGGUAUUAAUGAUAUGAAGGCUAGUACAUGAUUUGUUAAUAUUUUUUUUGUGUGUAAAAAAGUACUAAAUUGUAGGGAGAUUGCUAAAAAAACAUGCUCAAAAGGAAAAUGCAUUUAUUUCAGAUGAUUCUUAAAGAAAGACAUUGGUUUUCUGAUUACAAAGAUGUAUUCCUAACAUUAUAGUGUCCCUCUGCUCCUGCAGCCCCUCCCCUGGACCUCACUGGUUCCCCCAUGUCCAUGAAAGGGUUAAAAAAUGUUUACAUUUUCCUGAUUCCUGUGCCGAUGUCGGGCUCCUCCUCCGCUGACGUGAGCUGGUAGGGGAACCUAAUGCGCAUUUGUGGCGAGCACUGCGCGUGCAUUAGGCAUCGACUCAAUGCUUUCUUUUGGGGUAUUAUGUGACUCUGGAUGUCCUCAUGCAAAGCGUGAGACGUCCAGCGUUGUUUCAUGGAGUCAAACUCUGUGAAAACGUCAGGAAGCGCCUCUAGUGGCUGUUUGGUAGUGCCACCAGAGGCAGUUCUAACCCUGCAAGAUAAACAUUGCAGUUUCUCUAAAAGCUUCUGGGUUAAGAGGACCGUGUUCACAGACCACUUCAAUGUAAUAAAGUGAUCUGGGUGCCUAUAGUGUUUCUUUAAUCUUAGCACUAUGUUUUUAGAGAAUAACAGUAAGGAUGUGGAAUUCUCUGCCUGAAGAAGUGGUUUUAUCAGAGUCCAUACAGAUGUUCAAACAGCUACUAAAUGCAUAAUGCUAAAACAGAAUAUUCAAGGAUAUAAUCUUUCAAUGUAGGGUAAUAACUGCUUGAUCCAAGGAUAAAUCUGACUACCAUUUUGGGGUCAAGAAGGAAUUUUUUUCCUAGCUUGUUGCAAAAUUGGAAGUGCUUCAAACUGGGUUUUUUGCCUUUUGGAUUAACAGCAAAAAACAAAUGUGAGGAAGUAUGAACUUAAUGGACGCAAGUCUCUUUUCAGCUAUGUAACUAUGUAACUUAUUCUCCCGAUAGAAACAUAUUUUAAUUAAUCAGUAAAAAAUGUUGUAGCAGAAGGAUGGCAUUUAAAAAGUUUAAAAUCACACGGUAUACACCUUUACAGAUACAGAUUACUCUUACUCAAAGCAGAGAUAGGCCACUGACAGAAAUAUAUAUAUUAAUUAUAUACUUCUAUUGUAUUUACAUUCCUGAUGUACUUUCUACAGGCCAAAACAUGAUUUUUUAAAAAAUUUUAAACAAAAAAACAUGCCAGGCACCAUAACCACUACAGCUUGCUGUGUUGGUUAUGGUAUUACGACUGACAUAGUGCUCUUCCCUCACAUUGUAAGGAAUCAAACCAUUUUUAACAGUUUCACUUCUUGCAGGAUGCUGCUCCCUGCCUCUUAACAGCUUGCAAAUAUUGGGGGUGGCGUCGUGGCACUCCUCGUACUCUAACCACUACAGUGAGCUGUAGUGGUUAUGGUGUUUGGAGUAGUGUUCCUUUACGUAAAUGUUACAUAUUAAAAUUCAGUGAAACUUUUUCUGUUAAAGAGUUAAAUAAACUGCUUUGUAACAGUACAUAUCAAAAUAAUAAAAAAAGAUUCGCCGUAUUUUGACAUUAUCGUCUUUAAGUUAGUAAUACACUCAUAAAUUCUUCGACUUGAUCUUAAUUUUCCCACAGUAGCUGUUGUUUCAGUAAAGCUUCAAAUGCUUCACUUAUUGGUCAUGCCCAGGUGAUUUUAAGGAAAGCAUCCUAUAAGCAAUUAGCGCAUCGUUUGCCUGAAGCAAGGAAAUACAGAUGGGAGAUUUGCUUUGAAAUAAGAUAGCUAUAAUAUGACAGUUUUUAAAUUGGGGUUUUCUUUGUGCUUUGCUAAAACACCAACAUUUACAGCAAGACAUAAACAAUUUGCUGCUAGUCCUCACAGUUCGAGGGCAUAGUUACUAAUGACAUACUUUCUUUAAAUUUAACUGAAAGCCCCAUAGAAGAUAAUAUGCACAUGAUUGCUUGUGGAAUAACAGUAAUAUUACAGAUAUCGCCAAAAAAUGAUUGAAGUACAUAUUACACAGAAGUAUUAAUUUAGUUUAUCUUUGUAACUGCGAAGGCAUGCAAAGCAUCAUGGGAGUUGUAGUUCCCAAAAUCAGUUCUCGUGACCAAGCAACAGUCCAGGUUUUUUUUCAGUAUAUUUAUUGGAAUAGAAAAUGGAAAUAAAUACAUCAAUCCUGGACUGUUGCUGAACCAUGAGGACUGGUUAGGGUACCACUACCAUAGGGAGACUGUGUGAGUCACAGCUAGGGAAGGUAUGGCUACCAUUGCAUAGGCAAAGUGGUUCACUGCCUAAAUGGCAGAGAAUUUAGCAGUGAGACUGUAGGGGCCUGGUUUAUACACUAAAACCACUUCAUUAAGCUGAAGCUGUCAUGGUGCUUACGGUGGCACUUUAAGGGGCUUGAUUAUUAUCUAUAUUAGUGCUUGUGAUGUACACUACAGUGUAUAACGGUGCUUUGCAGCAAUAAAACUUAACGUAAUCCAUCUGGUUAAACUAUUAUAAAACAUGUCAGUAAGAUACUUUUGUCUUGAAUUACAUUUUCAGUAUAAUAAAAAGUAGUAAAUCUUAAAGUCACCAAAAAUGUAACGGAAGAGCCGCACCUCUAGUCACACCUCCAGUUGUAUAGAAUGAUGCAUGUUUGUGGCAAUUUAAAAUGUUGGCUGAAAUGUAUUCAGCAACUAUAAAACUAAAAAAACACACCACCAUUUGUUUUGUAAAAUCCUUUUAAAAUGGCAGAGGGCUUGUGUAUUCUUCUGAGAGGAUGCAGGUGUGAGUGGGAGACAAGAGCUAGUUUACCAGGGAGAGAGGCUUUAAUAACUUUAAUAUAUAUGGCAGUUUGAUUUUGACUGACCAUUAGUUUCUACAAACUUUUCUCUAUUUUUACAUCUAAGUCUCUCUCUAGUGUUGACUAUUCUAGACUUUUUCCUAUAUAUUGGUAAGGUCUGCUGUUUGGAACAUUUUUUCUACAUAUGGCUAGACUCAAUACAAACUAAUUUUGCAUUAGUAUAUAUUAUCAGCAGACAUUUACUCCAUGGUCCUAUACAAUAUAUAUAUGGACACAAGGAAUUUGUGGGAUUCUGCACUCAGGAAGCUAGUCACUGGCAAUUAGAUAGAUAUAUGAAUACUUUUUCCUAUUUAGCAUAUGUACUCUAUUAAAGCUGUCAUAUAGGUGUUAAGGUUCUUUAUUAAUACAUACUGCCAGAUCCUAGCUGUGGCAUUUGGUGCAUUCCCCUUAGUGAGCAUAGGAAUAUUAGUAUUAAUGUUAUAUCUACUCUAUUUCUUAUCUGACAUUGGAGAUUAUCCCUAGUUAAUAUAACUUCACGCUAUACUUCUAUGUAAUAUUUCCAGGUAAUGUAGUCAGAUUGGGAUUCGUUAGAUAUCCUAAGCCUGCCUGCAUUUGUUCUAUUCUUUUGUGGUAUUUUCUAUUUGGGGUUAAGCCCCGUGGAGACACCUGGAGUCUCUUGGCGGUAUUUAAGACUCUACUGUAUAGGUGCGCUCUCCCUGUUGUUUAGGGAGGGGCUACGCACUGAUACACAUAUGGUCUUAAUUAUAUAUAUGUUUGUCCUUUUUUUUAAAUUCUCCUCCAGUUUUCCCCUUUAUUGGUUACUUUUUCUCAUUUCAGCCGAAUGCCAGUUUGGUUUCGUCAGAGGUUUGGUAACCAAAUGCCAGGAAAAUGCUCCUAUCGGUGUACUGCAAUAUUAUAUUAUAGCAUGUUAUAGCACACUGUGUUUUCUUUAGAAGUUGUUAUCUUGUGCUUAGGUACUUGAACUUUACUCACACAGGAAGCUCCUUAAGGCUCUAAAAGGCAAUUAGCAGAGCAAGAGAUACAAACUUCUAACUUAAACAAGCAAAACAAGGUAAGCUAAAAAAGCAUUGAGCAUUGCAGAAGCAAUCUGUUUCUGCACAAGGGAGAAGCAAUGGAGGAUCAUUAGGGAAGGAAAAUUAUAAUUUUUUAAAAUUAUUAUUAUUUUAAUUUUGCUUUUAUAGUUGUCUGUUUGCAGAGUAAAAGCAGCUCAAAAUGAAUGGUAAAGGGCACAAUCUCAAAUUGAUUAGUGGUACGGAGUGAGUGACACUGAAGAUUUGUAGUUCUUAACUUGCUAAUUCUUGUGACAUUCUCAAGCUUUGGCUACUGUGAGUGGCUACCAGACAAUUAAAGGACCACUCUAGGCACCAAGACCACUUCAGCUUAAUGAAGUGGUCUGCGUGCCAGGUCCCUCUAGGAUUAACCCUUUUUUUCAUAAACAUAGCAGUUUCAGAGAAACUGCUAUGUUUAUAAAUGGGUUAAUCCAGCCUCUAAAGCCUCUAGUGGCUGUCUCAUUGACAGCCGCUAGAGGCGUUUGCGUGCAUUAUGAAUGCUUUCCUAUGAGACUGGCUGAAUGUGCGCACAGCUCCUGCCGCGCAAGCGCAUUCAGCCGAAGAGGAGGAUCGGAGGCAGAGAGGAGGAGAGCAGCUCCCCGCCCGGCGAUGGAAAAAGGUACGUUUAACCCCUUUCCUUGCCAUCCAGCCCGGCGGGAGUGGGACCCUGAGGGUGGGGGCACUCUCAGGGCACUAUAGUGCCAGGAAAACGAGUAUGUUUACCUGGCACUAUAGUGGUCUUUUAAACAUGAAGAAAUGUCCUGAUUUAAAAUAAAAGAAAAUAUAAAGCCUUCUUUAUGUUUCAUGUUAAAAACAGAUCAUGAAGUUAACCAACUUUAUUUCAUAGACCUUUGUAUAAACUUGCUACAAAUGGAAGAUUAAAGCCCAAAGGCAUGAUCUACUUACAUCUAAUUACAUAUCACUGUAUCUGUAACCCAACCUAUGACUAAUUGCUAUAUUUUCAAAAGUGCUCUGGAGAGAGAAAUAAGAACUGCAAAAAAAAAUAAAAAUACAGUAAAAUGAGGCUUGUAUGACAAAGCAAAAUCUUUUCUCGAAAUUGACGUGUGUACCAUGUUUCUCUUUUUUUCAUUUGUGAUUUUUAUUCAGUUUUUAAUUCCGCAUAACCAACCAUUUACAGUACAAAGAGAGAAGAUGCUCUGCAGAAUUCAAGCAUACAAUACAUUUUCUGUUUAACAUGCAUACACAUAUGGAACUGGUUCUCUCACUAUUUUUUCAAAUAUACAUCGUCUGGUGUACAAACAAAUAAAUAACAUGUAAUAGAAUAAAAGAAAACAGAACAUUUGACCAAAAUGGGUAACUUAAACUUAAAAUGGGUAAUCAAGGGGAGUGCUUAUUCAAAUCACAGCUAUUUUCUUCUUAUACUUUGUCUCAGGUGGAUCUUAUAGGUAUAGCCUACACAUUUUCAAUGAUCUCUCAGCUAUUAUUCCUUAAUAGUGAGCCACAAAUGGGCUACAGUAAGCACCGCAGUGGCACGCCUCAAGAAUAAUUUCUGUAUACGCUUGUUUCAUUUUGCAUGCUGCCCCAACUCUUUUCUGAGAAACUAUUCCCAUCGAUUAUAGACCUCCCGAGUUACCUGCCCCAACUGGAGCUGUGGUAAGGCUAAAUAUCAUAUUUUAAAUUUAGGGAUAUCUGAGCAUACAAUUCAUGGGUGUUUGAGAUAUUGCAUUUUUUGGCAACUGGUAAAAUUGUAAACACUAGAAGAACAUUAGUUUUAAUAUUACUUUGGGCACGUUCUCAAGCAAAAUGAAAAGUAAAGAAUGUUAAUGGUUGAUUGUAAGGGAAAAUCUUUUGCUAGAGAAACAGUAGACUAAAAUCUCUGGGUAUGUCAACCAAACAUGGAGCAUGAUCCCCACUUCCGUGUUGCAUUGCCAGCACUUGCUGGACGUUGGGUGGAUGCGUGCUAGUCUCUCUGGAACUAGGUACCACCUAUAGAUGAUUUUUUAUAUGUGUCACAUGUUGUAAGUUCCUUAUGUAUGUUUUACACUCUUAUCAAUUGAUUUGAAUCUAAAGUGUGUCCCGGAUCUGCAUGCCAGGCAGGGACAAAUCUCCAGCUGGUUUCUGGGAUCAUUUGUUGUAGAAAAGCACACUGUAGAAGAACACACUGAUAAGCUUUGUUGAUGGAGUUACCUGCUUGCAAAACUUUUCCCAACUAGUACAGUGUCGUCUCUCUGUAUUGCUCCAGAGACCUCUUGUGUCUUCACCAGUGAUUUCACUUGAAGAUAGGAGAACUGUGUGCCCGAAUUUAGACUGAAUGUGAGCUGUAAUUCAGGGAAUGUUUUUAUAAUAUCUUUUUGGAAUAGUUGAUAAAUAUGAAUCACUCUCACUGUGACCAAAGCCUAUAGACAAAAUGUGUUUUUUUUUUAAAGGUUUUGCCACUGACCAUGGCGUGAACCCAUACAGCCUGCCUUUGAAGUACACUUUAGUUUAAUCGUAGUAAGUAUUGUGUCUGGAAUAAAUCUGUCAGAGUCUGAGAUCCAGAAUAGGUGCUAGAUAUGGUGGCAUUUUGCCCAAUAUGAUUCAAUCUGUACCUCUUCUGGGGAGUGAUCUGCAAGGUGUGGUGACAAUGCAUGUUCAAAUGGCUGCAUUAUAAUAAGAUUUGCCUUAUGGAAAUCCCAGCCCGUCUCCACCCCCCCCCCCCUUUUGCAGGUCUAGACAAGAUAUGUAUAGCUACACAUGGUUUCCUUUUAUGCCAUACUAAUAUGAAAAAUAGGGACUUCACAUGUUUUAGGAAUUUUGCCGGACGUGGUAUGUAGAGUGUUCUAAACAGGUACUGCAGUUCCAGUAAUAACAUCUUAUUGGCUGCAAUUCAUCUGACCCACGAUUGGAACUUGUUGUCUCACCCGGCCAGAAUCAUCUCUAUAAGUAAUUUUUGAUUAAACGGAUGAUGAAAAGGUCAGAAAGUCUGUUCUCCAAUUGAAUUUUUAGGAGGAUUUUAGUAAGGUCAAUACAGAUUCUUCUAAUCCCAUGCCCAUUGCUUGUGUCUUGGAGACAUUUAGUUUAUAAUAUGAAUGAUUGCAAUAUUCUUCCAGUUUAGUUUUAAGGUAGGGUAGGGAUAUUAAAGGUUGUGUAAGGGUUAGGAGGACAUCAUCUGCAAACAGAUUUAUUUUGUAUUCUCAUGUGUCGGUGUAUGUUUGUGUUUAAUCUUAUUGUCUACUCAAUAAGUGGUUUCAGUGCUAGUACAUACAAUAGAGGGGAAAGGGGACAACCCCUGUCAUGUAUGUGUAGCAUGUGUGAAGGUGAAAAUAAUGGUACGAGGGUUUACAAGACAACAUCACUUUACUGCACAUUUCAAUAUUUUUCAUGCGAGAACGUUCAAUAUUUUAAAAAUAUAUAUCUGCACUUAAGAUGCCACUUUAUUUAUGAACAGCUAUUUUUUUCUAUUGCUCUUAAUAUAUGGGUUUUGCCUGGACUGUAACCAGCUAAAAGAAUAUAUUAGUAUUACUGAAGGUAAAAUUAUUUAUGGGUCUAUUUAUGAUACAAUGAUUUGAGAUGCCAACAUGAAAAACAAAGUGAUUUAUUGAGACAAAAGUAGAUGAAAACAAAGUAACUGUCCGGUUCUAUUGAAACAGAUAUUUGUUUUUUUCAGCAUGUCUAUUUUUGAUCUUUUGCAAGUCAGUUCUUUAGCUGCCUGAAGUCACAGUUCUAUGAAUAAAUCCCAAAGUGUUUAUUUCAUCUCUUAAAAGAACAUUUCAGACAUUAUAAUGAUUUUCUCUCUUUUAAUUGGUUAUGAUUGGUGAAGUGUUCUGGUGCUGUCCAUUGGGUCACUGUUAAAUUAUUUUCUUACAGUAUAACUGUGAUCUAGGGUCUCAAACCACCAGUUGCACAUCCCCCCAUUUCUACUCUAGCUAAAAUUUUCUUGUUAACCUAAGCAGAGAUGGGGAGCAGUGAUAGUCUGUAAGUGUUACAGGAGUGCUCUCAGGCUAUCACUGACUGGUAUUACUUGUACAGAGCAUUCACGUGACACUCUCAAUCUGUCACUGCCCCAAUGAUACUUGGGUUAACAAGAAGACAUUAGUCAGCAUUCGUCAGAGGCACCAAGAAUGGCAGGGGACCCAAGCUCACAAUUAAAUGGUAAGUAAAUAGUUACCAAAGAACAAUGAUAGGACGCUCCAGCCAUCAUAACCACAUCCUUAUGAUGCUUUAAAUGUUCCUUUAAGCACCUGCUUUGUAUGUAAUGAAGAGUGCUUUACAUGUUUUCCUGAGUGGAGUACAAAUACAUUGUAAGUUUGACAGUUGACAUGGUGGUACUUCUUCAUAAAACAGGUUGAUAUAAAGUUAUGACAUUCUAUUGCCUUCAAAAUAAACUUGCGCACUAUACAGAUUAAGGAACAACACACACAUAAAAAAUGUAAAAAUUUUACAAGGCUUUGUAAAAUCACACACAAAAUAUGGGGAUUCAGUUCCACCAUAUGGAGCUAUUGUGUUAAGCCCACCACUAACACAAUAUGUCAAUAUGGUGGAACCGAAUCCCCAUAUUUCUUUGUUGAAAAAGGUGAUUUUAAGUAGCUUUGUAAAAAUAUUUUUUUAUGAGUUCGUUGUUCCUUAAUCUGUAUAUUGCAUAAAUGUUGGUCUCUAUGGCAGCACUGUUGCUGAGAAAUGAAUGUUCCAGGUGUGCCACAAUUCCCUUUUUUUUCUUUACUUUCAUAGUAAACGUUGUACAAUAACUUUAAAGUAAAAAUAAAUGUACUAUUUUUAUGUGAAUGCCUAUAACAAUAAUAUAUACAGGAGAGCCAUAUAAAAAAAAAAACAUAUUUUGUUUUAUAAUAUUGUCUAUUGGCUUACAUUGUUUUUAUCCAUUGUGUUUAUUCACAGUAUUUUAAUAGCUACAUUAACUACAAUGCUUGCUUAUUCUUGAUGUUCAAUCCAUUGUAUAUAUCAUUCAUUAUCAUUUACAUUAAUUAUUGUCAUUCAUAUUGACUUAUUUGUUCAACAUUAACCUGUUUGCAUACUAAAAAUAUCAAAUGCCUAUUUGUUUUUUUAGCAGACCAAGUGCAUAUUCUCAUUAAUGAAAUUGGUUUGCCAUUUGGUUCAUCAUCUGAGGAGACCACUGACUGUGACAAUUCUACGGUUGUACCAACAUCCCCAUCAGUACAAUUCAUUAAUGGAAAGCAAGAGAUUACUAAUGAACCUAAAGAUCCCAAGGCCGAGGAAGCUAGGAGGGACCAAAUCGAGAGUGUUACACCUUCAGAAAAUGCAUCAGUCACUCAAAUAAGUGAAGUAACAGAGCAAGGCACAUCACAAACAGAAGCACCAGUUGAGGUCCAUUCACUUCAGUCUAAUGAUACACAACCACCAUUAGGAACAGAAGAGCCCUUAAGUGACAUUAAAAAACAAGAUCCAGAAUAUAGUGGUGAUUUAGAAAUCGUUGGUGAUGAAAAAAAAUCUACUAUAUCACCAACUCCUAGAGAUGUCAUAUCUACAUCAGAAAAGCCAAGUGAAGCUCAGCCUAGAGAAACUAUUCCUUUAUUUACCAUUGAAUCUUCAGGAGAUGAUGACUCUGAUGAUAAACUAACAAGUGUUGUGCCAGCGUUUGUAACCAGCUUUACAGAAAGCCCUAAGCCAGCCAGUGAAACCUAUGGUGAUUUGACAACACCACCACGUCGCCUAACACUUGCAAAUGACACAGAUGAAGGAAGCGAAACGCCACUUGGAGAACAUGAUACACUCAUAAGCGUUUCAACUCUGAGUACAUUUUUGAUUUCCGAAAUAUCUGGGCAGCCAGAAACUGUAAAAAUUAUUAGUUUUGAAACCACAAAGCAAACAUUUACAGAAAGUAAGGAUAUAACAACACAGGGCAGUGUUCUGCAAACAGCAUCAGAACCCUCACAGUUGAAGGAGAUCAGCCCACUUCCUGUUUCUACUGUGGAAGCACCCCUUGUUCACACAGAAUUUAUAAAAAAUGCAACAGAAUAUUUACCACAACCUCAAACAGCUGAUGAGAUUACUAUAGGCGAAUUUUUCACUCAAGAGAGUUCUGGAGAUUCUGAAAUUUCAAGCCCUACAUCACAAGCUCAGCUGGAUCUUACCACAGAUUUGAAAGCUGAUGCCACCAAAGAACCACACACUUCUUUCACAUCAGAGAGACCAAAGGAUGAAGAAAAAAUAACAAUUAUUGAUAAAUUUGAUGCACAUACUGCAGAGAUUAAAUCAGAUAUUUUUCCUACCUCACAGGAACCAGCAGUUGCUACUUCUUUUAAAUAUACAACAACAGAGAAAGUUGAUGCAUACAUUGCAACUGGAUCUGGUGAUGGUGAGCUAACUGGAGAAACUAUAACGGUAAGCCCAGUCAUUAGUUCUGAAUCAUCUACAGAAAAAACUGAAAUUGUCCAUUCAGCCCACAUUUCUUCAACAGUGGAACUCACAACUGAUGAAGAAAAAUCAUCUUCACUACCUAUCUCUUCAGUAAAAACCUUUACAGUACCGAGCAUAUUAAAAGAUCAUACUUCAUAUAAACACUCUGAAACAAUGAGCACUUUUUCAUCUUUAAUAGAAGAGGGAUCUGGUGAUCUUGUUGCAAUCACAACACAAUACAGUGCUACAGAAUCUACUACAGAAACACAACCAAAGCAGCUCACUAUUACUGAAGUGCAACCUACUGAUGAAGGCUCAGGAGAAGAACAGCACUUAGUUGACAAAUUGUUCGCUAGAACACAUCGACCAAGUGAUGAAACCAAAUCAGACAAAAAUCUUUAUAUAAGCACAAUUCUACCAUUCAAAGAACAAACAGAGAGUGAAAAAGAAAUAUCUGAAAUAAAAGCAACAGAUGAGAUCACAAUACAAUCUAUCAGUCCCACACAAUCUAUUACAGAAACCGCAUCACAAAAACUCACUAUUACCGAACUGGAACCAAGUAAAAGUUCAGGAAAUGAAGGUGAUUUGUUUACAUCAUUUUUAGCUACCACGCCUCAGCCAAGUGUUGAAACAAAAUCAGAAGAAAUAAUUUAUACAAGCACAAUUCUACCAAUAAUAGUGCAAACAGAGGGUUCUCAUGUAGAACCAAGUACAGAAACAGAUUCACAGACACUCACUGCUACAGAACUACAAUCUUCAGAAGGAUCAGGGACUGAAGAUGACUUACUUGAAAAAAAAAUUAUUACAACACCUAGUCCAAGUGUUGAAUCAAAAACAGAAAAACAAUUACUUACAAGCACAAUUCUACCAAUCUCAGAGCAAAGAGAGAGUGUGGAAGAAGUCACAUCUGAGUUAAAAGCAACAGUUGAGAUCACAAUGCCAUCUGUCAGUCCUGAAGAACCUGUUACAGAAACAGAACCAAAGCAACUGACUAUAACUGAACUGCAACCUACUGAAGGAUCGGGAGAUGACUCAAUUGGAUUUUUGGUUUCAACGCCUCAUCCAAGUGAUGAAUCACAAACAGAAAAAAGUCUGCUUGCUAGCACAAUUCAUCCAAUCACAGAACAAGCACAGAGUGUAGAAGAAUUAAAAUCAGAAAUAACACAUACUGAACAUAAAGUAACAGAACUGAACACAAUCCAGUCUUUCAGUCCUACAGAAUCUGUUACAGAAACCCAACCACAAAAGCUGACUAUUACUGAACUGCCACUUUCUGAAGGAUCAGGAGAUGACAUGGUUGAGUUUUUGUCCACAACAACUCAUCUAAGUAUUGAAUCAAAAUCAGAAGAAAGUCUGUAUACAAGUACUAUGCAACCAAUCGCAGAGCAAACAGAGGGCACAGAAACAGUUGAGGUAAAAGCAACAGAGGAAAUCACAAUAAAAUCUAUAACUUCUACAGGAUCUCUUACAGCAACUCCAUCUCAAAAAAUCCCUUUUACUGAACUGCAACCAAUUGAAGGCUCAGGAACUGAAGAGGACAUAUUUGAAAAAGUUUUGGUUACAACAUCUCAUCCAAGUAUUGAAAGUCUGUAUAUAAGUACUACUCAACCAAUCACAGAGCAAACAGAGGGCACAGAACUUGAAACAUUUGAGCUAAAAGCAACAGAUGAAAUCACAAUAAAACCUACCAGUUCUAAAGAAUCUCUUACAGAAACUCCACCUCACAAAAUCACUAUUACUGAAUUGCAACCGAUCGAAGGCUCAGGAACUGAAGAGGACAUAUUUGAAAAAGUUUUGGUUACAACAUCUCAUCCAAGUAUUGAAAGUCUGUAUAUAAGUACUACUCAACCAAUCACAGAGCAAACAGAGGGCACAGAACUUGAAACAUUUGAGCUAAAAGCAACAGAUGAAAUCACAAUAAAACCUACCAGUUCUAAAGAAUCUCUUACAGAAACUCCACCUCACAAAAUCACCAUUACUGAAUUGCAACCGAUCGAAGGCUCAGGAACUGAAGAGGACAUGUUUCAAAAAGUUUUGGUUACCACAUCUCAUCCAAGUGUUGAAACCAUAUCAAAAGAUAUUACAUAUAUAAGCACAAUUCUACCAAUCACAGAGCAAACUGAGGGCACAAAAGCUGAAACAUUUGAACUAAAGGCAUCAGAUGAAAUUACAUUAAAACCUAUCAGUCCUACAGAACCCAUUACAGAACCACCAAAGAAACUCAUUAUUACUGAACUGCAACCUACAGAAGGCUCAGGGAGUGAAGACAGCUUGUUUAUUUCGGUGACAUCACCUCAGCCAAGUGUUGAAACAAAAUCAGACGAAAGACUCUAUAUAAGCACAAUUCUGCCAAUCACAGAGCAAAUGGAAAAGGUGGAAGAAGAAACAUCAGAAAUAACACAAGCUGAGCUAAAAACAACAGAUGUAAUCCCAAUACAGUCUACAGAAACACAACCACAGACAAUCACCAUUACUGAACCUAUUGAAGCCUCGGGGGAUGAAGGUGACUUGGUUAAAACAUUUUUGCCUACAACAUCUCAGCCAAGUGUUGAUGAAAAAACUGAAGAAAGUCUUUAUGGAAGCACAACUCUACCCUUCACAGACAAAACAGAAGGAGUGGAAGAUGAAAAAUCUAAAGUAAAAGCACCAGAUGAGAUCACAAUGCAGUCUAUUAGUACUACAGAACCUCUUACAAAAACGCAACCACAGAAACUCAUUAUUACUGAACUGCCAUCUGUUGAAGGAUCAGGAGUAGUAGAGGACUUAGUUGAAACAUUUUUUUUUACAACACCUAGUCUAAGUGUUGAAACAAAAUCAGAGAUAAGUCUGCAUACAAGCACAAUUCUAGCAGUUACAGAACAAACUAAAAGUGUGGAAGAACAAAAAUCAGAAAUAACACAAGCUGAACUCAAAGCAGAUGAGAUCACAAUUGAGUCUAGCAGUCCUACAAAACCUAUUAUAGUAACACAAACAGAGAAAAUAACUAUUACUGAGCUGCAUCCUAUUGAAGGCUCAGGAACUGAAGAUUAUGAAGUUACAUCAAUUGUUGUUUCAAAGCCUCAUUCAACUAUUGAAACAAAAUCCAGAGAAAGCUUGUAUAUAAGCACAAUUCCACCAAUCACAGAUCAAACAGAGGGUACAGAAGUAGAAAUAUUAGAAACAACACAAACUGAUCUGAAAAUAAUAGAUGACGUUACAUUGCAGUCUAUAACUUCUACAGAACCCUUCACAAACAUUAUUUCUUCAGCAGUCACUGCCACUAAACUAUCACCUACUGAAAGUUCAGGAGGUGAUGAUGACGUGAUGGUAGAAACUUUGGUCUCAACAACUGUGUCAAGUGGUGAAACUAAAGUCAAAGAAAGUUUCUAUACAAGCACACUUUUACCAAGUACCCCACAAUCAGAGAGGGUGGAACAAGAAACAUCUGAAACAACAAAGCCUGAAGUAAAAGGAACAGAAGAAGUUACAGCACAGUCUAUUAGACCUACAGAGUUCAUCAUGGAAACUCAACCACAAAAACUUACUGUCGAUGAACUGGUACCUACAGAAGGCUCAGGAGAAGACUUGCUCACUGAUUUAUUUGUAACAACACUUGCAUCAAGCAUUGUUACAAAGUCAGAAGAGCAAACCAAAACAUUCCUUACAACAGAAUCUCCAAUUGCUAUAGAAGAUUCUACUGAUAUUAUUAAAGGGCAGCCAAGCAGCACAGAAGGAAUUACAGAAGCCCAAUCAAAGAAACUAAGUAGCACUGAUUUUAUAGCUCCAGAAGAAGGUUCUGGAGAUGAAGAUACAAUUUCUACCAGUUCAUCUAUAAAGAUUCCUGUUCCAACAAUCGAUGUGAAAAUUGAAGAACAACAUGAACAAAUUAGCACAUCCCCUCAAACUGCAGAAAAACCGGAAACUGCUACUAGCUUAGAAAGCAUCACACAAAAGUCAUCAACCCUAGAACCUAAGAUAAGAUUCCACACAAUUGCACCUGAAAUAAGACAAGAAGUAACAUCUCACACAGAAGAAUUUUCAAGAAAAAAAGUGGUUCCCACUACUACCAUAAGCUUUGAAGAUGAAAAUGAAUAUUUAAUAGGCACAGGUAAAACACCUCAGUUGGAGGUUAUGGAAGAAAGCACUGUCAGUAGUGCAUGGAUUGAGACUGAACCAAAAGAAACCAUAAGUGAAGCCAUUAGUGCUUCAUCUUUAGCAACAGAAUUUAUUUUGGAUUACAAACCAGGCACAACAAUUAGAGAUGAGCUUAAAACAUCAACUGCAGAUCAAGAUACAAGUGAAGAAUUAAAGUUGAGAACUGUUACACCCCAGUAUAUAGAGCAAAUUAUAUUCACAGUAAAUACAUCCAUUUCUGAAGAAGGAUCUGGAGAUGUAUCUUCAACUGUUAAGGUAACACCAUUGGAUAUAUCCACCACACAGCAAACUGAACUAAGUUCCAGCGAACCUUUGAUAAUUAAAACAUUACCCUUUACAUCAAGUGGUAAAGAAAAAGAAAUCACUGCACUGGUUCCUAGUACAGAAGAAACACAUAAAAUACCAGAUACUGAAAAGGUAUAUAGUUAUAUUACAACCACAUUCACGGCAGAACCUGAUGGAAAAGAUCUUACCGAUGAGAUAUUUUCCGGUCAUCCUUCUGAAGAAGAGUCACUUGGUGAGUCUACUGCACCAUCAGAUGAUACAGAAGAUAUAAUUUCUAUAAUAGAAACCCAAACAGUGUCAGUUGCAAGUGAUAUGGUUACUACACAGGAGUCAUCAAAGAUAACAACGAAGGGAACUUCCAGUUCCAGACCUGACAUACCUCUUGUAACCACUAGCUUGAUUAAAGAGGAAUUUUCAACAGUAUUCACUGAAAUAUUCCAAGGUUCAGAAGAGGGGUCUGGUACAGAAAUAAUUUCCAGCACUUUUGAUACUGUGCUACCAGAAAAGGAAUCUGUUUUAAGAGCAACCAGUAUACCAAGUGAAGUAAUCACUGAUGUAGUAAUUACAGAAAGUACAGAAUAUGACUCCAUAAAAACUCUCCACUUGUCCAGUGCCUCUCCAACUGGGAAAUCUCAGGAUCUCCCAUUUACACUCCAAGUAGACACUAUACCAUUUACCACAAGGCCCCAACUACAGGAUCUUGAAGUAGAUGGGCUGUUGAUAUCUUCUUCAGCUACUCCCAAAUAUAGCAGUAUGAUAUCAACUGCACUGCCAAUUGACACAGAAGAUAUAUCCAGAGAAACUGAUGUCAUUAGCGAUGUAACUAGCCAGAAACAACAAGAAACUGAUAGUGAAAUUAAACAUUUUACUGUUACAACAGAAAUUUCAAGUAAACUUGCAUUCUCUGAUACAUUUGAACCAAUUGAUCCAACUGCUAGUAUUGACAUAGUUGAUGAGGAGUCUACCACAUUCGUAACCCAAGAGCCAGAACCAACGUCUCCUGUGACUGUUAUACUUGUUAAUGGUGUAUCUGAUUUAACUGGAGUACUUAUGCCAAGCACUUUGCCUUCUGCUGGAUCAAAAACCGAUCAUGUUGUCUCAGAACAAGAAGUUAGUGCAGAUGACACAGUCACCUACAAGCCACCGGGCAUAGAUCAUAUUGAUACCUCAGAAUCUCCCUUAGAUCAUACUGUAAAAGAUGUUGACAUUUCAGAGGGAACUUUAAUAAACACAGAAGAAGAUGAAAAUGUGAAUGACUUAGAUGACCUUAAAAAAGAUUUAUCACCUACUUCUACCUCAGCUUCUUCUUAUGUUGUUGCCAAGAGUGAAAAACCUGAACAUGCAGCAGUCACAGAGGAACAAAGUACCGAGGAAGUCAGACAGGAUGAAACUACGGAUAAUCCAUUACUGUUGAUUUAUUCCACUUCGGAUGUCGGAUCAAGUACCAAUCCACCUAUUACUUACACAGUGCAAGAACCAGAAGAUAUAUACUCCCAGACUGUUUUAGCAGUUGAGAAAGAGUUAUCAACUGUGUCUACCAAUAUUGCUGAGACCACAGAAGACAGUGCAAUAAUUCCUGAUGCUUCCACAACAGAAGGCCCUGCUGAUGAGGAUAUAACGUCUUUACCUGGCCUUGUUGCAGUGACCAAUGAAAUUGACAUCCACAUUUCAACUAGUAAUAAUGUUGAAGGAACUGAACUUCACAUGACAAGUAAGACCAAAAUACAAAUCCAUUUUAUAUCCUGUUAUCAGUGGAAAGUAACCUUUAAGGUCUGGCUAGUAGGGUAUGACUUGAAAGUUUAAGCCCCUCUAUUAUACAUUAUUUAUAAAAGUGUAACAGCAAAUCCAAUAACCGGCUGCAGACUACGGGAUCACAGUGCAGUCUAUAGACAAAAACUGAAAUUCAUAUUAAAAAAAGUUGAUCACUGGUUAUUUCUUUCCUAAAGCAAGGCACAAGGCAAAACAAUAAUGAUGUCAGUGUUUCAGUCUCUAGCCAUGAUAAAAGUAAUUAUUGUUCAUGUCACUAGAUAUCUAAUCACUGUCUGUUUUUCUUUGUCUGUCUGAUCUAUCUAUCUAUCUAUAGAUCUAUCUAUCUAUCUAUAGAUCUAUCUAUCGAUCUAUCUAUCUAUCUAUCUAGCUAGCUAUCUAUCUAUCUAUCUAGCUAUCUACAAGUCUAUCUAUCUAUCGAUCGAUCUAUCUAUCUAUCUAUCUAUCUAUCUAUUUAUCUAUCACUUAUCACUUAUUUCCAACAUGUAUCUAAAUGACCUGUCCAUCUUUCAUCACCAUAUGUGUCUCUGCAAUGCUGAAUCUCAUAUAAAAUCACUUUUUAAUGACUUCACGUCUUGUUCAUGCAUGGUUGGUUACUGCUGCCAGACUAUUAUCAGUUCUUUGACACUGCUUGGCACUGCUAACAAUCUAAUUGGCUGUUUCCCUGUACUCAUGAUGUGUUGUUUGACAUUAAUACAUGUUACAUAGUUAUGUAAUAGUCCAGGUUGAACAAAGACUCAAGUACAACCUUUAUGUAAUAUAAACUGUACAUAACUGAGAAUAUUCUAUCCCUAGUCCUUAUAAAAAUUACUUUUGGGAGUCUAACACUACACAUGCAUGUUUGCUAUAAAUAUAUGAAAUUAUUAAAGCUAAGUAGGUUUGACGUAUAUUUAAAGCUCACGGAGUCCUCUCACUUUCAGCUCUUCUCUCUCAAUCUUUUCUUGUUUGAGCACUGUAUCGCCAAUUUUCAGUUUGGUGACCAUCUCUCUUUUUCCCCAACUCCUCUCCUGUAGUAUCAACCCCUUUUGCUUUAUCACUCAAUCUCAUUUCUAACCUGUUCUCUUAGGGUAUGUCACUUACUAUUUACACUUUUUGUGUAUUUUCUCAUCUUUUCAUCCAUCGGUCACACACACUAGACAAUAUAUUUUAUUCUUGUCCCUAUUUUCUUAUUUUUUCUUUGUUUUAAUAUUUGAGUUUGUCACGUGAACCACCUCUUCAUGUGUCUUUCAUUAGAUCUCUUUUUUUCUACUUGAUAUCUCUCCCACAAUCACACUGUCUUUCUCCUCUCUACUUCUUUCAAAAUCUGUCUUUGCAUCCACAACCUUGAUGUAAAGAUCUCUCAUUGGCCUUGAUUUAAUAAGCUUUCCAAGUGAUUAAAUACUGCUGGAAAAACAUUGCAAAUUAUUUAUCUACUAAAAAUUCCCAUAGAUGUUAAUCGGGACUUCUGUAGAUAAAUAAUUUGAAAAGUUUUUUUUAACAGUAUUGAAUUGUUAAGACAGCUUAUUAAAGUCAGGCCAUUGUUCCACGGGCUUUCCCCUCUUAAAACAAUCGCAUAACCCUUUGGUCACUGCAAUCUAAUAACAUAUUCUAUCUUUUUGCAUACUGACAAAAUCGAAUCGAUGCUUUGAAGCUUCGAGGACAUUUACAAUUCAUUAGACCACAGGUAGUCAGCCUUCAGCACUCCAGAUGUUGUGGACUACAUCUCCCCUGAUGCUUUGCCAGCAUUUUGGCUGUAAGAACACUAUUAAAGAUAAAGUCCACAACAUCUCGAGUUCCAAAGGUUACCUACCAUUGCAUUAGACUAUCCUAAUCAUUCUGAGAUGUGUGCAUAUGUACCACCUAGAGAGUACAGUAAAUUUAGCUGGCACCCAGUUAUGAGUAGUCUCCCUCUGGGCCAACACAACAUUUAACCCUUCUGAAGUCAAUAAAAUAAUUUGUUUUGAAAUAGGGAACAGUAAAAUCCAUUAAUCAGCCACUCAUUCGGUUAAAACUUGACUGAAUUUAUGUAAGAAGAAAAUCAUUAUAUUUAAGGUGAUUAGUAUUAUUAAUUUUAGAACUAUUUUAGCAUCAAUUCAAAAUCAGUCUUCAACACUUCAAUUAAUUCAUCUUUAAAGACCCAAUGCUUUCAUUCUGAGAAAAUAGACAUAUUCUUCUAAUUAAAGUCACCAAAGAAACUAAAUGCAUGAUAUUUCUGAAAUGUUGCAGUAAUGCUAACCAGGUGAACAUAUCACAAUAAACAAAGGACUGGCAAUGAUGAAAGGCAAACCUCAAAGCAUGCAAAAAUGAAACAAAAUGUGCAAGAAUCUGCUCAUGAAAGCCUUGACGUAUUCAUUAUAAAAAAAAUAGAAUAUAAGAUAAAAGUUUUCAGAUUCUAUUUCCCUCUCUGCCAUUCUCUGUAUUGUUUGUUCUGUAAAAAAAGGGAUCGCGUGCAGGGUCAUCCACUAAUGGGUGGAUUGCUGGGAAUUUAAAAUUAUUUGUGAAAGUGAAUAUCAAAUUAUAGGCCAAGAUUGCUGAACAGAAACGUACAGCUUACUUGGAGAUUUUUUUCCAGUUCGACUAUUGUGGCCUGACUUGUGAAAUUCACUUUGAAUUCCCAACAAUUCACCCUUUAGUGCAAGGGUGCCCAAAAGGUAGAUCCCCAGAUGUUUUAAAACUACAGCUUUCAUGAUGCUUUGUCAUUGUAAAGGCAUGCAAAGCAUCAUGGAAGUUGUAGUUCUGCAAAACCUGGGGAAUCUACCUUGUGGGAACCCCUGCUUUAGUGAAUAUGUUUGAGCUGCAAUGGAAAUGUGAUUUCCUGUGUGAUCCUGUUAAAUAGCAGUGUAGAAAACAAAAUAAACAGGCAGAACAUCAUUUAUAUAUCCCAAGUUUUUAAUAUAUAGAUUUAAAUAUUAAACUGUAUCAGAAUAUGAGUUAAAAAAGCACUGAAUAACCUAACUGUUGUCCAGCAAUCAAAAGGGAUAUUCACUAUUAUCACUGUAACGCUUACUUGUAGGAUUUGAGUGCCAGAAUUAAAAAAAAAACCUAAAUGUACAUGAUACAUAGCUAGGUAGAAAGAAAAGUAAAAUAAAGUGUAAUAUGCUAAAGAAUAUCAGCGAUCAAUUUCACAAAAAUUUUUUUUCCGUUUAUUUAAUUUUAGCUCAAGACCCAUGCAAACUGAAUCCUUGCCAACAGGGUGGCACAUGUUAUCGUCGAGGGGGCACUUCUUUCGUCUGCACUUGUAUGCCUGGUUACAGUGGAGAACUUUGUGAAAUUGGUAAAUAAAGAUGAUUUAUAAAAAUUGAAAUUAAUGUUGUCACUAGAGUUGUGCAAAAUUUUAUUUUAGCCGAUUCGUUUAAACCAAUUAUUUUUUUUUAAAUCACACCUGAAAAAAUCGAUGCAUCUGUGAUUCACCUGUAUGGUCUUAUUCAUUAGGUAAAUCCUGGAUGAAUUGAUUCAUUGGAUGUGGAUUGAAAAUUAUGGGAUUCAGAAGAACAGGCAGAAAAUCAAUUUUUACAUAAGUCUAGUUAUUACUGCAUAUUUAAUUUUUUUGGGUUUCAGAUUAUUAUUGAUUAUUGCUAAGUUGAUUAUGUUCAAUAAAUGUCAGAAAAAUAUUAGAAUCAAUGGAUUCAUAAUAAUUAAUGAAAGGUCCAUACUAGUGAAUGUCUAGUCUGACGUACUGUUUUUUUUUUUUUUUAUUGGACAUUAAGCUAUUGCAAUAUUUUCUGGGGAAUGGAACACGCGAAAUGUUAUUGUCACCUACGUAUGCUUUUAGUGAGGGAUUUUCACUAAAAUGUAUGCCCUUUUAUUCACAUAUUGCAUUUUGUAACAUUUUCAAAUUAAUUUUAGUGCCCGUUUAAGAAGGGAAUUCUCAACUGAAAACUAAUCUAGUUGAGGGAGAGGUACAAUUCGAUUUUCCUGCUAAGCUUAGUUAGUCUUGCCGGUAGCAUUGAUUUAAACGAAACCAAGGGAAUGGCAAUCAAGUAAUUGAGAAUAGUCCUGGGUUUGUCUAUGUAUGUGGUAGUGAUAUUGCUUCCAAUAUGAAGAUGUUCUGUGCCAGGAUCUUCACUCAUUUGGUGAUCUAUACACAUUCUUCUGAUUACUGAUACUGUUAUAUACAAUAUAUCCUUCACUUACAUCCCACAUGAUAACUGCUUAUCGUUAAUACCAAAUGCUAAUUUGUAAUAGUGAGUGAUAUCAAUUGUCUUGGUGUUAUUUUAAAAACAUACUUCCUUGUUUUGUUUCCCGCAGACAUAGAUGAAUGCCAGUCAAAUCUCUGUCGAAAUGGUGCAGGUUGCAUCGAUGGGAUUAACACUUUCACAUGUAUCUGUCUUCCAAGUUAUGCCGGAGCACUUUGUGAGCAAGGUAGGAUCAGUUAUCACUGGAGUUACGUCCCAUCCAAAUAUGUAUGCAUAGAGUUUAAAAACACUUGUUUUUGGGCUGGGACUAAAUUCAAAUUAGUUUUUUUUUUGUGUGAAAAUGCAUGUCAGGAGGUAUAACUGUAUAUAAAGAGGAUCAUUUUUUUUUCUGAAAGAGCUGUGGAUUUCUAUAGUAUCCUUCCACUGUUGAAAAAUUGAAAAAUAGUCUACAAUGUUUUAUUAUACAGAAAUAACAUUUCUGAAAAUGACUGAAAUAUCUGAACUGUCUCAAUUUCGGCAGAACAAUCCUUUUUAGGUCCUAUCCUGCCAUCACUCUUUUGUUCCAUAGUGUCCUGCUUUUGGGAACACCAGAAAACUGUCCCCAAAAAAAAGUUUACUGCAAGCUCAUUAGAUGCGCUUACACUGCACUUAGAGCACUAGGACCACAGAAAUAGUGCUCCAUGCAUGGUCUGCCCUAUGUAGGUGCCCUGCUUGCUUGGCAGGCAUCCUGGCAUGCAUUCAUGCUAGGUUGCCCAUCCAGUAAUUUUGGUAGACCCGGCACCUUUCUGAUUGGAUCAGCUUCCUUUGGACAGAGCCAGUGACUCGAACAUGCCACUGGCCCACCACCUUUACCUGCUGCCACUAGUAUCCUGCUUCAAGGAACGCUGAUGUUAUGAGUAUGCUUAACUACAACUUAUUUCUACCAUAUUAUGCUUGAAGUUUCUUGCACAAGGAAAAUAAAAAAUAGUAAAAAAUAGGCACAUAAGUAAGUAGAAAAUUAGGAAGAGAAAAUUUUAAUAAGAGGUGACAGAAAAUUGUGUUAGUGGUCUGUGCUUUUUUCUUAUUCUUAAAAAUGUACUGCAUGCUCAGAGGGGGUUUGGCCAGUAAACAACAUGAGCUCCUGCUAAGUGCCUGUGGCCUUCUGCCGGGCCCUGCCACUUUCAACAAAAAAGCAAUAGUCAAAGCAGAUCCCCACUAUUGUAAAUUGAGUGCAUAUGUUCAUCAGUUUGCUACUCGGCUUACUGUCCUCUCGAUACGGUUGCCAGAUCACAAUUUGAAUUAGGAACAUCUAUGAAAAUGUGUAUAUUAUGGCUUUUGGUGGUUAAAUUAGAAGUCCGCAGGAUUACAUUUAUGAAGGUGUCCCGAAAUCAACUGCAGACAUGGCAACAGGAACCUCAGGGCGUUAAGUCAGCUGUGCCCAUGAUUUAGGUUUCAUCAAGCUGGUCAAAGAAAUAGAGUAUAAAUGAUGACAGGAGCAUGUUGGUGACACCCUAUAUUGAAUAUAUUUAGAAAUCUCUUUGUCAUAAUAUUCGAGGUUAUCACUGUCUAUCUGACACAUAAUUCCCUAACAGAGGUGUAAGAAAUAAACUGAAGUUUCUUUGUGCCAAAUGUGGCAAUCAAUUAGUUUUGCACACACGCAAAGUAUUUAUGUGAUACAAUGCUUCCUUAAAUGGUUAAAAAAGAUUCAGACUAUCUGUACGUAAUAGACUUUUGGUUCAUUUUUUUCUAUUCUGGAUCUCAUUUUUUCUUAGCUGAGGGCUCUGCAGUGGUUUGGGAACUGGGAAAAGUGUCCUCAGCCAAAUCUCCAUUCUGCCAGACAAAAUAAAACUGUAUUAGAGAUGCAGACACACUCGUCUGGCAGGAGCCUAAAUUUUGCCGCGUCAGUCUUAAAUGCAACGCAGUCAGAGAUCUGCCAAGCAGACUGAUCAUGUACCAUGUUGUACCACAGGAUGGGUGUGGGUUAUUGCUUAGAUUAAGUUUUAUAGCUUAACAUUGGUCUAAUUCUAUAUUUUACAUAAAACAAUAUGUCUCUUAACAUUAUGAAUUGUGCUCACACCUAUAAACUUCUUGAGUGAGCUAAUAUGUUAAAACAUUUAAUUACAUUAUGACCAAAUUUAUUGGAAAUAUUGAAAUGCUGGUAAACCCAAUGACUUAAUUCUGCCAUUCAAAUGUAUGAUACAUUAUUCCACUGCUAUGGUUGCAAAAAAGGGACAUUCGCUGUAUCCUUACAUCAGGGAUGGUUUAGAACAGGGCUAAUCAAUAGGUAGAUUUCCAGAUGAUGUAAAACUACAACUCCCAUGAUGCUUUGGCAUUCUAAAGGCAUACAAAGCAUCACAGGAGUUGUAGUUCUACAACACCUGGGGAUCUACCUAUUAGGUAGCCCAGGUUUAGAACAAUGGUGGACAAAAGGUAUUCUUCAAAUCUUGUAGAACGUCAUAACCUAUGAUGCUUUGCAAGUCCAAACAGCUGGAGCAGCAAUCCCUGGUGUACCAUAAGUAUUUAUUUCCCGUGUACCUGCAGAAAUUACAGUAGACAAACAACAGGCAGCCUUGUUUGCAGGCAGAGAUGUACUUGUCCUUUUUUUUCAUUUUACUCGUCAUCCUGCUAGAGUAAGGGAAAGUAAGACAAAAUCAGAUUCAUGACUGGUCGCAAAAGUUGAAAUAAUCAGAACUGGCUAGGGAAUUGUAAGCUGAAGUCACAAUAGCUGAGCUGGACACACAGCAGGGGCUUGAGAUGUUUUUUUCAGUUCAGCUAGUUUAGCUUACAAUGUGCAAUUUCCCAUUCUAUUAGACACUUUCCCAUUCUAUUAGAAUUUAUGCACAAAGCAGUGAAUUACAGUGUUUGGGCAAGGGAAUCACACUAUUUAUGAUGGAGUAGUCAACCUGGAAAGAAAUAGCUGAAUUGGACAAAUGUCUCUAGAAUGGCUGAAUUAGCUCACCAUGUGUUAUUCCCUUGUAAGUCUACAGUCCCCUAACACAAAUGCUAACUGGAAUAAUGCAAAUAACGAUUUGCUGUGUUUAUGACAGGCCAGUGUGAUGUGUGAUAUGAAGCAGGAAGUCGUUUAACCAGCUGACAUCUGCUUCUAGAAUUAGAAUGUGCUUGUAAUAGGACUCAUCACUUUUAUUCCAACUCUUACAUGAACAUAUGCGAGGAUCAAGGACAUUAAAGUCAAUUAAAAAAAAACAAAAAAAAUAUGCAUAUUUUAAAAGCACUGAGGAUAUUACAAUCCAUAUUCAAAACCAUAUGGAUAUGUUUAAAGUUCUCACAGGGGUGGACAAAAAUCCCCAAACUGUUGUAGAAAGGCAAUGCCAAAAUGCUUUGACAAACUUUCAGUCUCAGAUAAACAUUCGGCUUAACAUUUUUAAUCUUAAUAGAUUUUACUAACAAAUGGCACAAUAUAACUUCACCAACAAUUAUUUUUUCUCUGAACAUGUUCGGCAAGGUUCAUGAAACCAUUACUUCAUCUUCAUACAUUAGCAUGAAUAACAAGAAAGGCUUUACAGAAAUGACUUUAAAAGAUGGCAUUUAAUAAUAAAGGGUAUCUGACAAAUACAACUUAAUCUUAAAUGAUAGAGAAUCAAAUUUUAUCUAUACAUUGUGCAAACAGAAUUGCUAGCAAAUGUCUAGAUAUCUCUAAAAUCAGAGAAUAAAAACAGCUCUUCCACUCAGACAGUUCAGUAUGCGCGAACCUGUGCGAACCAGUUCCAAUUAGUACAUAGAUACGAAAUAUGUUCUCUGUUUGUCUGUUAUGAGGCAUCAUGUCUGUUAUCAGGGAAAUGCCCCCUUUGGGAGUCUCUGCUACUUGAAUUAAGGGAAAGCAAUGCCUACAAGGGGAAGUCAAGAGGAGCGUCAGGCUCUGUGUGAGAGCUGCUGCAGCAGCAGCACUGUGAGAGGAGAGAAACAGACAAAAUAAUAUAUUGCAUCAGCCUUGGAUAAAGAAUGGAAAAAGAGAAAACAGAUAAGUUUUAGUUACACAAAGCUAUCAUAAAGUGUUAAAUACUUUGAACUUGUUAAUAGAACCAAGUCUGUGCUUCCCAAAUAGUGGUAUGCAGGAGAGGUGUGUAAUGCAGCAGUGUAACACUGACUGAAAACUCACAGCAGGAGACAUGGAACAUAGAAAUAAACUAAAAUAUAACCUUUUGAUUGUAUUAAGUGAAGAAAACCAAAGAUGUAUAAUAAGAGUCAAACAAGGUCGUUUGAAAACUGCAAACCUAUAUCCGUCAUGACAGGUUCACUUUAAGUCUCUGUAAUAUUUAAAAAUAAAAUGAAAAAAAUGAUUCCUGUUUUUUAACAGUCUGAGACUAGACAGUAUAAUUGCUUGGCACAGUUUGGAUGGAACAUUUAAUGUCUAAUAAUAGAUUGUACAAGCAAUGUAUGGAUUUUCAAAUAUAAGUCAGAACCACAGAAGAAAUGCAUAUUUUCUUUUACAGUGCACAUGCAUUUUUUUUUUAAGAACUACCAGGUGUCAGUAAUAACGUUGUUUGUUUUAUUUUGUUUACUUUUAGAUACGGAAGUCUGUGAUUAUGGAUGGCACAAGUUUCAAGGUCAUUGCUACAAAUACUUUGCUCAUCGUCGCACCUGGGAUGCAGCUGAGAGAGAAUGCCGUGUUCAGGGAGGACAUUUGACGAGCGUUCUGUCACAAGAAGAGCAGUCAUUUGUCAACCGUAAGUUCUUCUUAACUGAAAACUACUGCAUUUUGCAAAAAGUUUGUUUACCGUAUACAUUACACUUCUUUUAUUGUGCUAGUACUUAAUAUAAAAAUAUUUUUUCUGAUUUUCUUUUAAAAGGAUUGGGUCAUGAUUAUCAGUGGAUUGGUCUUAAUGAUAAGAUGUUCGAGAAUGAUUUCCGCUGGUCUGAUGGGAGUACUCUGGUAAGACUUUGCUUCACUGUUCAAAUUUUUAGCAGUUAUACAUAAACUGAUAUGGACCUUAUAGUACGUAUAAUGUAGCAUUCUAGAAAUUUAGCAUUUGCAUACUUUGAGGUUUAUAAAGAAAAAGUCUAAUUAUUUAGCUUCUUUUCAUGGGUUAUGGGCACCUUGGUAACUAUGAUAAUGGGUAUUGUCUAGCCUUAGUCCUGGUUAAUAACAGUAUAGUUAAAACUAUGAAUGUGUUCUUCAAUUUGUGUAAUUAGAAUAUAUGAUGCACAUAUAAGAAUUUACUGUAAAUGUGUAGACAAACAAGAACAGACUGUCAACAUUCAAUACGUGCAAACCAAGAUGAAGGACCCAGGAGUCCAAAAACAAGAGUACUAUUUCUAGCUCACCUUGCUAAUCUUGUCCUAAAGUACUCCAAUAAUCAUUGAGCCACAUCAAACAUUUCAUCAUAUUUAAAUCCAUCUUGGAUGUCAACAAAUUGUUAAUUUCACAAGUAAAUCAUUUAUUUUCUUAUGCUCUUUCUUUUUAGUACUUCUCAAUAAAUAAUGCACAACACCUCAGUUAUCACUCUGUAUUUUCAGCUAAUAGUAGCGUGCUAAGUGUGCACACAAUGUUAAAAAUGGACUCAAACUAAGUUUUAUAUAUAUAUAUAUAUAUAUAUAUAGAGAGAGAGAGAGAGAGAGAGAGAGAGAGAGAAAGAGAGAGAAAGAGAGAGAGAGAGAGAGAGAGAGAGAGAGUUAUAUUUAUGCUGUGAAGUAAUUUCCCUUCUAGAUUUAGGUAAAAGGAAGAGAAUCAACAAAGAGUGCAAACCAUGCAGCAGCAAAUACCUAAUAACUGGCAUUAAAACAACAUUUUAGCAAUAAAGUUCUAAGUGUUGCCAACAAAAUUAAAUUUUAGUUUGAUUUAAUUCUUCAGAUUAAAAUCAACCAUUUGGAGCAUUCAGUAAAACUUAAUUUUAUAUAUUGCUGCAGGUGAAAUGUUAUAUUUAUGAGUAAUUUAUGAGUAAUGUCAAAGACAGUAGGAAAAUUGGCAUAUAAAUUGGCAAUUUUGUUAACAGUGUUGGUUAACCAUCAAAAUCUUCUCUCCAUGGAAUUAACAGUUCGUUUAGCUAUGUAUGUGUACUUGUUAUGUUCUGCUGCUAUCUUUAACCUCCAAGUUCAUUCAUUUUUGGUUAAUGAUUUUAAAUCUGUCAAAUUUGGUUUGUCAAUAGUGAAGAAAAACGCAAUUUCAUCAACUCCUGAAUUAUAACCCAAUCACUCUAAUCAACUAUAAUGUAUUAAUUAACUCAUAACCGUUAAACGGGUUUCAGAGAACAGCAAAAGUCAAAACUCGGUCAAAACUUAACGAUCUAGGCAGAAAUUUAACCGGUAGUGAAUUUAACCUUUAUACUUUCGGGAUCCAUUAACAUUUCCUACAAUAACAACAUCUUUUAUAUAGAAUCCAGAUGAUGUCCUCAUAUAUCACAUGCUAUACUUCAUGUACAGUCAGGUCCAUAAAUAUUGGAACAUCGACACAAUUCUAAUCGUUUUGGCUCUAUACACCACCACAAUGGAUUUGAAAUGAAAUGAACAAGAUGUGCUUUAACUGCAGACUUUCAGCUUUAAUUGGAGGGUAUUUACAUCCAAAUCAGGUGAACGGUGUAGGAAUUACAACAGUUUGUAUAUGUGCCUCCCACUUUUCAAAGGACCAAAAGUAAUGGGACAGAUUAACAGUCAUAAAUCAAACUUUCACUUUUUAAUACAUGGUUGCAAAUCCUUUGCAGUCAAUUACAGCCUGAAGUCUGGAACGCAUAGACAUCACCAGACGCUUGGUUUCAUCCCUGGUGAUGCUCUGCCAGGCCUCUACUACAACUGUCUUCAGUUCCUUCUUGUUCUUGGGGCAUUUUCCCUUCAGUUUUGUCUUCAUCAAGUGAAAUGCAUGCUCAAUCGGAUUCAGGUCAGGUGAUUGACUUGGCCAUUGCAUAAUAUUCCACUUCUUUCCCUUAAAAAACUCUUUGGUUGCUUUUGCAGUAUGCUUCGGGUCAUUGUCCAUCUGCACUGUGAAGCACCGUACAAUUACAACAGUUUGUAUAUGUGCCUCCCACUUUUCAAAGGACCAAAAGUAAUGGGACAGAUUAACAGUCAUAAAUCAAACUUUCACUUUUUAAUACAUGGUUGCAAAUCCUUUGCAGUCAAUUACAGCCUGAAGUCUGGAACGCAUAGACAUCACCAGACGCUUGGUUUCAUCCCUGGUGAUGCUCUGCCAGGCCUCUACUACAACUGUCUUCAGUUCCUUCUUGUUCUUGGGGCAUUUUCCCUUCAGUUUUGUCUUCAUCAAGUGAAAUGCAUGCUCAAUCGGAUUCAGGUCAGGUGAUUGACUUGGCCAUUGCAUAAUAUUCCACUUCUUUCCCUUAAAAAACUCUUUGGUUGCUUUUGCAGUAUGCUUCGGGUCAUUGUCCAUCUGCACUGUGAAGCACCGUACAAUGAGUUCUGAAAAAUUUGGCUGAAUAUGAGCAGAUAAUAUUGCCCGAAACACUUCAUCAUGCUGCUUUUGUCAGCAGUCACAUCAUCAAUAAAUACAAGAGAACCAGUUCCAUUGGCAGCCAUACAUGCCCACGCCAUGCCACUACCACCACCAUGCUUCACUGAUGAGGUGGUAUGCUUUGCAUCAUGAGCAGUUCCUUUCCUUCUCCAUACUCUUCUCUUCCCAUCAAUAUGGUACAAGUUGAUCUUGGUCUCAUCUGUCCAUAGGAUGUUGUUCCAGAACUGUGAAGGCUUUUUUAGAUGUUGUUUGGCAAACUCUAAUCUGGCCUUCCUGUUUUUGAGGCUCACCAAUGGUUUACAUCUUGUGGUGAACCCUCUGUAUUCACUCUGGUGAAGUCUUCUCUUGAUUGUUGACUUUGACACAAUUCCGGGUCUUUUGGUGUUGCUGAGCUCACCGGAGCUCAUCCUUUCUUUUUAAGGAUGUUCCAAACAGUUGAUUUGGCCACACCUAAUGUUUUUGCCAUCUCUCUGAUGGGUUUAUUUAGUUUUUUCAGCCUAAUGAUGGCUUGCUUCACUGAUAGUGACAGCUCUUUGGAUCUCAUAUUGAGAGUUGACAGCAACAGAUUCCAAAUGCAAAUAGCACACUUGAAAUGAACUCUGGACCUUUUAUCUGCUCCUUGUAAAUGUGAUAAUGAUGGAAUAACACACACCUGGCCAUGGAACAGCUGAGCAGUCAAUUGUCCCAUUACUUUUGGUCCCUUGAAAAGUGGGAGGCACAUAUACAAACUGUUGUAAUUCCUACACCGUUCACCUGAUUUGGAUGUAAAUACCCUCAAAUUAAAGCCGAGAGUCUGCAGUUAAAGCACAUCUUGUUCAUUUCAUUUCAAAUACAUUGUGGUGGUGUAUAGAGCCAAAAGGAUUAGAAUUGUGUAGGUGUCCCAAUAUUUAUGGACCUGACUGUAUAUUUCUAAUGGGUAUCCCUUCAGUAGAUUUGUACUUACUUUAUCUAGCAAAAUGAUUUUUUAUGAGUAUAUAUUUUAUGGUAAAACGGACAAUAUCCCAGCUGGAAACCCUCAAGAGGACUGCCAUAAAAUCUUUCAGUGAGAUCACUAAAUCUGUGCUGUUGUUAUAGCUGCUGGGGAGCCAAGUGGCACUUUCCAUAAACAAGCUCCAAUCCUUAUCCUGAUUAUUUAAUUAUCCUACAAUUUUACAGGGCUUUGGAUAUGAUCACAGAGGUGCCAACACACGGGAAGUUGGCAGCCAAACUGCUCGGCUCUGCUCUAAAAGAUUCAUCUGCACAGUUUAGCAGAGCAGUUUAGAGUUCACUGUUAGUAAUAUUCUCAGGCGUUUUGCCAUUUUGUCAUACUCACUUAGAAACAAAACUAGGAAUUUGGAAAAGACACAGAGCUGGGAUUGGAGAUUGUUCAGUUUAAUUACUUGCCUAGCUACAGCUAAAGUUCUUUAACAUCACUACAUAACAUAUGGUGUGUUCGAAAUACUGAAAACUUGACUACCUGAAAUGAUGACAUCAGAAGUGCGUAUAGAUGUAUAUGUAUAUUAUAUAUAUAAUAUAUAAUAUUGUAGUAUGUAAUACACAUAUAAUAAGAAGUGCAGUCAUGAGAUUUAAUGCUUUUGACUUGUUAAUCCUUUACUUAAUUAAAACAUAAUAACAAAUGCAAAUAGAACAAACAUCGCCCAUUCAAAUAAUAAACAGUAUAGACUUCUUUGAGAGGUUCUGGAAACCCACAUUACAGUGACACAACUGUCUUCAAGUACUCUGCACUCCAAUAUAAUAAUAAAAUCUGGCAUAAAAAGAAAUUUAAUCUAAACAUCAAAAAGCAAUUAUAAAGUAGGUAUGCGUGUAUAUAUAGAAAAAUACUUACCUACUUGUAAGAAGAAAGCCAAGAAAACAAAUGUGAAAAAAUGCUGGAUGUCCACUAAGAUGCUUCUUUAACAUUGAAAUUUGGCAUCUUCAUCUUAAACUGAUUAUUAAUUUCAAGAAAUGUAUUCUUGUCAACAAUCAAAGCCACUUAAUUGUUUUCAGCACAUUUACCAUACCACAUGGUCACAUCUUAGGUCAGACUGUCCUAGCCUAGCUUGGCUCCGCUAACUUACCUUAGUGGUUCCUUGGCUCUUUCUCAUACCUUAUUCUGGAAUGUGUUGGCCAUGAUGAGUGGGGUUCUGUAGGCCUGCACAAGUUUCUGCAUUAGCCUCUGUUAAUUCAGUUCUGUUACAAAACUGACAUAUUCCAGUCAGUCAAGUUCCAUAAUUCUUUGACUUACUGGGCCACUUGUUGUGCUCCCCCGAUAUUUCCGAUAUGCCUUCAGCCUAUGAACAUGGGGACCCACAGGGCAUUUACCUAAAAUCUCAUAGACUGGUUCCACUAUCUCUGUCAUUCUCAAUGCUAGCACAGUCCAAAUAAACUGAGAUUUGUUAGGCCACAAUGACAGCCAUCAAUCCCAUAUAGCUGUUUUAUGAAAACUUCAUGUUUUUUAAUUACAUUUUAAGUACUUUGCACGCCAAAGAUAAUAUGAACUAAACUAUUUAUGAAGACGAAAAAUAAUAUUUUCUUCCUUGUAUUACUCUAUAUCCAUUUUUUAAGAGAAAAGCCUUGCCAUCUGACAACACAUACAAUGAUAAUGUCUCCUAUUUAUUAGCAUGUAUGUGAAAAAAGUCUGGAUCAAUCACAAACUUAUGAGAAAAUUCAUCAAAUAUUCUUUGUGACCUUCUCAAUGGCCAAACUUGCUUUCAGGUUCCUUAAAUCGCUGGACGGUCAUGAAAGUCUGUUGACCUGCUGUUGCCAUGGGCAUGCUAUUUCAGUACUAGAAAUGGUCUGUGCCAUUGCGUAUGUAUGAAAGAUAUGUCACUUUACUACAUCACACCCUGUCUGACAGAGAGCUAUUCAUAUUCUUUGGAAAAAAGCUGUUGAUAAUUGUCACUUUGUAAAGCAGUGAACUCAUUGCCUUAGUGCAAGAUUAGCACCAUGUCACAGCACUGGUUAUUGUCUCUGGAAGCAUUGUCUGUGGAUUAAAGAAUGCUUAUAGGAAGGAAGUGUGAAUGGGGCCAAUGAUAAGGUAGCUAAACCAGGUUCACUGUAGAAUGAGUCUUAAAUGCAGCAAGUCAGGGCAUGGAAAGGGGGCAAAGUCGGUUAUUAAUAACCGAUUUAUAUAGUUUUAUUUUGCCAGAGAUAAAAGGCAUGCAGGCAUGAACAGUGAUACGGAGGCUGUGUGAAUGCCAUGUGCUCUAGAUAUACACAUUGAUUGAGUGAUUCUGCCUUUAUGUAUCUGUGUAAGUGGGAUACUUUCAUACUCUCGGGCUGUUAUUUAAAAUUCUUACCAGAUUAGAAGUGCUUGGGAGUGGUUAUGCACAGAUACAUGUGUGUGUGAUAACACAUUAUGCUCUUACAAGGUGUUUUGCUUUCCUAAUCAUUAUAGUUAUAUUUUAUGGGACUGCUUCCAAUCUCUAGCAGCUGCUGCUGAGACAAGAGUUUUGUUUGGACAUAUUUAAAGUACCGUUAUCUUUUGUUUUUCCCAUGCCAAUUGCUUUUUUACUUUGUUACUUAUAGUUCAUUCUUAAAGGGUCACUCUUAGCACCAGAAACACUUCAUAUUUCUGAAAAAUGGUUAUGGUGAAACAAUCCUACCACUGAAGCCUCUCUUUUUAAACUGUUUUAUCUGGAGAUAAAUAUCCUUUUUGUGUGCAGGGCUUGGACUGUCAUUCAGCAAGCUUGUAUAAGCCCUUCCUGGCAGAUGAUGUCAGUUUUGUGCAACUUUUGGGCAGUGUAGCCAUGGCUGGAUUAUUUACACACACAAUUCUAAUUCCCAGAUAUAGAAAAACAUAAAUCAGUUCUGUUUUUUGGCCUCUACGCCUUACCAGGUCCAGAGAUCAGAGAAGAAAACACCCACGCGCCGGGCUAUUUGAGAAUUUAUGUUCCAACAAAGUUGUUUGCCCCUUCUAGACUACAACUUCUGUCUAGCACAAUGAUAUUCUGUCUGAGACUGGUGGGAGUUAAAAUAUAUAGCUGAUGUAAUGGGGUACUGAAGUGACCACUUUCUAAACAGCUUAUGUGGAAUAUAACUGGACUCAUUCUUAUCCAGUGAUCUGAGCCUGAUGAGCAUAUAUAGCAAGUCUAUGUUAAAGGACGCAUAAAAAGUAAUAUGUAAAAAUAGCAAUUGAACUAAUCCAGCUAUAAAGUAUGCUUUAUUUAAUGCAAAUUCCUAAAUCUCAGUAAUCUCAGUAAUAGGAGGAGCUUUGGACUGGAGAUGUGUCCUCAUUGCUUCUCUAUAAAAGGCAUUUGAUUUGCAUGAAAAACACUAACAAGGAAGAAAGUGCUAGGCAAAAAGGGGAGGAUCUUCUUUAGCUGCAGAAGCAAUUAAGUUUUUAGGACUUUGGUGUUUAUUUGUGCUAAUAAUUAUUUCAGUAAAUACAUAUUUUUAGUUUGGAACGAUUAGGUAUCUGAAUGGUGUGUGACCUUCACCAGCUUCACUACUACGUAUGGAGAGCUGGAAGCUCCUAAGUAGGGCUAUCUUAAUGGCUGAGAGCAUCCUUCUCAGCCAACAAGCUAAACUGGGCUUAGCUCAGUCAGAGAGCUUAUAGCUCUCCGUCAGAAGUAAUGGAGACAGGGGGAACUGCCUGUCAGACCUCAGGUAGGAAGUCAAUUCUAAAAUGGUUUACCGGUUACAAUGGGGGAGGCGACAGGGAAAUGGUGGCACCAUAACCACUACAGACCUCUGUAGUGGUAAUGGUGGUCAUAGAGGUUCCUUUAAAAUCAGUUUCAAAAUAAAACAAGUUCAGCCCUUAGAAGCUAAAUAUAGAGGAGUACUGGUGCAAAAUAAGGCACCAGGUCUUCAGACUGCUGCCAACAUCCCAUGACAUUUAUAUAUAUAAAAUAUUAAAAAAUGAACACAUACCAGGAAAAGGUAAAACAAAUCUUAAAAUAAUUUGUUAAACUGAUUUAUAAACUGAUUUAUAAAAUAUCACAUAAUACAAAAAGACUUUUACUAAAAGUCUUUAAAAUACACUUCUAAAUAUAAUGCUGCCCAAAUGAUAUUAAUUACCACAAAGUAUUGUUAUUUUAAGCAUCUGUCUAUUUAAAAUGGAUCGGAAAAUAAUCUAUUUUCAGAGAUAUUUCUCAAACGUUUAAAAAUAAACCUACAAAAACAUGCUAAAACAAAAAAAAAAAACUAACAUGACUUCAGUAUUGAUCACACAGCGCCACCAACUGGUAGGAUUUUGUACUUCAUAUAUAUAUUUAGUUUGUCACUGUAUGAAAUAAAUGAAUUAGAUAAUGUACACGAACGAAUGAUGAAACUGCAUCUAUAAAGAUGGAUAUUAAAACAUUAGAUAUAGGUAUAUCAAAAUGUACAAAAAUUUUGUAAUAAUGUCAUUAGUUAAAAGGAGCUAAAUAACACAAACAAUAAGAUAUAUUAUAGGACUUAAAUUUAUUAUUAAAGUUAUUUGAUCAAAAAGUGAUAACAAAUUUCCACGAACUUCGAAAUGUACUGUUCCAGGUCUAUUUUAUAUAUAUAUAUAUAUAUAUAUAUAUAUAUACACACACACACACACACAGGACAGUCUUUAAAAUAUUUCCACACAUAUCACAACAUUCACACAUUAAAUACACACUCGAAACUAAUACUAUAAAAUGCUAUAAUACAUACAAACAGCACAGUUAAAAUCUAGCAAAAUAGGCAUUUGCAACCAGAGGGAUUCAGGGGAUUACAGUGAGACACAAAAGAAUUAUCACUCAAAAUAUUUUUAUACAUUGUGGAAAAGGAGCAAUGUAAAGAUUUUUUUUGAAAAACGCUGGAUUGUGAGCUAUUUGCUACUUUUGCUAAAUAUACGUUUAAAUCAAGGCACCUAAAGCAGUACAGAUUAGUUUAGCCUAUAGGUUUGUUUUUCUAGAUUUGCUUGUAGUUAUUCCAUUGACAAUGCCAACUAUACAUUAAAAAAAAGCUCUCUCAUCAUUUACUGUCAGGGUAAUAUAUGUUUUAAUAGGCUUAGCCAAGCUGUGUUUAUUAAAAUAUAUAUGAUGUUUCGUGUUGUCCAGCAGGUGGUGUUGUAGUGUUGUGGAACCAGCUGAGAUGCUACCAGGCAUGUAGAAGGUUAAGGAUAAGAUGUGUGUUCCUUGUUUUACCGAGCAGCAUUCAGGUGCAAUAUUAUCCAGGAUUAAUUGCAAAGAAGACAGUUAUUCUGUCAUCUGUGGUGCUGGUGAAUUUUAAACGCUUUAAAUUAAAGAAAGCGGUCUCUGAUUCCUCUCUUAAAUUCAAUGUCUUCUUAAAGUGGAAAUGUUGCGAAUAUCCUCAGUCCAUAAAAUGGCCUAAGAUUUGACUUGCUCAAUAAAAGAAAUAUGUAAUAUGUAACAUUUAAUUUAGAAAACAUUGGUUUCAAACAGAAGCACUAAUGUGCGUGGACAGGAAAAACUUUGAUUCUCCAGCUACAGUGCAGCAUGUACAAUGUCCUUCACCACCUUUCUAUCAAUAUAUAAUGGAUAAUAUGUCUGACAAUUAUAUUCUUACAAUACAUUGGAAAAACUGAUCACUGCUUAAAAAGUAUAUUAAAAUUGCAGUUUAAUUUAAAACUGUAGUAAUUAACAGUGGAAGUAACAUAUAGUUCUGGUAAGAGAAGAGAUUGCAAAGGUAAAUCAGAUGACUUACCUGCAGGAGUUAACCUAUCCAAUGGUACUAACUGAUCUAUGAAAUAGACUGAUAGUCUUUGUAGUCCAAUAUCCGACUAUUUCAUUGAUCAAUGAGAACCGUUGGAUAGGCUAACUCCUGCAGGUACUUUUACUUAAUAUAGAAAUGACAAUUAGACACCGAUGCUAAUUAAAUCAAUGUUAUUUAUUUAGUUUAAAAAGUGUCAGUAACUGAAAUAGGUGUGAGUAAGAGGGGGAGAUAAAGUCAAGUAGGACAUUUUUAAAUACUGUACAUGGUUCAUGCAAUGCAGUGCUUGGUCAUAAGCCUAAUCAUUAAGGGCAAUAUUGUUUGACAUUCCACAGGCGCCACCACCUCCGUAGGUAUUAUACAUGAUGUUGGAUUAGUUCAAUAAUGUUGGUUUUAUUGGCAACAUUAACCAUUUUCAUUGUGUGUAUAAGUGACCACUUAUGGCUCAGGGCUUUUGUCUGUGCCUAAAAAACAUUUCACCCUGUUACUUCUAUAUUUGAAUGUAAUGCAAAGAUAAAAACACAUAUUAUUUCCUUAAUUCUUGCUCAUUAGCCACACAACCAAAAUAUAUGGGGCAUCUUUGAACAAAAUAAUAGUGUACAUAAAACACAAACCACACAUUUGUUUUAAUGACUUUUUUUUUACAUAAAAGAAACAGCUCGAUAUAUAAAGAUGCUUGGAAGAUUUUAAAAGAAAAAUUAAAUCCACAGUUUACGACACAUUUUUGGGCAGACAAUUGCAGUGCUUGUUUGACAAAUUAUGUCUUUAUUCCCAGAAGAGCUUAAGGAAUAGAACCUGUGAUUGUUUCCUUUGCUUUGGAAAGUUUAGUUUAAUGUCUUGUGUAGCCAUGUGGAAUAAUUAAUGCUCACUCUCGCUGCCUACUCAAACAUCUAAUUGUUCUGUGCAGUAUAGUCUUUUCUAUCAAUUAUUACAAAUUCGUUUUAGAAUCAUCCACAAGGAAAUGGCACACACACACACACAAAUAGGAAAGUAUGGCUUUGUUUAAUUAAAAAAAUACGUUAUGGUUGUUAACACUAUUAUAUUGCACACUUGAACAAUAAUUCAAAUAAGUCUAAAUGUUAGGUUUUAUUACCUAAUGUAGUGGUUUUGGUACAUAGAUACUGUCCCUUUUUUCUUGUAAUACAAAACAUUGUCUACAUUUGUGAGAGAUAACCCCUUAUUAAAUGUUAAACUGACAGACGCUAGAUCUAUUUCCUCAAAAAGACCUUUGAAAAUCGAAGGUCUUCAUGAUUGGCAUCAUCAUGACUCUGAAUGAUGUUAAUACUACUCAUAGAGAAGCAUUCGAUUAGGUACUUUUUUUGAGAAGCAUCAUAUUGGUGGAGUGUGUAAAUAUCUGCACAUGGUCUAUCCGUCUCAAAUGCUUCUCUAUAACUGAGCACUGGAUUGGACCGAGCUCAUCGCUACUCAUGAUCUCAGAAGAGGCGGGGCAGUUAGUGAGAGUAGACUGUCCAGUAUCACCAGUUCAUUUUAUGUUUUCCUAAUUUUAAAAAGUGGGUUCAUAAUGUAGACAAAUAAAAAAAAAACACACUAAGGUUAAAAACAAAUAUAUUUUUUAACCAUAGAAUGUUUAAGCCCUUAAGGAUACAACUUCUGGAAUAAAAGGGAAUCAUAACAGAAUAUUUUCGUGUCAUUAAGGGGUUAAAGGAAGCACAGAUGGCUCACAUUGCAGUUUGGAUUAUUUGCAUACAAGUAAAAAAAUUGCUCAUUUGGAAUUAUAAAUUUAGCAAUGUGGCUCUAUUCUAAGGUUCCCUCUAUAAUGGCAAAGGUAAAGUAAAACUUGCCCAAGAUCUGGUUAUAGAUUUACCGAUAGGCAAGUUAUUUGAGUUCUGUCUUUAUUUUUUUAGUGUUCUCUUGCAAUCAGUUGUGGUUUGUUUGCAAAUGAUUACGGAUACUUAAUAAAUAUCGAGGUGACUGCUAGCCAGGCUGGUUGUUCAAGAUUUACGUGUCAAGAUACAUUCAGACAAAUCAAGGAUAUAUUCUAGCCUAUUGGAGAGAAGCUAAGAAUAUAGGUAUAAUAACUAGCAGGCUCAAACAUAGUUUAGGUGACAUUUAUACAUAUAUAUGCAGGUUGAGAUAUCCAGCGGGUUUAAUACCACAGAUGGGUAACUAGAGAUUCACUUACUCCCUCAGGGGAACAUGUCUAACUGUCGGGCUGAUCAGUGCCAUUACCUUGCAAGGUGAUUAAUGAGUGGUUAGUGAGAGUUAUACCACUGGUAGCUAAGUCAUUUCUCUGCCCAGCAGCCCACCACUCCGCUAGCUAGAGUCAGAUAUAAGCUUACAAUGGAGAAUAAAGUCUGUUGCAUGUAUUAUGCAAGGGAUACCUCAUCCUCAAAUGGCUAAUUUAGAGAGUGCCAGAAAUAGUCCGUUGGAACUUGCAGGGGUUUGGUGCCACAGUAAUGGUUUACUGUGGUGUGCGCCAGACGACCCCUCCCAGCUCAGCCGAUGCCCACGUGCGGAAAGUUCCUGAUGGUGGUAGGGGAUUUACCGGUUGUUUCACCGUUGCGGCUCAGUUGUGCGAUGUUCCUCCACUCAUGGCCGGUGUCGCAUGGAGCAGGGCUUGAAUCAGCGUGUGCGGUUCGGUGGGGGGAGGUAAGUCCAACCUCCAUCCCCGGGCCGGUUGAAAGGCUGACUUCUUCGUUCCAUGGACCCGGUUUUCUUGAGGGGCCAGGUCCCUCUCCCUGUGGGAGUGACGAGGGGUCUUGCCGGACAGCCUCUGGCUGCGGCGGUGGGCCCUCCAUCUUUGUCAGUGAUGUCUUUGGGUCUUGCCCAAGGUGGCCUUCGGCCCAAGUAGGCCAGUAGUGGGAAGUCUGGGCGUUUUUAAUGCAGCUUGGCCCGAGGGAGUCCUCCGUGCCUCCCGGCACUCGCCUCUCCGUCCUUCUGCCUAAGCUUGUGCUGGUAAGGCUGUGCAGCGUUUCAUCAGGGCUUUCCAGAAUCAUUGGAAGUGCCUGUCUAUCCGCUGCAUAAGGUGGUAUACUGAGCUGUAGAAGAUUGCAGCGUGCUCACUUGCGGUCUCUGUAGGCCGAGAUGCCGUCGCCAUUUUGGGGAGUGCAGCUAGUGCCCGGUUCUGCUGCGUGGUUAGGUGUUGUGCAGUCGAUUAGUACAGUCCAGUGGGGACUGGAAUAACCCCCACCGGUCCAAGGGGGAGGGGGAGUGAUUUGCAGGAGUUUCAGCAUACGUUUAGGAGCCAAAGGAUCGGCCACUUCCUCGUGGCUCAGCCGCGUGUAGGCCUCAAGCCCCUAGUGAAGCAAUCCAGCGUCCUAGACUUCCCAAAAAGGUACUCUUGAGUGCAGCUACUUCUCCUGGUUAUUAGCUGUGGGGACAGCAAUCUGUGUGUGCGGGUUGGCAAGUAAGGCAUCCCGAUUUUUGUCUCCAGAUGUGGGAGCUUGUGCCAAACACAUCUGGGUUGCUUGGUUGCUAGGCUCCGCCCCUGGAAUAGUGCUUUUUUGUUGUUUGUCUUUUCAUGUUUUUUUUAAGUCAGGACAGUGUAACCUGAUAUAAACAAACUGAGCCAGUAAGGCAAUAAAGCUGGGUACUUAUUGAUCAAUAAAUAGUGGACUUAUAAAGGUGACAUUGUAAAUGAUUUGCCUCUACUAAACAGCCGAAUUAUGUUUUUUAUAAAAUAGUUGACUUUUUCAACCAACAUUAUUUAAAUCUGUUGAAAGGCACUUACAAGGCUGGUCCAAUGUAUUCACAAAUAAGCAUCACACAAUAUACUCCUUUUGAAGUGUUGUAUACUCUGUCAGUAAAAGUAUUUUGUUGAUUUUAUUGAUACAUAACAAGAUAUUGUAGCUGAACAUCUAGUAACCUAAUAACCUUAUUCUGUAUAGUCCAAUUUUUUAGUUUUGUGUUUAGUUCCUGUUAAGAUUUUUUUUCAAUACAGAUUUUUUUUAGCAUCUUUUUUAUUUUCCAGCGUUUAAUAUACUGUAUUUUGAAGCGAUUUCAAGGACAUAUAAGACCAUGGUUCUUGGAACUUACCCAGCAUUCCAAUCGAUCCUUACAAUAGCCUGACAUCUCAUGUCUAACAGUAAAUUCUAAGUGCCAUAAUAUAUUGCAUACUCUUCAAAUAAAGGGAUAGAAACCGCUCAAUAAUACAUUUUUGUAUUGUUUGAUUAAAUAUACUUUUUUUUCAGUUGACAUUUAAGGAGCUGAAAUAGUUUUAUGCCUGAAACCAAAAAUGCAGCAUCAGGGGAAAUGUUAGUUUUCGGAGUUAUAUACUCAGUUGCACAAUGCCUAUUUAGGAACAGUUUUCUUAUAACUAAGUCAAUUGAUAAAUAAACACUUAGCAAUAUUAGAAUGUAUUAGACAAUUUCAGGUAAUUUAAAAUGUUCUCCUAAUUGAUCUACAAGAUCUUUGAAUGUUCUGCAAGAAUUGAAAGAUAAUAGUUGACAUUAUGCUAAGUGUGAGGACGUCCAGUAUCAUUUCAUGGACUCAAACUCAGUAAAAAGCCAACUAGCACCUCUAGUGGCUGUCUGGUAGAGAAUCACUAGAGUCUAUCUUAACCCUGCAUAGUAAACAUUGCAGUUUCUCUGAAACUGCAAUUUUGCAUAUGCAAGGGUAAGAGGCAUGGGCACUGCACCUAGAACAAUUCACUUAGAUGAAGUGGUCUGAAUGCUAUAUUAUCCUUUUAAAUUGUGGAUUUGACUUAUAUUUGAGUCUUACAUUUUAUUGACCAUCGCUAUAAAAUAUCAAUCCAGUUAGAGUUGCUGAAGAUUGUCAGAAGGGACGAAAAUGUGAGCUAGCAACCCAUUACACACAUCUUAAGGUUUAUUUUUAACCCAUCAUAAUUAAUUUUGGUAUCAGAGAUUUUAUGACAUGUAAAUUAUUACAAAAAUAAGAAGCUUACUUGAAUUUCUGCAUGAGUCACAAGACUAACACAGAUCUAAUCACUAAACCAUGCAACUGUGUAGCUUUUUUGAUUUUUUAAAAAAUGGCAUCCAAACCCUAUAUUUGUAUUACUAUCUUUGAAAUCAUGGCUACGUAUCAUAUUGGGAAGGCUGCCAAUGUGAAAAGAGAAGAUAAAAAAAGCAAAGUAUAAUUCGAACUUGUUCUGCUAAAGCUUUUUGGCUUUAACCUUGAGCUAAACCAAAGCAGUUAAGCCAAGAUAAAGGUGUUUGGUGAUGUAAUCUGAUGUGAGGUAAUAGAAUGUCACUCAUGGAAAUGUCAAGCAUUACAAAUGAAGAAGAAAAAGAAUAAUAAAAAAAUAAAUAAAAAUAAAAAAACAAAAGGCCAGUGACUGAUCUAUGACCAUAAAAAGCACGAAAAAUGCCAACAUAUGCAAAUCAUAAAUAAAUAAAACUCAGUAGGUACAACACUAGUAAUACAGGUAUUUUUACAAUUCUUACAGGGUUUUCACUAAAUUCUCAACUCUUGCAAUUAAAUAUGAUUUACAAAAUUUAGGCUAAACUAGCCAAGUUGUGAGUACAGCUGCAUCGAAUAAUUUUUUAUGAAUCAGUUUGUUUGUUUUUUAAAUCUCGGUUUGCCCUUUUGAGAUUUGAUUCCCUAAAAUUGUUCAUGAUAAUAGUUAAUAAUAUAAUUUUUUAAUAUACAAUGAGUUCUUUAGAUCCUGUUCUGGUGCUUUUUAUUCAUUCAUUCAUCACGGUCAUGUUGACCAGUGAAAAGCCUUCAAACUAGCAAGUCCAGAUAUUCACCUAAAUAAUGGGAGAACCUGCUCAUGGGCUACAUAUAACACAAUCUUUCUUUAUCGUCAAACUCAGCACAUUCAAAGCUAAACUGUAUCAGAAGGUCAUGUAGUUACUUUCCCUUUACCAUGAUAGUUCUGAUUCAAACAGUAAAGGUAUUUUACUUAUUUUAUUAAACUAAAGAUAUCAUUAGAUUGAUUUCUAAGAGUGCAUUUUUUUUCCGGUAGUUAGCCUUGAGAUAUAUAUAAAAAACAAUUAUUCAAACACAAUCUUCCUUUACCUUCGCAGCAAUAUGAAAACUGGAGGCCAAGCCAACCUGACAGUUUCUUUUCCGCGGGAGAAGAUUGUGUCGUUAUUAUCUGGCAUGAAAACGGGCAAUGGAAUGAUGUACCAUGCAAUUAUCACCUUACAUACACCUGCAAGAAGGGAACAGGUAAUGAGAACACCUUUUUUAAGUAAUUUGCAAGUCUUUCGAUAUAGGAGAUGAUGCUUACGCUACUGGCAAUAAGAACAGAUUUGUGAAAAACAAAAAAAGCAUGCUGUUUGUAGGAAAAUAAAAAGAUAUACUGAUUAUUUAGAAAAUAAUGAAAAGACAGGACAGAGGUGCAAAACACAAAAUAUAUAGACUGGCGGUUGAUAGAUGACAUACAAUUUUCUAAUUUUUCUAAAAUUCAUAUUGUCGUUCAUGUGGUGGCGUGAAUACUUGCAAGAUUAAAGUUGAUUUAGUUAAAUAAAAAAAAAUACUCAUAGUACAUAUAUAUAUAUAUAUAUAUAUAUAUAUAUAUAUACACACACACAAUUCGUAUCAUUAAAUCAGUUGCUGAAAUGCCCACCCCUGCACACCACAAUACACAUUCAUUUCAGUUGAUUAGAUUUUUGGGAAUGCCUGAUUAAUAUCAUACAUUCAUUUUGUUUUAGUUGCUUGUGGACAGCCUCCUCUAGUAGAAAAUGCAAAAACAUUUGGAAAGGUUAAGCCACGUUAUGAGAUCAAUUCACUAAUAAGAUACCACUGCAAAGACGGAUUCGUCCAGCGUCACAUGCCAACUAUUCGAUGCCGAGGAGAUGGAAGAUGGGAUCUGCCCAAGGUUACAUGUAUGCAACGUAAGUAUCCUUUAACAUCUUUAAAAAAAAAAAACACACACACACUUUAGUCUCCAGUUUUCCAAUCAGAAACUAGUGAAUAAUAAUGAAGUAUUUAAUUUUCAGAUUUUUAUUACUUACAUAUUUUUAGUACGUAAAAUAAACUCACUAGGAUUAAUAGCAGUGUUUGAUAUCGGCAGUAAAAUGUACAGAGAUGUACCGAAGAAAGCAUCGUAAUCUGAUUGUAUUCGGAAAUCAGGGAGCUCCUCCCUCAUUGAAUGCCACUCCAUCAACAAAUCCAGUGCUGAUCCCAAAGAAAGAUUAGGUUCAAUGUUUAUUUCAACACAUGCAAAAAAAGGGCUUUUUGGGAAGUGGGUCAAGCAAGCUGACUGAUUCACAGUGUUAUACUUUUAUUCACGAAUGUUACUUGAAUAAAGCUUGUAUAUGAUCAUGUCUUUGUAAUUUGUACAACUCUUAGUACUUCAGAAAAAGUGUUCUUCAUAAAUGAUAAAUCAAAUAGAUAAAUACUGCAAGUACCUUGACCACUUCAGUGUUUUGAAGUGUUUAUGGUACUUGGAGUCUGUAUGUGCAGUGUUUCAGUUUGAAACAUUGCACAUACUAAGAAAUGUUUUAUUGCUGUUGGGGGUGUAACUCCAUCACUGGCAGUAUCAUCGGUCAGCCCAGAGCAAGAGAUCUGGAAUGGCUAAUAUUCCAUCGACAGAUGGUCAUUCAUUGACUGAGAGUGAUCAGCUAAGGUUCUCAGAUAACUAAUAAUUGAUAGAUUCUUAGUUCUUAAGAAGCCAAAUGCCAAUCACAAGGCUGAGAGAAGACUAAGUAUCUGGCAGGACUGUUUUGCCGGUUUCGCAAUGGCAGGACCCAAGUUUGCCCCACUACUGGGGAACAGCACUAGGACAUCCAAGCAUCAUAACUACUACAGUGGGGUGUUUUGGCUAUGAUGCUUGGAAUAACCAUGUAAGGACAUAAAUACAAAUGACAACUUACUGCAAUAUUAAUUACCAUUUAAAAAUUACUUUUGAAGGGCUUUCAGCUAAGAAAACUGGAUAAAUGAUUAAGCACAUUAGAAUCAGUAUACUUGUUAAUAAUGUUUUAAUUUAUUAAUUUUUUUUUUUUGUAGCGUCCAUGUACCAACGGACUUAUUCUAAGAAAUAUUACUACAAAUUCAUUCCACCUGAGAUGAGGACCUCACAAAACUCCCCCAAACAUCAACACCGUUGGAGCAGGACUUGGCAAAACUCCCCACGCUGAAUGAGUUUUUAACACCACCAGCGGACACUUUAAUUGCCGAAGUCCUAAAUUACAGUGCCUUUGAAAUAAGAAGUGUUAUCCGUCAGGCCUUGGACAUUUUGGGACAAUGGCAUAAAAAAAAAAAAAUGUAAAAAAAAAAUCGGAAGAUCAAACAUUUUGAAUUAAAACAUUAGCCAUUCUAGGGAACUAAACCAGAUGUAGGCAUACAAUAAUUUCCAGCCUACUAGAAAUCUUUUGUUUUUGUAUGUCACCAAUGCAAACCAUUUUAUUGUAUUAAUACAAGCUUACUUUAAUAUUUAAACAGCUUGACAGUAGCACCGAUGACAUUUGUAAAUAAGAUGAUUUAAAUACAUUUUCUAAUCAUGUAUAUAUAAAAAAAAAAAAAUAGUGACACUAAAGUCAAGCAUAUUUAAUAAGUGCUAUAUAGUGCAAACGUCAAAUCAUAAAUUUAAAUUGAUGCUCGUUUACCGAGGCUGGAAAUAAUUCGAGGUGUGGAGGAAACAUUUGUGCCAGAAGAGGAGACGUUUUCACCAUUAAAAAAAAAAGAUUGUGCCAUAUAUUUAAAUGUUUUUAUGUUUUCGGAGAAAAAAACCCAAACAAAACAAACUGAGCUUUGAAAGUACAUCGGAAUCUAGCCUCUGUGUUGACUGCAAUAAAGGAGUAAUUUUUCUUGCCAUCAUCCAUGACCACUUUUUAAAAAUGGAAUAUUUGGAUGAAUUAUCUUUUAUUCUAUUAGUCAGUAGUUUUGUUUUAUGUUUUAGAAACAUUUUCAGUGGCAGAGGGUUCUGUUGCUGGACUAAAAGAGUUAAACUACUGUACUAACUCAUUAACCCCUUCAGGACCAGAGACACGUCGGGAAGUUCACGAUUACAAGGGAUGUGCCUAAGCCUGAUCCUGAAGGAGUUAAGGGAGUCAUUUCUAAUGGUCAGUGACGCAAUAGCUGACAUUGAUGCACCACAUUUGCGUCACGCCUAUCAUUUACAAAACUGCAUCGCUUUUUUUGAUGCAAGUGUUUAUAUGGAGUCAAGACUGCUGCAUAAGUAGAUGCAACAAAAAAAAAUAAAAGAAGUGACUCAGUUUUGAAUUUGCAUCAAAUUAUUUGCACCUGAGAAGAUCCCACUUUUAUUAUUUUUUUUGUUUUUGUUUUUCGUUUUGUUAUACCAAUAUGGGACCUUUGUUGAGUGUAUUUGAAAACACUAACAUUGUAUCUGGAGGGUGCAUUUACAAUUGUUUUGUAAAAAAAAAAAUACAACAAAAAAAAAAACCACAGUAAAUAAUUUUGUACAUAUAAUCAUUUCUAGGUCUUUUUUAAUGAAAUAGUAAAUGUUUAUUGAUGAAUGCGGCAGCUGUGAAGAAUACUCAAAUAAUUGUACAAAGCCAUACUGCUUAAAUUUAUGGGAUGUGUUGUCAUCAAAUCAUAUGACGUUUUAUUUUGAUUAUCAAAAUGUCAUCUCUUUUUUUUAUGACCAAACAUCAUAGCUUAUUAAUCUAAAAAUUAGGAUGCAUCCCUACCUAAAAUCAAGAAAUCAAAAUUAUUAUUUUUUUCUCUCAUCUCAUCAUGUUGGGAUCAAAUAUUUCAUUUCAGAGUAUUAAAAGAACAUAUAUUGUUAUAUUAAACCUGCACACUGUAGUAGAUACAAUAUAUUUUCUGGAAAAAAUUUUUUCCUCCCUGUUACUUUAAACGUAGGCACGAAAACAGGACUUGGAAAUGGGACAAAUGGUUUAGCACCUUCUGUUUCUAAAACUCACAGUUACGCUGUUACUGAAAAUAUUUUCACCUUUUUGCCUAUAAAACUUAAUUUAGCUACAAUGCUGCAUAAUUCAUCAAGCACACUUGAAUAAUCCCAUGUAUUUAUACUCUCUUGUGAAAUAUUUUGUCAUUAUAUUCCUAAAUUUUCUUUUCCCCUCGAAAAAUGUAUCCUAAGAAUAGCACAUUAAUGUAAAAUAACUAAAUAUAUAUUGUUUAAUAUAUUGAUUUCCCCUUUUUUUUUUUAAACGUUAGUGCAUUAUGCACCUGGAACUCAGUAGCAAAAAAAAAAAAAAAAAAAUGUAAUGAAAACGCUAAACAUGUAUUUAUUGAAAUUAGUCUACUGUAAUAAAAUAUCUGGACUUUACUAAAGGCACAUAGACAUUCCAUAAAGAAAAACAGUUAUGGCUUCUUAACAAACCGUCCUACUUACUAAUAGAGUGAUUGAUUCAUUCCGUCAGCUGCUGCAACUUGCUGAAACUUUUUUGUACUUGACAACAAUGCACCACAGUGUUGACCUGUAUGUUUUUUUUCUAUUAUUACAAUGCACAUAAUACUUUUUUUCCUGUAUUUAUAUUAUAACGUGUAUAGUAUAUAAUGUGAACCUUUGGAUAUUUGUGAAUGAAAGUCUAAAAUCUUUGUAACUUUUUAUAUUCGCUUCUGUUUCACCAAAGAAACUCUGUUUUGUUUGCUAGUAAAUGGUUUAUAGUGUUUUUAUUUAUUCUAUUUUUUUUCUUUUUUAUUAUUAUUAUUUUCUAAAUAGAAGAAUGUGUAAUUAGGGACAAAAUCAAUAAACACUCAAAUGUUCACAUGUCUCUAGCAGGUUCCCUGAGCCUGUUUAGUUAUCUGAAACCGAAUGGUUGUUAAGCUUCAGAUCUCGGAAAAUGAAACCAUUCUAUGCGUUUAUAUCUCUGUUUCUCUAUUCACAUCAGGGUGUCCCUGAUUGAUUGGAUUGUAGCUAGAAUUUCUGGGGCAGCAAAUGAUAUAAUUUUCGAUCAAUAUUUUGUCUAUGCUAUGGCAAAGCAUUCUUUCAAACGGUUCUAUGCAAUCCUUGUGCCUUUUAGUUUGAAUGCAUGUGACAAGGUGUAUGAAACAGUUGAUGUAGGGUCCAUGAAAGCUGCCAAUAUUAAUUCCUUUUGGUAAUUCAACCAGGAUAGGCAACCUUCAACACUCUAGAUGUUGUGGACUAUAUCUCCCAUAAUACUCUUACAGCCACAAUGUUGACAAAGCUUCAGGGGAGAUUUAGUCCACAACAUCUGGAGUGCCAAAGGUUGCCUACCCAUGCACUAAACCUUUUUGUUGGCUUAAGAAGUGACACGUAACAAUUAUCCACUUGCUGCAACUUUAGUUAUUUUUUCCACUAGGCUUUGUUAUACAUUUUUCAAGUUGGCUUUAAAUUUACCAUUGCUCACUGUUUUAGUUACCCUGCUUGUAAUUUAUAAGCCUCUUUACAAACUUUUGAUUCUGUCUGGCUUUUGUCAUUGGUAAAAAAAAGAAUAAAACCUAUUAGACCAUUGUAUCCAAUACUGGAUUGUUACCGAACUAGCGAAAAUAUUACCACUCAAAGAAAAUAUCCAGCUAUCUUCAUCUUAAAAAGGGCAUCCCUGUUGGGCAAAUUGAAGAGUCUCUUUUAAUUUUAUCAAAUAUAAAGUGCUAGAUGUUUAAAUGGAUAUGACAUAUGCAUUUAUAUUGUGAUUCUUCUUAAAACGUUGUAAGUAUGCAAUGAGGAUCGUAAGGAUAGUUUAUGUAGAUCUGGAUUUCACUAACUUGUGAAAUAAAUUAUCCUUUUCCCAAAGUGCAAAACCGAAAUUUGAUAUUUUAUUAUGUUUAUAUACCAUGUUUAUAUACCAUGGUUGGAUUUAGAGUUUAAAGUAUACUUUUUUUUUCUACGUUCUCUGCCAUGGUCCACCAUAUACAUACCUGCAUUUAUUUGCACAUGCACAAGGCAGGUAGGUGCUGCACGGGUUCAUUGGCCUCACUGAUUACAUGUAUAGUUGCCUAGGAAGCAUAAAGUGGGUUGGCACGGUGACCAAAAUACUAAUUAAGUGCGGUGCUAAGUUAGUGUUUGGAUUGCAGAGCGUUCAGUCAUAUCAAUUAAAACUAAUCAACUUGUCUAAAGCAGGCAUCUUAAACUAUUACCCCUGGAUGUUACUGAAUAGAAUCUCCCUCUGGCCAUAUAUUGCAUACAAAGAAUUUGGGAAGUUCGGAGAUUAAUAUGAAUUUAGCAAGAACUAUCAAUGCCAGGUUGAAGGAGACUAUGCAUGGAAACACUGCAGUCCUUGGGUACACCCUAUUGCAAAUUAUAAAUAUAUAUUUGUACUCUGGACAUGGGGAUUCAAUACCAUCUCUGGGCAAGUAAAACAGCCAUUGAUCUAAUCAAUAGCAUCUUUUGAACUUUUGAAGACCAUCCAAAUGACUUAACAUGUGAUCGAAACAUGUGACCUACUGUUUUAUACCAUCUAUAACAUCUAUGUACAACCACCGACUUUGCGGUUUCACCACUUUGGAUGCUUCAAUUUGGUAUCAGCUUUAGUUGGUUAAAGUUCUGGUUUGAGAUAUGUAAAAAGCUGAAUGUAUUAAAUCAUUUGGAGGUCAUUGUCAUUUGCUUGGCAUGACGUUGUCAAAGGAUUUCUAACACUGGCUAAAAAUACGCAAACACACUUUAAAAAAAGCAUGUAUGCAAGUCCAGCUAUGGGCUGUGAUCUUUGCAAAUAUCUAAGCACUUGAUGUAAGUUUAUUCUGACAAGAACAUACAAAAUGUGUUUAUGAUACUAUGUACAAUUCUUUGUGCUAUUGCUCUCAAAAUAAAAGCUGUGUUUUUCUUUUUAAAUAUGUAACUUAAAACCUCCC
Molecule: messenger RNA, 92913 nt
Organism: Pelobates cultripes (western spadefoot toad)
Lineage: Eukaryota; Metazoa; Chordata; Amphibia; Anura; Pelobatidae
Source: the annotation of a GenBank genome assembly